Molecule: messenger RNA, 89227 nt
Organism: Podarcis lilfordi (Lilford's wall lizard)
Lineage: Eukaryota; Metazoa; Chordata; Lepidosauria; Squamata; Lacertidae
Source: the annotation of a GenBank genome assembly
GUGACAGGCAGAGGCGGCCUUCCCUCUCCUCGCCCCGAGCGAGUGAAGCUGCGAGGCUGGGCGGGCCCAGCUCGGCCGCUGCUCAGGGCGGGGUUUCGAGAGCGGCGUCCGCGAUCGCGGUUUGUCACCGCUCCAGGGUUCAGGAGCUUAUUUAAGCCGGCCACGCGCACACACACGAGCACAGGCGCGCGCGCGCGACGCAGGCAGCUGCUGAGCAUCCUUAGCAGCAGCAGCAGCAUCGGGCAGCCAGGGAGCCGGUGGGGGAGCAGCAGCAGCAGCAGCAGCCCGAGCCAGACAAAGCAAAGAUGGCAGGGAUCCUCGCUUGGUUCUGGAACGAGAGGUUCUGGCUGCCGCACAAUGUCACCUGGGCGGAUCUGAAGAGCACCGAGGAAGCCACCUUCCCUCAAGUGGAGGACCUCUACCUGGCCUUCCCCCUGGCCUUCUGCAUCUUCAUGAUCCGCAUGGUUUUCGAAAGGUGAGGCUGGGAUCUGGGAUCUGGAUGCUCCUCUCUCUCUUCUCUCUCUCCAGCCCCACUAGCCCCUCCAGGGAAAGGGCUGCCCUCUUCUACUUCUUCCCAUAGGCAAACAAGCUCACAACUCGCUCGUGUGGGGCUUGUUUUAUUUGGGCCCCUGGGGUCUCUCCGCCUCUGGAGAUGUUGGCUCUGGGGGUGGUGAGGGGGCUUUGCAGUUCGUAGGCAGACAGCCUCAUGAGUGGGGAUUAUAGGGGGUGUACGGAUCAAACUUCUCUGAAGAAUAAGAGGUGUGUGUGUGGGUCGCCAGCAUGGGUCCAAUGUUAGCAGCAUGGGUCCAAUGCUGCCACACUGACUUAAAAAAACAACACCGAAACCAUGCCCACUCAAAAGGCAAGGAGGCAUUUUAUUUUGAUUAGAGAGGCUUUUCGAGCUAAGCUUUAGAUCACCUUCCUGGUCACUCCUUCCCCCAGAUGCUACCAAUGCAGAUGGUUUUGUGGUGGGCAACGUGCCUGUGUGAUGGCAUUCAAGGCAAAAAUUCAUUGAUAAAUGACCAGCAGGCUUGCUAGUAUCGGAUUGGGGGGGGGGAACGACUAUGUGCUUGACCCUGCUGAAAAAUCCAGUGUUGUUGCUGUUUUUGAAAAUGGGAACACCACAUUGAUGGUUCCACCAACUUCCUUGAAAUAGGCUAAUCGCCUCAUUUCUAAAAUGAGGAAAGCAGGGUUCAGGCAAGUCUGCCUGGAGCCCAGGCCUCAGACCUGUAAACUGCUGUCUAAUAGCACAGCUGUGAGUAGGUAAGCUGUGAGAAGGAGGUAAAAUGCUCCGCACAUACCCAGAGGUACACAUACCUUUUACCUCAUGUUCUGGAUCUCUUGUACGGCAUUUUGAACACCUCAUGGGUUUAUGAGUCCUUGGUCGAAAUAAUUCUGACAACACUAUUCCGUGUGGAACACCUGACUGGGAAAAAACCCCACUUCUUAAAAAGGUCACUUGUAUACUGGUGACAUAGCUUGUAGGUUUUUAAGUAAAAGCGAAUCAGUGUCAUAAAACAGUAAAAUGCUGUACACUUCAUGAAUACAAUCUGAUUAUUAAUUAAGCUAGGAAUCUAUCUGUUUUCAGUCCUUUGUUAUACCUCCAAAAUUAUUUGCUCCAGGGAAAAGCCUGAUGGUUAAGUUGACAAUCUUUCCUUUAUGCUUUCCCUGUUGUUCCGUUGAAGAGCUGUUUCCCUUCAUGAUAAACACAGGACAACAACACAACAGAAAAGAAUCCUUUUUGAAAAUGCAGAAUAAUAACUGCUGUGAUAGUUAACUGAGAACACCUCUUAAAUUUUAAGGUUGGUGUUUAUAAUGAUCUACAUAGAAUAUAUCACUUUUCUGAAAUACUAACCCAAACUGAUCAUACACUAAAUGUCAGUUAAUACAAUGUGUGAAGAUAUUGUGUGGUAAAAAUGUCUAGUUUUCCUGGAGGGUCAUUUUGAGUACUUCUGCCCUAGCCUUUUCUCCCAAGAUGGGCAACAUUUGUUUACUUGUUUUGUCUCCUGGAUUCUAAGGAAUACGCUUUCCACACUGUUACAUUCCUGCAUUUUCCCUGUUGUCCUGCUUUUUAAAAAAGUUUUUUUUUUUUUAAGUGCUGUUUUGUAGUGAUUUUUAGACCUAUCAAAAUAACAGCGCAAAGCUUUCAAAUAUGACAUAGUGCUAUUGUUUCUCCUGGUGUAUAGUGGAGGGCUUGGUGAUGUGCCCCUCCCUUUUCUACAUUACCUACCUGUCUGUAAUUAUUAUACCUGUCUCUAUUGCUCCAUCCUCUGCUGUGGAGUUCUUUAAACUCCUUCUGCGUUUAACCUGUGUGGUAAAGGUGAUCUUCUAUAUGGAAUGGAGGCAGGGUAGGGGGAAACAGACCUUAUCCACUUCUCUUUUUCAUUAACACAUUAUGGGAUUGAUUGAUGGAUGCAUGCACGUAAGUCUUGAGAAUUUUUAAAAAGAAGGACAUACAGAGCAAAAGUUUUUGACUGUUGCCUAGACUGCAGGACUGUCUUAGCAAUGGUAGCCUCAGCAACACAAGCUCUGACUUUCCUCCCUUGGUGUUGCUGGGUAAGUCUGCUCAGUACACCCAUGGUAGGAGUGCAUGAUGGUGAUGCUGCUGCCCAUUUCAUAUUGCCUCUUUUCCUUCCAAGUGUUCUCAGUCUCCAUUGCAAGAGACUGGUCCAUUUGGAUAGGUGAAAAUGGAGCUUCCUAUCAGUUCAAGAGAGGGGUGCAACUGUUGCUCCCCUCUGCUUGUUGCUGCAGGUUCUUUUUUCCUUGUCAUCUCAUCUCUUUUAUGGGGUGAGCUGCAGCUAUGACUGUCCUUCUCAACACUCUUUACCAUCAAUUGUCCUAAAGCACAUACUAUUGUCUUGGAGACUCUCUGAAGGAACUUUGGUCUUAAGGAUCCUUCUUUUAGGAUGACAACACUAUAGUUUAAAAACAAAACAAAACCAUGCCACCUGGGGUUUAGAUAAUACUCUAAUGCCAAGGAAUAGGACUAACACUAGUAUGACAUUAAUAAAAAAUAAAAUAAACUGGUGUGUUUGUAACACAAAAAACAACUUUGCCAGAAGGUGGCUGUUUCCCAUCCACAAUAUUUUGCUUUUUAUUGCUCACAAGUAUUCCCUAUAUGGAAUGUCACAAUUCUGCUCUUCCCUUCUACUUCAAACAUCCAAUAAUCUCUUUUAUUCUUCACCAGUAAAGAACAAACACUUUCUUUAACAAUGCACAUUUUUUAAGAGCCCAGAAUUGGAUGUACACUGAGCAAUUUGAUAACCUGAUGCUCUGCAUAUGUUUACCAGGAUACCCAGGCCAAAUAUUUAUUUCUGAAUCCUUUAUAACUACCCUUUCGUUAUAUAGUGCAAUGUCAAUAUAUGGCUUUCACAUAGUUCACAUUAUUGCUUUUUAUAAAGAGAGAGAAGCUCCCGUUUUCUCCUGCCUAAACUCAGGAAAAACGUAUGCAGAAUUCUCACAUUCUUACCAUAGAGGCAAAAUGUAGUACAACAGUUUUUUUGAUAAAAUCAGCUCAUAAAAUCUUGUACUCCACUGAGUUAUGGAGGAUGGGUUUAGUUACUUGCAGUUACACUUGAAUCUCCGCAUAAUUGGUGUCCCCCCCCCCCCAGGAACUGGGAGAAGAGAGCACUCCUUGGGUUGCCUUGUGUGCCUGAGAGCCUUUCAAUGGAAGCAUGGUGCUUUGAGGCUCCAUAGGCAAUGGACUGAGGAAGUGGAACAUAGGAAGGGUGGAGAAUGAGAUUUUUGGUGAAAGGGCUUGGGAGAGGGGGGAACUGAGGAGAGAACAGCUUCAAGGUGCUUAAAGGGAAGCAACAGAGUUUGGUCAAGAGAGAGUGACUUAAAGAAGGGGCACAAAGUAGGCCGUCCCCUGUCAAGCUGGAAUUGGAGGGAACAGUUUGUAAGGAUUUGAAGGGAAUAAUGGGUGGUAGAAAAAUUGGAGUUGAAGAAAGAAGUCAAUGGAAAAGUAGGACUAGGGGAAACCAUGUGGCCUAGAGAUGGGUUGUUCUGUACUGUUGGCAGGGUGACAGAGGAGGCCAGGGAUACAUAAGUAUGCUAGGUUUAGAGUCUCUUGACUCCGAGGUGUCAGUAUCAUGGCAAUAUAGGGAGCUGGCAACCUCAGAAGGACAAGGGAGGGGUGUGACGCAGUAGGUAAUGUAGUUUAUUUGAACUAACUAGCCAAUUCUAAGACUGCUGACUUCCAGGAAUGUCUUCGAAAAGUGGUAUAAAGUCAAAGUAAAAAUGCUGUGAGUCCUCUGCCCAUUAUUGUCAUGGCUUCUUCCCACAAAAUCCCGCAAAGGAAAUAUGGGUCUCUAACAGACUUUUCAGACUCUCACAACUCUAAUCCCCAGAGUUCCUUGAGGGAAGCAAAUCCACCAGUGUCCAUAGAGAUUUGGCCCCAAUACGUUCAUUACAUGUGAUGCACAAAUGCAUGUCAGCCAUCUCCCGUUCCCUGUUAGUUUGAUUUUACUUUUAAAUGAGAAGCAGCUUGGGUAGAUGGGAAUUCUGAAUAGACACACAGAAGGUGGAAAGGUGUGUUGAACCCCCUUUGUCUACAGCUUCUUCACACCCAUGCUUUUCAGAUUUUUCCACCAUGCCCCCCCCCAUCCCCUGGGCAAGAGUUUGCCCUCUAAAAUAAACAUUUGGAACUUAUGAAUUAGGAAAGACCAUGGACUCAGCUACAUUAGUCAAAAAACUGUGUUUUGAAUGCAUUAUAAACAUGCACCAGAUGGCACUGGAGAGUAAAAAAGAAAUCUAUGUGAUUUUCCAUAAUGUUUUUUUUCUUUUGUUAUAACGAUUUAAUUUAUUUCUUGUUUAUAGUAUUUUUUCUGUGUGUGUGUAGAUCCACCCCAGCAAAACUGUUUGGAAGUUGUGCUUAAAAUGUUGUUUGGGGUCCUGAUCUGGUUUUUUUUUGGGGGGGGGGGGACAAACCAUUGUUUGCUGGGUUUGAAAGAGAGAGAAAGCUUGCAUAAAGAGCCAAUAUAGAUUUAUUUAUGCAAAUAGAUUCUUAUCUUGCUAUUCCAUGACAAAGGCAACAUAGAAAUUCAAUUUAGAACAAUAAAACAUACCAACAAAAAAAACCCCUGUAUUGAUUUAAAGCAGAUUAGUUACUAUUAAAGACCUAGGUAAACAGGAUGGCCUUAUCCUGGCAUAAAAAAAAGAUAGUAAGGACAGUACAAAUUGAAUUGUGCAGAGGGAAUUCUACCUUCGGCGCUCCUACAGAAAAGGUGGGGACACCUGGAAAACUUGCUAGUCAAGGUAAUAUGGGAGAAUGUUGUCCUCUUGUUAACUUUGACCCCAUACUGUGACUCUAUAGGUUAAAACCAGCCCUUUGCAUUGUUCCCCAGACAAACUGGGUGCAUGUGACGACCUUGUAAGUUUGCUAGUGAAAUAGUUUCACCAAGAAGAGUCUACUUAACCGCUUGGCUGCCACAUUCUGGAUCAGUAAAGUUUCCAAAUGUUUUCCAGAGGCAGCCCUUCGUAUGCAGAGGAUCAUUUUACUAUACUUUGAAUUACGCUUGUUGUAUUAUCCUAGACACAGCAUAGACAAAGGAAGCUAUUCUGAAGUGCUAAAUAACACGGAGAUGAAAAUGAGCUCUCUAAUAUAGCUCUCUCUGGGCUGGUAAACCUGUGUCUGGCCUGUUCUCUCUUCAGACUCCUCUCAAGACAUACGAGUGUGCUUUUUGUUUAUGUACAGGGGAGCAUUCAGCCCCAUGGGCUCCCCCCUUGGUCUGAAGGGGUAGUUUUACCACUUCCGUGUGAACUAGGCUUAAAUAUUGAUUUUAAAUAAGCUGAUAGACUGCUGAGGUAAUACAGGGGACUACAUCACUUCAGGUUGUCGAAUAGGCCUCAAAGCAGGUGCCAAACUUUACCUCGUUGACAAAGUCUUAUUUAACAGACCCUUUUAAUGGGGUCCUGGAGUCUGCUUAUUAACUGACCCUAUAAGAAUAUUCCACAAGUUACUUAAGCGGGUUUUGUCCUUUCAGAAUGUGGCUUUCUGUGAAUGGUAUUUCUAAAUAAUAUUCUUAGGUUCAACCUUUCCACCUUUAAAGGUGACUUAAGUGUCUUAAGACAGUGGGUCUUUAUUUUGUAGGAUAAGUUAGGAAAGUGAUCGUGUUAACUUACUUGCUUUUAUCAGAAGCAUUUUUUGUUUUCUUAUGGAGUCAUGUUUGCAUUCUUUUUACAUAUAAACGCUUAACCAAAAUUUCAGGAUGAUGGUUUGACAUUGGUUUCAGGUCAUGGCUUGUCCUGAAGGGGGUAACCAAAGCUUCCCUGAUAGAAACUAUGGUUAAUUGUGAAGACUUUGUCAUUGCACCCAGGUGAGCCACUAAGGGAGAAGUGAAGGGCCUAUGGGCCAAGGGCUAAUUUAUAUCUCAACUUGUUAAACCAAGGUAAAGGUAAAGGUACCCCUGACCGUUAGGUCCAGUCACAGACGACUCUGGGGUUGUGCACUCAUCUCACUCUAUAGGCCGAGGGAGCCAGCGUUUGUCCGCAGACAGUUUUUCCGGGUCAUGUGGCCAGCAUUAAUAAGCCACUUCUGGAGAAACCAGAGCAGCGCACGGAAACACUGUUUACCUUCCUGCUGGAGCGGUACCUAUUUAUCUACUUGCACUUUGACGUGCUUUCAAACUGCUAGGUUGGCAGGAGCUGGGACCGAACAACGGGAGCUCACCUCAUCGCGGGGAUUCGAACCAUCUACUUACCGGCAAGCCCUAGGCUCUGUAGUUUAGACCACAGCGCCACCAAGAUAGGUUCAUUCAAACUUGUGCCAAUUGGUUCUUUUGAAAAUGCCUUGCUAAUAAUGAAAAUUGCAGACUGAAGGUGCAUAUGCAAGGCAAGGUGUCCAUUUUCAGUGUUUUCGGCUGGUUCGCAGACUGGGGCAUACAAAAGGCUCACUUGUAUCUCUGCUUAUUACGCUGAGAUAUGUCUGUCGCUCACUUUUAUAGUUAAUACAGUUGUAUAUCAGUUGACAUUUAUUCACUGAUUAUAACCUAAUUGCAACAGCUAGCAAUCUAAUGAGAAUGAUUGCUUUCUUUGCAGUCCUAUGUAUGAUGACUUGGAUGCAAGUUUCAUUGAAUGUAGUAAGCAGGCGUAGAAUCAGACUCCGUGUGGCUUUACACAAAGAUUUAAUAAUGUCUGUCCAAAGACACAUGACGUACAAUACACUUGACAACCUGCUUUGAGGAUUAGAAUUUCUUACUCUCUAUUUGCAAGUCUCCUUUUCAGUGGCGUAGUGUGGGGGGUGCAGGGGGGGCCGGCCGCACCGGGCGCAACAUCUGGGGGGGGGCGCGCGCUCGCACUCACAGCUCUCUGCCCCUACCUGGCUCACUCACUCUCUCUCACUGCAGUGCUGGCUGUACGAAUCCGAUCCGAGCCGCUGGGUCGCCACCCACUGUGGAGGGGGUGGGUGCCAGGCGUGCGGUGCGGAGAGAGAGCGAGGGACUAUCUGGGGGAGGGACAGUGCAGCGGCCGCCCAGCGCAGAGCUGAGCACGGGAGAGAACCACACCAGACCAGACCAGGCAGCAGCAAGAAGAAGCUGGCAGCGCCGGCAGGUUAGGGGUUAGGGGGCGCAAAUUACUUGCCUUGCCCCGGGUUAGGGGGCGCAAAUUACUUGCCUUGCCCCGGGUGCUGACAACCCACGCUACGCCGCUGCUCCUUUUGACCUAGAAAUGGAUACAGCUUCUAAUGGUGCUAAUCUCACCCUAUUUAGCAGGGUGUCUUCAUAACCACCUCAGAUUUCAGUAUUAUUCACCAUAGUAUUCCAUUCAGUAUUCUGCUUUUCAUCUUUCCUCAGUUGCUUAAAUCACUUAAUGCAAAUGUAGUAGGAACACAAAGUUGUUGCCAUUUUGACAGAAAGUACACUCCUACAUCUUAAGUAACUCUCUAUCCAUGUUUGUCCCAAAGUCCUGCUGAGUUCAGUGAGGCUGGCUCCAAAGUUAACAUACAGAGGAUUGUACCAUUAGUCAUUUUGUCAAGAACUCGCCUCUGCUUUCUAUAUGGAAGUGCCAGUAUUACAUCUCUCAAUUACAACACUUCAAGAUAAUUGCUUUCCACAAAUACCUAAUUGGAUGCGAGAAUUGUGUGGAAAUAAAUUGCUUGGCUUUUUCUGUGGGCUUGCUUGCCUGGAAAAGGGAGUAGAAGCUCAGAUAACCUCUUAUUCCAGUUUUGCUGAGUUGUCAAGCACAAAUUUUGACAUCAAACCGUUAUGAAACUGUUAUCAGUUGUUAUGAAGAGAUUAGGCACGGGUUAGGACAGGGGUGAGCUCCCGUUGCUCAGUCCCAGCUCCUGCUAACCUAGCAGUUCGAAAGCACGGCAAAAGUUCAAGUAGAUAAAUAGGUACCGCUCCGGUGGGAAGGUAAACAGCGUUUCCGUGCGCUGCUCUGGUUUCGGUGUUCUGUUGCGCCAGAAGCUGGCCACAUGACUCCGAAAAACUGUCUGUGGACAAACGUCGGCUCCCUCAGCCAGUAAAGCGAGAUGAGUGCCGCAACCCCAGAGUGGACUGUGACUGGGCUUAACUGUCAGGGGUCCUUUACCUUUAGGGACAGGGUAAGACCAGAUUCAAAUCCCCACUCAGCUAUGAUCUUUUCUGGAUAACAUCGAGCCAGUCAUUCACAUAGUCUCAGCUUAACCCACCUUGCAAUGUUGCUGUGAAAAUGAAAUUGGGAGUAUGCCAUUUUGAGUUCCUUGGAGGAAAGUUGGGAUAUAAAUGUAAUAAAGAAAGCAAAUAUAUUUUAUAAGUUUCAGCAGCUUGGGGAAGGGCUGGUGGGGGGAAAUCACAUUCCUAGGUGCAUGAAAUAGCUUGCUCUUUGUCAUGCUAGGGACCUGUGGUUUGUUUUUGUUUUUUAAAAAAGAGAGAAAUAAUUUCAUUGACAUCAGUAGGGCUGAUUUUUGAAUACUCAGAGAAUUGUCUUGUAAGUUUCAGUUUACCCUCAAGCUUUAAAUAAUUCAGAUUCUAAUGUCUGUUUACUGAGGCUUUACCAAAUUAUUUGUGAUAAUGGGUGUAGGUCCUUCUUUUUUUAUUUUUUCCUGCUCUUAACCUUUGAACCUUAACUAAGCUAGUCCAGAAGCUUUUAACGGAAAGUGCUCAUUUCAAAGGGAAUGCAGCCCACAAAUCCUUUUUAAUGAUAAAGUUAUAUGGGAGAGGCAGUGCUCCAGAAACAAAGACUGCAAGGCAGAGAUGAGAGCGAGAGGCUGAUCUUCAGUAAAUCUGGAUAAGUCUUUUUGCACAGUCAAUAGAGGGGAUGGAGGGGAAAUAUCUCUGUUCUUCAUAGGGUGAGUUGGAAAUCACUACUUAGAGAAUGGGUUUCGUUGCAGCACCCUCUGUCUCUCCCCCCACCCCACCCUAACGUAAUCUCUCAUGAUUGUGUCACUCUUGUGGUAUUUGGGUUUCUUCCAUUGUGAUUGUCACACUGCUUCAUGAUUCAUAGCAAUCCUGCUGGAUCAGACAGUUUGCCUAAUCCACCACUCUUUUCCUGUAGUGACAAACCAGACACCUCUAAUAAACCCACAAGCAGGACAUGAAAACAGUAGCUCUCCCCUACUGGUAGCUCCCCAGUUGCUGUUAGGAAGCACAGAUGGUGCCUGCAAUAAAGUGUUGCAGCACGGAGCACUCCUGGUCGGGGUUCCUGCUAGCUGUGGCCCUUUUCAGGAGAUUCUAUUCUCCUCUCACCCUGUUCUCAGACCCCAAAGGGUCUGUCAGCGUUCCAUGCCCAAUGGGCACGUUUGGCCUCCGUUGGGUUGUUUUUUUAAAGUGUUUUUUAAGGACACUUUUUAAAAACAACAACAACUUUGCAGUCUUUGAGGUUUCCCGAAGCAUUGUAGUUGGCUGUUUGCAACAUACAGUGGUACCUCUGGGUGCGAACGGGAUCCGUUCCGGAGCCCCGUUCGCAUCCAGAAGCGAACGCAACCCGCGCGUGCGCAUGCUGUCAUUUUGACCGUCUGCGCAUGCGUGAGCGGUGAAACCCGGAAGUAACAUGCUCCAUUACUUCCGGGUCGCCGCAGCACACAACCUGAAAAUACUUAUCCCGAAGCUACUUCAACCCGAGGUAUGACUGUAAUGAUGUGGGUGGGUGUGUUUGGUGGGGCAAAACUCUCUCUCUUUCUCACAGGAGGCCUGCGGUUCUACAUGAGCAAAUGGGCAGGUGCUGGUUCGUGGGAGAACAUGGGCAGGUGUUAGCUCUGCUCCCCUCCAUCUAGGAGGUGAGGGAGGAAACUUUUGGCCACUUCCAAAGCUUUGACUAAGUCAUGAGGCGAAAGAUCUUGGGUGCAGCUGAACCCUUUCAUUUUCUGAGUCUUGCGACAGGAAUGAAGCAGUUCCCUUUGGUGAAAGAGGCAGCCCAACCCUGCUUCAACAGGGAAGUUAAGCCCCUGGCACUGAAGAGAAAUGGAAUGCGCUCUUUUCUCUCUCCCCAGCACCCCCCCCCCCCAAAUACGUGAGCCCUGAUCAACUGUUUCAUAGCAGAGCAAGGUAGGCAGAUUCUACUUCUCUUUCUUUCUAAGCUUAAACCUGCUGGCUUCUUAGCCUUAAUGGUCAGCUUUGUAUUUCAGUGUGUGUCUCCACCAUUCGGAGGUGCAUGCUUGGGAUCCUGGGAUCUUGACUCUUUUCACACAUUAGCAACACAUCCUGUAGAAUUCUGUCCAUGAUAUUUUUAUCUGCACAAUCAGAAUGAAUUUCAGGAAGCCAAAAAGUCGUAUUGGAAAAUACGGCUUUUGAGCAGUCUGCUCCCAAAAUAGAAACUAGGCAUUCCAUUUUGGCGACUGAAACCCUGGUUUGAUCGCCGUUUGGCGCCUAGCUUAUAUACCGCGAGUUUCAUGUGUUGAGCAACUGCAGUUUGCGUAAUCUGUAUCAGCAGGCGUUGGGAAGGGCAGCGGUGGUGGUACUGGCAGCUCAUAUGCUCAGUCUUGGAGGCUUGGGAAAGGCAGUAGAGGACGUCAAAGCAUCAGAGGAGGUGGAAGCUGCAGCAAGAGUUGGCUGUAGCCACCUGCCAGAGAGUGGGCCUUAACAGAUGCCUGAUGGUGCUGAUUUCUGACUCUGGGCCACACUAAAAUCAACUGUAGAAUUGUGUUCGUAUUGCACAGGAAGCUGCUUAAUGAUUUCAUAGGAUGUAUGCAACAAACAGUUGACUCCUGUUUUGAAUUGUAAACAUUUUAUGAAUUCUAAAGGUGCUUCUUAAAGGCUGAAUUAUAAUUUUGGAUUGCAUUACCACAGUAUUUCACCCAGGUGAUAAGAAUGCUCUACUGGUUAUAUGAGAUCUGCCAGCUUAUGUUGAUAAAAGUUAUGCUAAUUUUAUGCAGCUUGGACACCCUCCCCCGAAACAUUUUCAGUGUAGCGAUAACAAAAUGCCACCUCCUUCUGUUUAUACUGUAGCCCCAAUCCUAGUUCUACAAUAUCCAGACAUAUAUUGGUUUGAGAAGAAAUGUGCGGUAGAAUAAUUCACUGCAGUCUAAAAGGUGGGUGGUGAAUCGUUCUUAUCUAUAGUCCCUGUCCUCCCUUUUCUGAAAGCCUAUUCUUGUGCUUACACCAUCCACUUUACAUGCCAGCUAAAAUCUGCAGAAUUUACUACAGUGCAAUGUGAGAGCAGUUCUCGUGGCACAACCUGCAUGCUUAUGACAAAACCUCUCUCUUUUGUUAUGUGUUUAAAACAUGUAGGCUUCUGCCCAGUGCAUGAUAACAAGAACAGCAGAGUGUGGCAGUGGCUACAAUAGUUGGUUUUGCAAAUCUCAAGGAGUUGCGUCUGGCAGCCUGACAACGCUAUGAUGCAAACUAAAAGAUGGAGCUUCAAACAAGCUUCAACAAGCCUAUGAAUUAAAUUCUAAUCCCUAAUUUGCAAUGACUCUUUUCCUGUAAAUAAAUGAAUGCCCAUGGGGGUGUAUCAGAGGAUCAAGGUGACAUGCUCUGCCCCCAACUUAUGCACCUUCAAUUGAAUGUCUCUGCAGAACUCCUGUGUGAAUGGCACUUUCUCUGCAAUUGGGAACCCUGGGGAAAGCGAUGUAAUGAACCACAAAGGGGAAAGCCCAAUGUUACAGUGGUACCUCGGGUUACAAACGCUUCGAGUUACAAACUCCACUAACCUGGAAGUAGUUGCUCCAGGUUGCGAACUUUGCCCCAGGAUGAGAACGGAAAUCGCGUGCCAGCGGUGCGGCAGCAGUGGGAGGCCCCAUUAGUGAAAGCGCGCCUCAAGUUAAGAACGGUUUAGGGUUAAGAACGGACCCCUGGAACAAAUUAAGUUUGUAACCCGAGGUACCAUUGUAUUCACUUUGUGGGCAUUUUGACUGAGAGUGAGCACAUUGCCCCUCUGUUCUUAUUAUGCUCUGCACACUUAAGAAUGGGGCAUGUGUGCGCAGCUGAUUGUCACCAGAAAAGGACAUUCAUAGUGCAAAACCUCCCUUUUCAAAUUGCAGCUUUCUCCCCUUUCAAGCUGCAACUUUUGUCCAUGCCUUCAUGUCUACCGGUGACAGUAUUCAUAGUAUGGUGGAGUAUGGAGAGCCUAGCCUUGGGGUCUUGCUCUGUGCUUGGGUCACCAAACUCUCUGACUUUUUCACAUGCUAAAGCAGCCUCUUAACUGCUCAGCCAAUCAGGUAAGGUAGCCUUACAUAUUCCAGACCCGCCUCCGUCCACCCUACAUCCAGCAAACAAAGAAAAGAUAAUUCAAAUACUAUGCAACUGCCCUCCUCUUACAUUUAACUUGUAAGCUCCACUCUGAAAAUUCAUUUCUUCAUCAUCUGUGUAAAAUCUUAUUUUCUAUAUGAUUCGCUGGCAAGUUUCUUUCUUUCUUUCUUUCUUUCUUUCUUUCUUUCUUAAGAACCAUACACCUGGCUAUUUGGCAUCUGCUGUCUUUUUGUUUUAUCAUCUUGUCACCUCUAUUUAAAAAAGCAAUUUCUCUUCUGACAUCCCUCCACCCCUGCCCCUUUUCUCUAAGUGAUGUAGUCACUGAUCUGUUAACAAAAAAGAACUAAGAGCAGACUUGGUAAGAUUAGAAUUAGUGAAAUAGACAAGAGACUACUGGUAUCUGGUUCCUUCUUUUGCUUCCCACUUUCUACCUUUUCAUGGAGCAAUGUAUGUCAAGGUCUAGAAUAAAUACUAAAAAGAAAAGAACAGAAAUAAAUUCUCAAGACAUAGGUGAAUUGACUGAGAUUGGCCAGAGCCAAAUCUAGAGAAAGAUUUGACCUAGUUCUAUCAAACUGUUCAACAUAGCAGACUAAGUUGGUUAUAAAUCUGUUUGAUUUUUUAAUUCAAAUGCCUGAAAUGCAGCUAUAUUUCCAGUUAGACAAAUUCACAAUCUUAUUUUUAGGGUGUACAUUUGAUAGGUUAGGCAAAUGCUGGAACGAAUAUUUCAAGCUGUGCUUGUGCCAAGGUGCACACGCGCUUACUUUGUUACAUUGGGUUUACUUCUCAUUCUGCAAUAUUGUGCAGUAUUCAGUUGCAUAUGCCCAUCUGUGUUGCUGGAGCAGUGAGUGCGCACACUCCAGGAUUUGCAACCGUUCUUUUCCUAUUGCCUUUUUCAUUCUAAUUUAAUUACAAUUACAGGUCAUGUUAAAAUUUGGGUUCCGAUAAUCUGUUGGUUUAUUGGUACAGAUUUUGCUUUUUUGAACAAAUUCAUUUUUUGUAUGCACAGACACAAAAUAAAUUAUGCAAGAAAUACCAGAAAGAGUGCUACAACUUAAAACGUCUCUCUCUCUCUCUCUCUCUCUCUCUCUCUCUCUUUUUACAGUACUUAGUAUUUCUUGGUAGACUUAUUCACAUGAGAUGGUUUUUCACAGUAAAACAAAAAGCAUCUUGUCUCUCUGUCUUUCCCAGAGGCUCAUUAUAGUGAGUGACUUUCACCAUCACUAUGAUAUCUCAGGGACUUCAGAGCCAAAUAUCCACCACAGAUUUGGUCUCUCCUACUAUCUUUGCAAUUGAAAUAUAAGCUGUAAUGAACUAAUUGUUUGCCAGACGAUUGGUGUAUUCAUUCUCUUUCUCUCUCGCAUACUCACACAUUGUCCACAGAACAAUGUCUUUGAGGUCUAGUCCAGAGGUUAUAUGUUAGUGGGAAAAUGUACAUAUCCUAUGCAUCUGAUUUCUUAGUCAAACCCCAAAUUAGAAAUACCUGUAUUUCCUGUCUCAUUAAACCAAGGAGAAAAGAAUAACAGAGUAUAAAGGUGAUAUAUCUGGAGGAAGUUGUGAUCUAAUAUGUCCUGUAUCUUCAUAAUUAUUCUGUGUACAUCAUUAUUUAAUUCCACUGUCCUUUAAUCUUUUUCCAGCCAGUUCCCAGAAGACAGGAGUGUCUACUCCAAACUGUUGAGUGUCCCAGUAAUUAAUCUCCACAUUAAACCACUGACACGAGGCAGUGAGAUGAGCUUCAUGAUUAUGAUGCUCUAUAUUAGGGACUGCCAGACAUCUGCCUUUAAUUGGUUGAAAUAAUUAAUUAUGCCAAUCAAUUGAUUAAUAUAAUAGUACAGAAGGACUUGUUCCUAUGGCUGCACGUAUUACAAGUGGAAGAUGAGCAAGGGAGAUGAAUAGUUAAAUGUUUUGACUGACAUUUCAGACAAUGGAAACUUUAAAGAGGAAGGUCUGGAAAAGCAGUUCUCAUUAUUGGAUCUCUAGGGCCCGGAUGGUGGUUGGCCCACGUUCAAAUUGGUUGCUGAUUCCUAGUCUUGUGCAUUCUGUGAGCAACUUUAUUUAUUUAUUUAUUUAUUUAUUUAUUUAUUUACCAUAUUUAUAGUCCUCUCUUCACCCAAGGAAACACAGAGCACUCUGCCCCUUCUCCAUCCGCCUGAUCACUUUCGUGCAUGCAAUGUCCUUGUCGCCUGUGGCUAACGGCAGACUUCUUAGAUUUUAAACUUUCUCAAUUUGAAAUUCAGAUAUUUGCUGAAGUAUGCAUAAUAACUGGUUAUAAUUAUUAAAACUGGGUCAAAGCUAAUACAGCCAGUUACAUUUUAAUUGCUAUUGUGACACACACACACACACGCGCGUUCAGGAAGUGUCCCAACUCUUUUUCGUACCAGCAUAGAAUCCAAGGAGGCUAAUAACUUCUGUGGGGUUAUUUAUUCAGUCCAGGUGUAUAAUUCACAGCUUUGUCUCCUAUAUAGCGUUUUUGCCUGACACAAUUAUCUCACUCACAGGAGACAGAAUUUUGCUUGGCUCUUUGUACACAUGCAAAGAUACUAAACAAUAACGCUUGAAAGUGCAGAUGAGUUUUGCUGCAAUCCCAUGCAUACCUAUUUGGAGGUGAGCACUUUUGAACAUAGAAAAGUGCUACUUAGUAAUUGAGGGUGAUGUAGCAAACGGGAUGAUGUCACAAAAGUACACAAGACAAGUUAGACUUGCUUCAUGCUGAAAUCACUGAUGAUACAUUUGGAAUGCUUCCUGAGUAGGCAGGCACUUCAGAAGCAAGUACCUAAAAAUCUCCAAAGGCUGUUUCUGACACUGCCAGAAGCUACCAUGAAAAAAAAAGUUUUAUUGAUAAAAUGUGGUUAUUAACAAUACCUAUCUGACUUUACAAGUUUUAUAGGUUAGCCCGUACACAAUGUUGGUUGGUUUUAAAUUGCCAUACUGUAUAUUAAAAAAAACAAAAAAACCUGAAAACUUAUGGCUUUCAAUAAAAAUCAUUACAAAAUAAAAAUCAAUACAAAAUAAAAAUCAAUACAAAAUAAAAAUCAAUAAAAAAGAAGCAUAUUGCCAAUGGGAUCUCAUAAACGAGAUCUCAUGCAGGUAUGUUCAUUGCCAUACAUGAAAUAAUUCUGUCUUCCAUAAUAUUCAUUUAUUAAAACACAUUACCAAAGUGUGGAUUACCCCUCUUCUCGCAAAAAGCCACGAACAAGAGGUCUGAACCUGGAUUCUUUAGAAUUCAAGUGAAACCAACAACAGAAUGUUGCAACACAUCAUUAUCCUAUCUCCUGCCCAGCGUUGCAGUCACUAAAUCCGUUCUCCAGGAUACCAUAAGACAUGGCACCCUCCAGAUGUGGAACAUCAACUCCCAUUGUUCCUGCUGGCCGGGGCAGAUGGGAGUUGUAGUCCAACAUAUAGAGGGCACCACAUUGGCUACCUCAGUUACAAGAUGUAAUAACAUUCCACUCCUCUUUCCAGUUUCCUUCAUUUUUCUUUUCAAACUAACACAAAAUGUUCCUUUUUCUGUAGUCCCGUUUUGGCUCUAAUUGGCACUCAUCAUUUGAGUUCCCUAUUAGAGGGAGUGAUAGUGGCACAAAAUAGCAGAUGUCAAGAAAAUGACUCAUAUUUUUAAGGUACUUGUAAUGUCAAAUAUAAUAUUCUCUCUCUCUCUAUAUAUAUAUAUACUUCCAUUGUAUAAGGAAGAGCAUUUAUCUUAAAUCUAUAUGCCUAUAUGCCUACUGUAUCAAUUAUGAAGCUAACUCUUAUUCGUCUUAAAGGAUUACAUAUGCAUUUAGGGAGUAUGGCACGCUGUUGUCUUGUCAUAAUUGUAAAAAUCAUGAAUAGCUUUUCCAGCACUUUUCCUUCAGGUAGAAGAAUUCCAAAGAAGGAGUCUGUUCCUCUGUUUGGUAGAAGAAUAGUGAAAUGCUGUUUUUCUCUUCCUACCCUUCUAAGCAAGUGUUUAAGGUAAUAGUUGUCACAGUGGGCACACGGUGAAUGUUCUGAGGAUUCACCCAUCCAUGUUGGACCUGAUUCAUGGAUGCAGGUAGCUUCGAAUCCAGGUGUAUGGAGACAGUUCCACAGGGCAAGUAGUUCUCUGUGCCCUUCAGCAUUGCAUCUUUCCACUAUGUUGCUCCAAGUGCAUCCAUAUUCAUCACACCACUUUUAAAAAGGCAUCUUUUGUUCCAUCUUUUAAAAAACAGAUUGCUUUAUUUCUCUUUAGCCAGACCUUCGCUACACCCUCCCUCCCUUUUGAUGCAUAAAGUUUUAUAUGGGUUGUCCCUGAAACACAGUCUUCCCACCCACCACUGUGCAUUUGCUGUUGUGUGAUUAAAGUUGAUGGAACUGCAUGCACAGUGAGCAGCUUCAUGCAAACAGCUUGAAUCUUGGAGGAGUCUUGUGUGGUUGUGCUUCAGGCAGGUACCAUGUGGCUCGUUGCACACCUGAACUGACUCUUAAGAGAUGGAGUGCGUGAUAGCCAUUUGGGCCUAUCAUGAAUGUUGCCCCCAAGCUGCUUUACAAGAGAAUCCAGACACAGAGUAACUGUUGCAAGCAUUUGCACCAUCCUUUGGGGUCCUGAAACUCGUAAGUCAGAGGUGAGGCACUUGUGGGCCUCCCGAUGUUGGACACAACUCCCUCCAGCAGCAACCGGAAUGACAAGUGGAUAGGGAUAAUGGGAGCUGUAGUUCAGUAACAUCUGAAGGGCAAUGGGAUCCCCACCCGUACUCUACCCCCAUUACCUGUGACUGUGGGGGAUGUAGCAUUAGGAGUACGGAGGGUCAGGAAGUCAGAUUAUCCUCCACCAGGGCCAGGGCCUUCUCUUUGAUGCCUCCAACCUGGUGGAAAGCUCUGUCCCAUGAGCAGGGCCCUGCAGGAUUUAACUUCCUUCCGCAGGGCCUGUAAGACAGAGCUUUUCUGCCUGGCUUUCAAUUUGAACUUAGUCUGAUCUUUUAUUCCCCUUCCUUCCCUCCCCCUCCCCUUUUUAUGAAGAUUACCUACUCUGGGAUCCCACAGCUAAUUCUUCCCUGGUAUCCUCGCUGGCCCAAAUAGGACUAACUUAACCAGCUUGCCCUGGUGAUCAUCUAAUGUUUAUUGGAUGGAUUUCCCCCCUAAAUUGAUUUUUGAAUUCUGAAUUUAUUGUCAUUCACGUUUUAUACUGUAUUUUAUGCUUUUUGUUGUUGCAUCAAUUAAGUAUUUUAAAUUUGUUGUUAGCUGCCCUGAGUCUGGUUUUCUGAACCAGGAAGGGCGGGGUAUAAAUAAAAAUUUAUUAUUAUUAUUAUUUAUUAUAAUCUUUGGUGGAAUUCCUAUAGCAAAAAUAAUGAGUCUCUUAGCCUUUAGUUUCAGAUUUCUUAUGUGAAAAGCACACUGGUAUGUUCACUGAAGAAAAGAAGGAAUAAAUACUCAAGAUGCCUCCUAUAAAGCACUGAUAUGCUGAAUUAAAUGCAUUAGAAAUAUUAACAUCCAAACCAGCACAAAUAAGCAAAUGUUUCUUCUCCACCCCAAUUGUUUUGAAAAACUUACGCCUAAAGAGCGAUUUAUUUUUAGAUAUUGCAUCAGAUGUUCACCAGCUGGCUGUGAAGUAUUAAUUUUUGACUUUGCAAUACAUCUGUAUGUGCUUUUCUAAAAUUGUGUUCUAACAGUUAUGAAUGUAGGCUUACAACAUUUGUAUCUUUUGAAUAAUUUCUGCCCCACCUUUCUAUUCCGAAAGAGACACUCAACGUGUCUGACAAGGUAUACAGUAGAAGCAACUCCAAAGAUAAAAACAAUUCCAUCAUUAAAGCUGCAAUCCUAAUCCUCUAGCCAUGCUGCUGGAGGGGUUUUAGGAUUCUGCAUCUUUUGGCCUCUGCCAGCUAUGCUCAUUAGGGCAAGAUACUACAAGUUGUAGUAAAGGGUGUAGGUGAAAUGGCCUCCCUAUGCAAGAGGAAAAUAGGCUUGGACGUGAAAGGCAAGAUUGGAUGGAAGGCUAAUGAUUUGUUUUCUGCAUCUGACGAGGACUACAAUUUCCCCUUCAGAUUUGGUGAUUCCGAUUCAUACCUCUUGCAUUGCUGCAGUCAGCAAACUGUUCCUGUGGCUUACAGCCUGGAAACGCUAGCAAGUUUGGAAUGAAUAGCCUGUUCUUUCACAGAGACUACGUAGUUCCCUGAAGUGCAACUACAAUGGUAUGGCUAUGGCCAUCUUUAGCUUUCUGCUCGCAACUGUUGUUCAAGUUGCUUGCUGAAUUGUUAUCUUGACCUUGCUCUCCAAAAAACCUCAGGAUUUUCAUACAUGCUCCCUCUUCCUCUUUUAUUCUUAAACAAUCCUCUGAAGCAGAUUGAGGGUGGUAUUCAACAAAUCUUUGCAAAGGGUAGACCUAUUGCAGUUAAUCAACCCAGUUAGUCAUGGCCCAUUUAAUUUCCGUGGAUCUACCUCGAGUAAAAAUAGGUUGAAUGCCACCCUAAGCUGCUAUCCAGUCUGCCUGUAAUGCCAUAAGUAGUAGCUUGGGAGCUGAACCAUAGGUGAUUGCCUUCUCCUUUCUAUUUACCAUAGGUGAUGCGUGAAUGUGUGUGUCUGAGAGGUGGGGAGUUUCGGAAGUGACUUUUGGAUAUCAAGUAUGAAGAGGAAAGGGGUGUAGGCAGGCUGCUUUCAGAGUGUGGCAGGUAAAAUAUGAAACUUUAGUGUCUGAAUAGGUGGCUGUGGGUAGUAAAGAUAUAGGAGAGAUGGAAUAAGAGAGGUAGUGCUUUGGAAGGUGAGAACAUGAGUGCCUGGGAUAGCAAUUGAAUGGACAUCUGGGGAAAAUAGGCUAUGGAGCAGGAGGCUGGAACUUUUAAAGUGUGUAUUGUAUCUAUUAAGUACAUAGUACUAACAGCUUAGUGGGUUAGACGGUCUGCAGUUACUUGUCAUUUGCAUCACUUAAACCUUGGAAGACAUCAAAAUACUGUGUAAUUUUGGACAAUUGUAACCAUCUGUUUUAGCAUAAAUGGGUGCAAUUCCAUUGAAGUCUGAGCUUGAGCCACUUAAGACCCUCAUCCCACCCACAAAUGUAAUCCUUGAAAGUGCCAUCCCCAUCCGCAAGCAUUUGUGAUUUACCCUACAUUUAAUAUAAAAGCUACUCAGAUAUAUUUGGCAUAUUUUACCAGUUAUUUCAUAAGCAGUCCUGUAGAAGGACUUGGCUAAGGACACAAUGAUAUCUGUUGUGUGUUUGAAUAAAUGUUUUUUUCCAUAUCUAGAAGUCGGGGUGGGGGAAUAUCCUUGAAUGCUGGACUUAAUCUGGUGACCUGCAGUAAUUAAGGAAAAAAACUCUUCUUUCUGGGUAACUGUAUCACUUUUUAAUUUUUAUUUUAAAAUCCUGAUUAGUUCAGUUACAAAUCCAAAACAAAAGUCUGCCCUUUAGCGAGCAGAAUGUAGGCAAUGUGAGGAAAUCUGCUGUGAAACUGUUGGAAAAGGAACAGCAUGUCUUUUUCAAAAUACCAGUGGAAAUGCCACUUCAUAUGAGAGAGACUCUCUCCCCAUCAUGCCCUCUGUUUUUCCAUCCCUUUGCUCUUUAGGAAAUCACAUUAUGUGUUAAAUCUACAAACCUGAAACACCCAAGACAGACUUUGCAAUAAGUGCAAAGUUGUAUCUUUUCGUGGGGAUUAGUCUAAGGCUGCUGAUGGCCAUCACCCAGUGACGGAGUUGUAUUUACACUAAACUUGACUAUCCUUCACAUAUGAAACACAUCUCCCUUCUUGGAGAUAAUAUGUUCAACAGCUUAUGCUGCACAUGAUGGGCUUCUGCACAUGGAGCUCAGUGGCUCUCAGGCACACACACCCCGGACCACUUGAAAAUUGCUGAUGGACUUGGUGGACCAUCUGAUUUUUUUGCCUGUUUCAGAAUUGUAAUGCACCAUACUUGUCCUCUCUUAGUUUCUUCCCUUUUUUUGUGGCUGCAUCCUUCAUUCCCACCUUCCAUUCCUUUCAAUUGCCUUCUUAGCCUCUUUGCUCUGUGCCUUUCCCUAUCUUUCUGCCAGCCAUGACGUCAAUAAUCUAAGGAAGGCAAAGCCACCUUACUGCCCCAUUACUUCUGCAGACCACCUGAAUGAAGCUGAUGGGCCACAGGUGGUCCAUGGACCACAUUUUGGUGGAACCCUUGUCUGGUUGGCAGGUAAUUUUGAAUGAACCUCACCCCUUUGCAUUGCAAACAGAAUUUAAAGCAGAUCAUAUUCUGUGUCCAAUGAGUCAAAUGGAAAAGAGCUAUUGGAUUUUUUCUUUUGAGUUCCUUGAAGACUUAUGAAGGUUGCAGUACAGUGGGGUCAUUUAUCUUAAAUCUUUUAAAUUGGAGGAUUUAAAUUAAAAACUGAGAAGACUUUAGAUUGCUCAAUAGCAUCCAUAUUUGUGGUCAAAAAAACAUUAACAAGCAGAAUUGAGGUUUUGUUAUCUCCCAGGGAACAACCUGAAAGACAAAUGAGUUGGUGAAAUAUUGAAACAAUGGGAACAAUGGAUGUGUAUAUAUAUACCUGUAUACCUGAAGGAGCGUUUCCACCCCCAUCGUUCAGCCCGGACACUGAGAUCCAGCGGCGAGGGCCUUCUGGCGGUUCCCUCAUUGCGAGAAGUGAGGUUACAGGGAACCAGACAAAGGGCCUUCUUGGUAGUGGCGCCCACCCUGUGGAACACCCUCCCUUCAGAUGUCAAGGAAAUAAGUAGUUAUCCUAUCUUUAAAAGACAUCUGAAGGCAGCUCUGUUUAGGGAAGUUUUUAAUAUUUAAUGCUGUAGUGUUUUUAACAUGUGAUUGAGAGCCGCCCAGAGUGGCUGGGGAGACUCAGCCAGAUGGGCGGGGUAUAAAUAAAUUGUUGUUGUUGUUGUUGUUGUUGUUGUUGUUGUUGUUGUUGUUAUACACCCACCCACACCUGAGUGAAUUGUGUCACUCAUUGCAAUGGAGGAGUCUGACCCACUGCACAUAGUCGUGAGAGCCAUUUGACAAAAAGUGGCAUUCGGUUCUAGCUGAUGUUUGGAUGUGGCCAGCAUGGAAUUUAGCUUGCUAAUGCAGGGAAGAUGCACUCUAUCUAUCUAUCUAUCUAUCUACCUACCUACCUACCUACCUAUCUAUCUAUCUUUGGGAAGGAGCUGCAUUUCCAUAGGUGUUUGUGGAGAAGUCUAUGUAUGUGUUGUGUUAGGCAUUAGGACUACAGAUGAGAUCUUCUGGGACUGAUACACUACAGUGGUACCUCGGGUUACAUAUGCUUCAGGUUACAGACUCCGCUAACCCAGAAAUAGUGCUUCAGGUUAAGAACUUUGCUUCAGGAUGAGAACAGAAAUCGUGCUCCAGCGGCAUGGCAGCAGCAGGAGGCCCCAUUAGCUAAAGUGGUGCUUCAGGUCAAGAACAGUUUCAGGUUAAGUACGGACCUCUGGAACGAAUUAAGUACUUAACCCGAGGUACCACUGUAUUUACAUUAAAGCCUCCCCUGUGGAGUACAGCCUAUGGUGACAGCCCCUGUGAGCUUGGUGCUAAAUAUAGACAGGAAACAAAGACAGUGGGGGGGGGGACCUCUGGACUGUGUGUUUAAUUAGGUCCAGCAUUUGGCCCACAAGGCCAUUUACCUCAGUGCAUGCCCUCCUACCUAACACCUAACAUAUGAUGUGAUGGAGACGCUCCCUGCAAAACUGACAGUGCCUGAAAAUCCCAGUUAGCCUGAUCACCAGCACCUCCAAAUAUCUGUCCCUCUGCCCAUGCAGUUUGAUUUCAGAUUGCACAGAAAAGGAAAAUGUGGGAAUGUCACCUCUCCAUCAUCGCCCAGAAAUAUAUAUCUCCACCUUCCAGCAGUGGAUCUGCUAAUCAACCAGGAUAAAAUUCCAGCCCUGUGCAACACAGCAAAAUCACCAGUUAUAAAUACAAAGUGCAGGGUGGAGAUAUAAAAUAAGUAAUUACAGCUAAUUGCCAAUUUGCACUGCAUGCCAAAGUUGCAAUGGUGCAAGAAAGCUCUGGCUCAGAUGUAAACAUGACUAAACUGUUGUGAUCAUGGGAACCAGUGCUGGCGUAUAACCACCUCCUCCUCCCCAGUCGGCAGUCUCUUUACAUUCACUGGAGGUCUCCAGGCUUCACUGAUAAACAGAAGUGUUGUCAACAGCUCCAUUCUAAUAUCUGUUUUGAUUUUUGUUGGCUGUGACUCAGCAAUGUUUUAUUAUUUAAUUAAUAAGUGACAGACUUCACCCCACCCUUGGAUCUAAGCUGCUUCUGUAUGAUGGAUUGCCAGCUAUUUCACCCCACCCCUCUGGCAAGUCUCCCGCGCCAAUAAUGCUAACAUGAUAUGCUGAAGCUUUCCCCAACUUGUAGGACUCAAAAGUUGGAUGCGAGAAGCCUUUUAUCAGCUGCUUGCUCAUCAUGGAGCUGAUAUAGGGGCCUGGAGUCCUGUCCAGGCAUAUUUGUAGGAGGCUCUGCAACUGAAGGCACAGAGCAAAACUGAAGGUUGCUUCCUAAUCUAGCUACUUUGGGAUAUGAAUUGAACAUAGCUUAUGUUAGACACUGUCCUUGCUUAUCCAUUUUGAAUUCAUCUGUGUUUGGCUUUUGCCACUGAGAGGGAGAGGGAGAGAGUCUGUUCUGAUGCAGUGAAUACCCAGUCAGCCAAGAGAAGCCUGAUUAGAGGAGAUAAAUUUCUGCUGCAGCCCAGGAAUGCCCUGGCACAAUUUUGUCUCUGUGUGUAUUUGGCUACUAUGUGGUAUGUGGAUAUUGCCAUUGUCUGCUAAUGCGGAAAUGCUUUUCUUUUUGUAUAUUUGAUGAGCUGAUAACGAGAGAAACUGCUCUUGUCUCGGGCCACCUCUCUGUAAAAUGAGCUUAAAUUCCUAUUGGAUGUUAAGCUUUCUCUGUCUUUAAACCCAGCAUUUGACUUGCUCUCUUCUGUUCAUUAGUGUAAUCCAGGAAUUCCUCUGUAAUUGUGAGCUUUUCUGUUUUAGUUACAAGCAACAGCAGCAGAGGUUAAUAUUCCGGGGUUUUUUUUUACUUCUCUAAAUCUUCAGCUAGAAACACAAGGAUCUGUGGAGUAAAGGUUCAGAAGUGGACAAUCAGCCGCUGUAAUACUCUAUAAUUAUUAUUUACAAUUUAGCUUCUGCAACAUGCUUUCAUCAUCUCUGAAUAAGUUUGAUGGCAGGGGGCCAGUUGAGACAUACUGGGAAAACACAUUCUCCUGCUAUGUGAAUGAGUUGCAGUGAGCUGUUUUGAUUAUCUGACCACUUGUGUCUAAUGCCUUAUUUUUCCUCUACUUUUUUUUUUUUUAACAUUGUAGGUUUAUAGCCAAGCCAUGUGCCUUAGGCCUAAAAGUCCAGGCCAGUGGACCACGGAAAGCUCAGCCUAAUGCUAUUCUUGAAAAAGUCUUCACUGCAAUUACAAAGGUACAGUAUGCACCUAAAAAAAUUGUUUACUUUGGGAGAAGGGAUAGGUUUGUCAUGAAAUAUGAAAUAACUUGGGUUGGAGUGGGCCCCUUGGCAAAAUGCCAUUUGGUGGACUUCCUGAUGGGCUUACUCUUUGGUAGCAGUGCUCUGGGGAGUGUCUGGCUCUGGGGGCCACCAUUUAAUGCGCUGGAGCGAUGCUACAUUGUGAGUGCUGUACGAAAGUGCUUCAAGACCCAGUCACCUAGCUCAAGGUGGCAGUAAAAAAGAACUGAUUGAUGUUUUAUGGUGCCCAGUUCAAUUCAUCUCCAAGAUCUAAGAUUGGGAUGUGGGUUGCACAGUAUAUAUGUAUGUUUAUACACACACACACACACAUACACACACACACACACAGUAUAUGUGUAUAUAUAUAUAUAUGUGUGUGUGUGUGUGUGUGUGUAUGCUGAACUUUCUGCAACCUUUGUCCUUGUCUGAAACUACUGAUCAGAUAGAAAGAUUGCAAGAUUGGAACAACAGUGUUAAGCUUCUGAUUAGAUAUAUUAACAAGGUACAUGCACAAGGUACAUGCACUAUCGUGGAACAGAAUCUCAAAACCACAAGGGACGGUUUGUUCUUGUUCUUCAUUGUUCUUUGCUUCCAGGUAGGUCUGAAAUCGUUCAUACUUUUUUGUAUGCCUGUUGGCAGAUUUAGCGACCUGCAGGGACAGUUUUCUAAACCGUCGGUUUUAGACGGUUUUCUAAACCGUCGUCAGGUCGGCGGUUUGAAUCCCCGCGGCGGGGUGCGCUCCCGUUGCUUGGUCCCAGCGCCUGCCAACCUAGCAGUUCGAAAGCACCCCCGGGUACAAGUAGAUAAAUAGGGACCGCUUACUAGCGGGAAGGUAAACGGCGUUUCCGUGUGCUGUGCUGGCUCGCCAGAUGCAGCUUGUCACGCUGGCCACGUGACCCGGAAGUGUCUGCGGACAGCGCUGGCCCCCGGCCUCUUAAGUGAGAUGGGCGCACAACCCUAGACUCGGACACGACUGGCCCGUACAGGCAGGGGUACCUUUAUUCCACCUGCAAAUCUCAUUCUGAUUCAAUUCUUAACUUCAAUGCAGCCCACUGCCCAUGUAUGGUGGCCCUCCAGAAGCUCAGUUAAAGCUUUCUGCUGUGCAACAGGAAUUACUGCCUUAGAACAACAGACAGGAUACUUAGAAUCCUUCAUUCACUCUUUAUUAUCAUUUAUUGCACCAGUUGCAGACCUUGGCAUAUUUAAGAUCGCAACCUGCAUUGCCAAGGAGUUUUUCCUCCCUGUUUGUAGAGUCACAUUAAACCGGUGGGUCUUCCACCUGCUCCACCCCACCCCACCCCAUAUAUGCACAUUCUAAAGGAGUGCAACUGUAACAUGUGAUAUUGCUGAACAUACGGCUCAGCUCUUAAGAACAUUCUUUACAUGCAGCUGUUGAAUAUUUAUGAAGAGCUUACAAAACUUGGAAGCUCUUUGUCAGAGCUGCUUUUUAUAAUAGCACUCUUAGUUUGUAACGCACCACAAAUAUUAAUAGGCUUUAUACCCAAGUAAUAUGCCUACAUUAGGAGCAUUAUUGCAAACUUUAAAACACACACACACACAUAUACCUUUAAUACAUAAAUUAAACACCAGAUACGUGGGGUGAACCAAUGUGGCCACUUCCUGCUUGCAGUAUGUUUUUUUUUAGAUAGAUAUCUUUAUUGUCAUUGUCCCAUACAGAACAAUGAAAUUGAAAAACUACAUAAAACAUUCAAAAACCCCUAAAAACUCUGAAACCCCAUUUUAAAAUACACUAUACUAUACUAUAAAAUACACUAUACUAUAAAAUACACUUAUAAUGCUGCGUUUAGAACCAGUUUUAAUUUUAAUGGUGCUUUUAACUUUAUGCUUUUGUAACUGUAUGUUUUCCGAUAUUCUGGGAUCACUACCUAACUGAUGAAGAACAGUCUGCAAAUAAAGUUUAGUUAUGGGCUAAAACAAUCUUCUCCAACCGGGUUGAGGGAAUGUUAGUCAUUAGCUUGUAGUUACUAAUUGACCUUAUGCUAUCCUGUCAGUAAAGGAGUGACUUCUUGAUCCUUUCCCUGUUUGUUUGGUAGCAUCCAGACGAGAAGAGGCUUGAAGGGCUUUCCAAGCAACUGGAUUGGGACGUUCGCAGUAUUCAGCGCUGGUUUCGACAGAGACGCAAUCAGGAAAAGCCAAGCACUCUGAGAAGGUUCUGCGAAAGCUUGUAAGGAACUGUUCCUGCCUCCCACCUUUCCCUUUUGGGUCUGUGCAAACUGGAUUCUUUGUUUUGCUCCACUGCUUAUUUUUUAUUUUUGUCCCACAGUCAAGGAUAGGCUCCCUCCCCACUUGCUUCUCAUAGUAUAGCAUUGCUUCAUAACUGCAGUGCAUGUGGAUUGCAAAAUCAUUUCAAACACAGCUGAGAAAAUCAGGUGUAAUUUCUAGCUAUGUAAAGGAACCAGGAUAUAAGGAGAACAGAUUUGUCCUUUAGCUGGUUCCCCGCAUCCAAACUCAGUGCUAGCUAUUGUACAAGGCUGGCUCUGCAGCUAUUGAGGUGGCCUGGGAUUCAUCUUAGCAGAACCUACUUAAUAGGGUGAUUAGUGUCCCUUAUGCCAAUUGAGGUAAAAUUAGAGACCUAUUGGCCGAAUUUACCGUAUUUUUUGCACCAUAACACUCACUUUUUUCCUCCUAGAAAGUAAGGGGAAAUGUCUGUGCGUGUUAUGGAGGGAAUGCCUACGGGUGGCAUGCCUACGGAUUUUCCUCCUCUAAAAACUACGUGCGUGUUAUGGUCGGGUGCGUGUUAUAGAGCGAAAAAUACGGUAGUUAAACCCUGACUGCCAGUCAGUUACCUGCUUUAGCUGUAUCUGUAUUUUAGCUGUAUCUUCUUAGCAGCUAUAAGGAGCCAGACUAAACAACUUGUUUCCUGCUGCCCCCACCUAGGAUGCUCUCCUGGCUUGUGAUUUUUAGCCUCUGCCAGCCAAGAGCAUGUUGUCAGUUGUGGGUAGGGAUGUAAAAUGGCUUAUUGUUGUAAACAAAAUCUGCCCUUUUUCGCUUAUGGGGUCUGCAAGAGCCUGCAUAGAGUCCUUACGUGGGUCCCCUAUUGGUAGGAGAAAAUAACAGAGGCCAACCAGAGAAUAUUGAGAAGCAAAGCAGCUAGUAAGCCUGAUCUUUAUUGAUCUGUUGCAACAGGGUGCUCCCCUCACACUCAGGAAAGGAGGAGGACCCAGAACAAAGGUGUGCCUGCCCUUAUAUAGACAUUUUAAAUUCCCUGCCCUGGAGCUCAAGACCACCCCUCCAUCCAUCCAUCCAUCCAUCCAUCACAGAAGGGGUGUAACCCAAGACCACCCCCCACAAACAUCAUACCUAUAUCACAGAAAAUGUGGUCUACAACAGAAAUUUGAAUGUUGUUGUUUUCCUGUCUGCCAGGUUAUCUGAUAAUGCCUUAUCUGAUUGCCUUUCUUGGUAGUCUGCCCAUUCCUUUGAAAUGGUGAUUACCCAAUUCCUGUAACAAGGAAGGUUUUUUCACCUCCUCCCUCCUUGCAGAGAAACAUUUGGUUAGCUUGGGAGUCAAAAUGAUUUCAGGUUGGUCUUCCUGUGCUGAUCUAUGUAGGUGCUUGGUUGGUACAUUUGUGAACAUUUAUUAUAUAUAUAAGACCUUAAAUUUUAUUAUUACACUAUCAUUACUUUGUUCUAGUUUCAUUGAUCUGCCAGGUCUCCUGGCUGCUGACCAUUGGGUAGACUGUUACCUGUGCUUAGUUUCCAUAGUAGCCCCAUUAUUAAUAUGUUGGGGAACGGAUCAAAUCCAGCUCUGGAAAUGAAAAUGGAAAUAUAUAAAAUGAUUUGCCCUAUGCCUCUCUUCUUGAAGUCUAUUUUAAGCAAGCUCUUUUAUUUUGCCUAAAAAUCUCAGGAGCUGAUCUCCUUGCGCUCAGAUUUGUCAGCUGAAUUCUUAUCGCUUUCCAAAAAUUUGAAUUAAAUUUCUAUGCUAGCAGGUUUAAUCAGGGCAGAAUGAACACUUAGAUCUAAUAUUUUAAGCAGAUUUUGCUUUAAGUGAACCUGCCAUGCUUCCAGACACCAUAGGAUUGGGACACUGCUGCUAAGUAGAAAGGUGGCUGAGCCAGCAGCAGUCAUUUUUGCUGGUGAACUGGGGUGCUCUUAUGCUGCGUUGGGGGGUGGAGAAGGGGCUGUACCAUCAGUACCACCAUUAGGGGUGGUGCCAGUCAAAAUAGGAGGGAGAGGGCAAAUGAAGUCCACCUCAGGGCCUCUUCCAACUAGACAUUCUCUUCUCCACUCCACGCCAACAGGGCGAGGUACCAUCAACUGCGCUAUGGAGAGGGGACUAAUGCGUUUUUAAUGUGUUAGUAUUGUUUGCUGUGAUUUCAUUCUACGCAGUGGUUGCUAGCUUGUAAGCUACCACAGAGGGAUUUGUGUCCUGAAAGGGAGGAUAUGAAUAUGUGCAAUAAAUGUUGAAGGUAAGGGAAUGGUGAUUUCGAACCAGUUUAUUUUUAGAAUUUCAGGUAUUAAGAAAAUUAUUAUAAAUUAUCUCAUCAGAUAGAAAAACAGGUAAUAUACAACUCUUUAGGCAGUAUCCAACAUAUAAGUUGGAUAGAGAAAUAAGAUGAGGUUGUGAAGCACCUAAAGAACUAUUCAAUAUAUAAUUUAUAAAACCAAGGUUCAUAAAACGUGCAGGAGCAUAAUGUGCUACUCGAGCCAAGCCCUCGCCUCUCAGAUUAUUCCGAGGUUACUGAAGGUGCCUUUAAGUUGCUAUGAUCUUGGCCUUGUAGGGAAAAGCUGCCUCUUCAGUUGAACACAGUUUCUAAUUCAGGGCUUUUGUAAUAUUCAUGUCCUCUGUUGUUGCUUCCUGCUUAGUGACCUGUAAGACAACGAAUGAAAGUGCACUAUGGCACUUUAAAAUUUUAAAAAAACUUUGAUUUGUGAGUAACAGAAUAUGAAGAAAUCAACCAUAUAAUUUUGAAAAGAAAUUGGAAGUUUUGAGUCAAAAUUUUUUUGGCCACUUAUUUGCCUUUUUCAUAACAUGUAGUUAGGCUUCUGAAAAUUGGAGCCCCGUCGCAUUGAAACUUACUAUCCAGAGACCUGUGUUAGUUCCAAAUGUGCAACCUUUUUAAAGAAAAAGAAAGAAAGAACAAAGCAGCAUUAGAAUGCCCUUUUUGAGAACACCUGGAAUGAGAAUUAUUCUCAUGGUUUUGUGGCUUCAGUGUUGUGGCUUCUACCAGAUACAGCAUUUUGCAUAUUUAUAAGCACGAUGCACCUUCCUGCGUACAUCGUGUCUUAUGCUACAAAUCUUUUGUCAACAGGUUGGCCAGUUUGGUAGCAGCGGCCUGCAAAUCAUUCACUCCUGUUUUAGUCAUCACCACAAUUACCCCGAGAGAGGUUAGACUGAGCUUUGAAAAGACUUUGUGCUUUGUGGCUAAGCAGGAAUUUGCACCUGGGUCCAGUCUAUAGUUUUCCUGCUCAGUGUUUCUAGCCCAAAACAGCCUAUGGACAUGAUCUGGAGGCAAAAUUGCUGGGGAAUAGCCAUACUACAUGUUAGUCGAUUGCGGAGUAGGCCCCCGAGAGACUGAUGGUACUUAUGAAAAGAGGAGAGUUGAUGUUGUCUUGGCCCCUGUUCCCCAAACUUUAUAUAGAAUUUGAUGGGCAGCAAAGCCAAUUUUGCAAUACGCUCAAGGUGCCAGGGAAGAAAAUGCCCUUUCAUUUGCUUUCCCAUCUCAUCUUUCAAUACUAUAUAGCAGCCACGUCCAACUUCCAAGAGACUGCGAUCUACUCCCACUAUAAAAAAACCAGCAGUGAUCUACCCAUUGGAUUGAUCAGAGUUGUUGAGCUUUUUUGGGGGGAGGAUGAGCCAAAAUUGUAGAGCUUAUUGGGGGGGCAAUGAGCCGGGGUUGGGGGGCCAUGAUCGACCAGGAACACCCUGGGAUCGACCGGUAGAUAGCGAUCGACCUGUUGAACAUCCCUGCUAUAUGUGGUAGGGGGAAUUGCCUUGAUGAAUCCCUGGAGUGUUCCACACUAAACAGAACAGCCAGAUCCUAAUGAGGGCACUUGGAGGAAAUGGCUGCUUUUCCUCUUCUCUGCACUAAAGAGGUAAACACGGCUGCUAAAUGUUUAAGCAGGCGAGAAAGCAUGAACCAUUCCUCCCAUACGUUUCACUGCUCCCUUGAACGUCUUUUCAAUAAUUAACUUGUACUCGACGUGGCCUUGUUUUCGAAAGCUUCUUUCACCUCCCCGAUAACUGUUGUGGCUCAGAAGACGCCGCUUUUCAGUUUUAGAGAAUAAUCCUUCAAAACAUGUGUUAUACACGGCGAGUGAAUUGCACGUGUUACUUGCUAAGGGGGUCUUACAACCGUGAGGGGCUAAGGUCUGGAAACAUCUCUUUUACCAACUAGUUUCUGGGUUUUGGGGGAGGGUUUGUUACUGGGCCCCAGGUAAAAGGUGCAAGGAAGAGGGGAGAGUAAAACAAGGGGAGAGAUUCCAUUCAUUCAAGUCCAGUGGCAUAUAGUUCCUUAUCAACAAGUGCCCACAGAAGAUGAAAAAGGUGAGGACAUACACUGCCAGCAGCUUCCUGCAGGUGUUGUCCUUACCUUACAUUUUUUUACCUUGCAGGUGAUGUCCCUUUAUCUUGCAAUAUACAAAAAAACAUUUCUUGUGUCUUCUGGAAGCUGCUCUGUCCUCUUUAUGACAUGGAGUGUCAUACUUCUUUAUGACAUGGAGUGUGUGAAGCAGAUAACAGCUUGUCACCACUGCAUAGCCACUAACAUUGUCUGGGAUUUUGUCUUAGAGAAGAUUAUGGAGAUUUUUAAAAUUUAACUUGUCUAUAUUUUUGCUACCCCCCCCCUUUUUGGGGGGGAAGAAGCUGCCUGAUUACAAUGUUUGUCAUCUCUGAGAAAGCAAUAGCCUCUUUCGUGGGCUGAACAGGUUUAUUUGCUUUCAUUCCUGUUCUCCUCCUCCCUCUGCCAACUUGGCACAGAAUGUGGCUUUGUUACAGCCCUUAUCGAAAAUUAACAGACCCAAAUACACCAUUCCUCCCUCACAACUCCCACUGUAUUAGAAGCACAUAUCAAGAUGGAAAGUGACUUGCUUAUCCCAUUAGUCUCUCCACUGUAGUAGAGGCAAAUUAUCUGAUGAUUAUUCUGCUUCUCUUGCAUGAACGACAUGCCAAACAUGCUCCUGGGAGGAGAGGACCUGCAAAGCAAAGGAAGCAAUUUGCAGGCUUCAUUUAGGUUUCUCUAAAAAAAACCUGGAUGAAUCCUUCUACUAGAGUUUUGUCCCUUUAUAAAGCGACUCCUAAACUUUAUAUAAUGAUUUGACUAAGCUUUUAAGAUUACUUAAAACUUGAUGACUUCGGUUUAUUCUCUGUUAUUCAGAGGACUGAGAAUGUGCUGCUUUUGGUAUCCCACACAACAAGGCAUUUCUGGGGCAGGACUGGACAGGCAUAGGACUCACUAUAUCCUGAGCCAGCCCUGCAGUUGGCACGGUCUAAUCCGGGGCUCUUUGCUGCACUGUCCCAGGAGUGGGCAUCAGUUCUGGACACCUGAAUGGAGGUGGGGUGGGGGCUUUUCUUUAUUCCUACAAUAUUGCUCUGGAAGAUCACUUGACAGGGAAGGGGGGCUGUUUCUGGAAGUGGGAGAAAAUCUACCGUUCAUUUCAGCUGUAGGAAAUACUUUGAAGUUUAAAUGGCAGCUGUGACGUAUUAUAUAUGGUAUGCAGUAAUAGCUCUGUGACUUAUUUGAGAAGCACGAAGCAUGUCUAAGACUCUUCCUUGGAGCCCUGUGCUUUCCUUAAAAGAUAAGUACUUUUGCCUUAUCUCCUUUGCCAUCCUCCUACUCCCAACCUUGAUGAACUGAGAUGCCAUGUGGCUUCAGGCAGAAAAAUUUAUUAGUUGUGCCACGUUCCCUAUUCCGUGGGAACAUAUGGAAAGAGAUUAGUUACCUUCUUAAAGGCCUCCUAUCUAUAGCCUGCUUUUUGUUGUUGGAUCAAUGGGUUUUGAUCUAUAGGUGUGUGGCUCUUAAAGUGGCUUAUUCUACAUGUUGGGCUUUUUUUUACACAAAUGUAAAUUCUGUUUACUUAAUAAUGCCAACUGCUUUGGCUGCCUUCUAUUUCUUUAGCAGUCACACUAUACUUUUCUAAUAUUUUGUUGCAUGUUUUUAUGUUUUAAGCCACAUGAGUAGCAUAGUGCCCUGACUAGUGGGUAAGUCAGUGAUGUGUGUUACUGGCACCAAUGAAACAAUAUAAGUUGGCAAGUUGAAGACCAGAACACCUUCAAAAACAACCUUCCUGAACAUGUUCCAUAAGAGAAUGCAGAUAUUCAGCUUCUAGCAUUGUAACACCUUCAUAAAGAUAAUAAUAAUACCAUCAUCAUGCAGGGAGGAGAGGGUGGAUUGUUCCAGCUGGCAAACAGCAAAGCUUCUGCAGACAGACUGAUUGGAGUGUGAUUUUUGAAUCCCACCCAAAAUAUUUCUUUAAUAAGAUUGUCUAGUAUAAACGUGCUCAUAGGCAACACUUUCCACAAGCAUACUUGAGACACGCUUUGCAGCCACAGUGUGCACUGAGUAAAGAACACAUCAAAGUGUUAGAAAGGACAGGGAUGAUUUAUAAGUAGCUUAAACAUUUCACAGCUACCAGUAUGCCCCAGUGAUCGAUACCGGAGAAAGAAAGAAACCCAAAGGGCCAACAGAUCUCUCCACUUUAGCCUUGGCUUCAGAAAUUCCCUAUUCUGUGCUGUUGCUCCUUAUGCCCGUUAAAGCUCCCUGCCCCCAAGGCAGCUGCAUAUCAGAUCCUGUGCGUAUCGGAUCCUGCCAUAAACAUGCAGUGCUGACUUGGACCAUCAGUUUCAUCCUUGAUGGUCUCAGUCUGUUCAGUUUCGGCUGAACAUCCAUCCAGCUAUAAGAACUUUUUGUUUCUCUUAGCUUAGUGAAAUCUCUCCCUGAUCCUGUCAACAGGGUUGUUGAGGAAUUGCUCAAAGCAAAUAGCACACUUGCAAAAUCCAUCUGAUUAUCCGUUUGGCUAUCUUUACUUUGUGGGUGAGUUGUGUUCUCCUCCCAUUCUCAUCCCCAUGAAGGCAAGACACAGGGACUAAUUAACUUGGAAUAUACAGUGCCCUUGGAGGUAGAGGUUGUUCAGCCAGAGUGAUUUUCAAACAGUUGUUCUGCAUUUCUUCGAAGAGCUGAUGUCUUUAUGUAAAACUACACAACUGCUCCCCAUGCCUUCCAAAAGGCAAUUCUUUUUGGUUAAAUGGUAGAGAAAAGCGGAUAUAAAACAUGGUUGAUUUGCAAACCAUCAUAAUGUUGACGAGUUAGAUAUUUUACUAACAUUUUGUGGCUCACCUAUCUACUUUAUUAAAUUUAUUUAACUAAUUUAUAUACUAUUACUACAUUUUAAGGGAUGCGGGUGGCGCUGUGGGUUAAGCUACAGAGCCUAGGACUUGCUGAUCAGAAGGUCGGCAGUUCAAAUCCCCGCGACGGGGUGAGCUCCCAUUGCUCGGUCCCUGCUCCUGCCAACCUAGCAAUUCACAAACAUGAAGUGCAAGUAGAUGAAUAGGUACCACUUCGGCGGGAAGGUAAAUGCCGUUUCCGUGCGCUGCUCUGGCUACACGACCCAGAAGCUGUACGCCGGCUCCCUCGGCCAAUAAAGCAAGAUGAGCACCGAAACCCCAGAGUCGGCCACGACUAGACCUAAUGGUCAGGGGUCCCUUUACUUUUACCUUUACUACAUUUUAGCUGCUUAUCAGUUAGGGGAAUUCAAAGCCACCCAAGUGAUUUUUAAAAAAUCAAAAAUCAGAACAAUGAGCCCAUUAAAAAUAAAGCUAGAUGGUAAGUGUAAAAACUGAAAUGAUAUUAGCUGAAUCCAAUGCUAUUUUGCUAGAAAAAGAAGUGCUGGAACUCACCAUGAACACCUCCCUCAUUCUCUUAGAAUGGCAAUGGCACUCACCUGUGAGGUGCCGGAACUGAGUUCCAGCAAGUUCCAGCUGGGAAAAAGCCCUGACUCAAUCCAAUUUAAUCCCCUGGCAGAAGCUAUAAUAAUCCAAAUGGUGAUCUUGCACUCACAGAAAUGCUUUUGAUCCAGUGGACACCUCUGCAAACAGCAGAGGAUUAAUGAUGGCCAUUUCACUCUUUGCCAUGCCAUUUUCCACCUUGUUUUGGAGAGACUUAUAAUCUGGAGCUAAUUUUGGGGGAGGGGAAAAUUGACCAAAAUCCAAAGAUGAGCAGCAGUCAUUGAAUAACCUGUUACUCCAUCUAUUUUCUUUAAAAAUCUGCUUUCCGAAUUGAGAAUUGUACUGUAAUUUAAAUGCUGCAUUUUGCAGGCAUGGCUGAGUCGUGGCAAAGUACUUCCUUGCUGAGCACUUUUCCUGCAUUUCCUCCAGAUGAUCAAGAUCCAUUAGUGUUUGCAAAGCCCUUCCUAGAAAUACGCUCUUAGGAAAGAAUUGCAUUGAACUGACCUUGAUUGAACAGGUGGCCAGAAUAAUUAGGCAGCUGGGAACAGCUGGAGAGGGGUUCAUGAAAUUUUAUUUUUUAAGAAACAUGUUUGUUCAACUGCGUGUUUCUGGCCUACUUAUCCAGCCAUACUAUAUUAUUGAUGGCAUACAGCUACAAAAAUGUAGUGUAUUGUGUUGUAUCUCUUCUCCCUCCUCCCCCAACCCUUGGGUUUUUGGCCUCACUAAAUUUUCCUCUGAUGAUCUCAGAGAUGCAUGGUGAGUAUGUUGGCUUAGGAUAACACUGGUCUCAAGUGAUGCUGUUACUAUAAAAUAUUAAAGCUACUGUUAAAAUCCUCAGCCAAGAAGAAAACCGGAAGCCAGUCAAGUCUCCAACCACAUACCGUAAUUCAAUAGAAAGAUUUUGCUUUGCAUAAGUUACCUGCUACUUUGCAUAUUUUAACAAGAGCCUUCCUUUUGCAGUGGUGCAUCUCCCUGUUCUUUUUUAUAUAUAUAAAGUGUUACUGAUUUUCAUAGUAGUACAUAAAGUCUCGAACGCAACACAAUCAUCAACAAACAAUGUAGGUCUGCUGAGUGUAAACACAGCAAUAAAUCGUUUGAGUCCUACAAUCUUCAUGGCAAUCUUUGUGACAACACCACAUAGUUGCGUGGGCCGCUGGAGGACAAGGAGUAUCUCCAUGAGUAUUAACAUAGCUGAUAAAUGAGAAUCAUAUUGCAUCAAACAGAUCUCAUUUCGCCCUAUCUAGACCAACUCUCCUGUUUUGGGUCAGAUGUUUGGACAAGGCAAUGUUCCAAAUUUGAUCGUACUGUCCACAUUUUGUGGGAGUCGUUUCUCCUUUCUACUAUGUAAAUGAGCUGCAGCCAAUAACAAUGCAAGCAAAUCUUUGUUUGAAAAGAGCUAAUAUCUAAGUGGAAUGGCUGAUCGGUAAAGCUAUUUAUCUCUGAGAAUACCUCCUUCUGAAACAUUUGAGCUAGAGGAGCGCUCUACCACAGCGAUCUUCUUUCGCCACAUCUUUGCCAAAAGAGAGGAGGAACAUUCUUUGCUAGAUAUGAGAGUUUACAGGAGUCCAGUGUCAACACAAUAUUAAUUUUAGGAUAGCUUUCUGUGCUCUCACAGAAAUGGUAUAUAGAGGAGGGUUUGACCAAACUUUUCCCCACUGUUCCUAAGAUUGUUUCCCCACACUUUCCUAAUACCCUCCGAUGUACCCAUGGUCUGCUCUGUUAAAUUCAUGCAAAUAGCAUAAGUGAAAUCCUUGUGUUGGGAGUGAAGUAGUAGCACAGUAGCGUUUGUAAACCAUUAGGGAACAGAUCCCCUCCUCUCUUCAGCUAAUGCACAUCAUUGCCUGUGUUAUUUGAAACAAUUUAGGUUUGCAUCCUUCAGUUUACCCCUUUAUAUGCUAUGCAGUCACAGGCUGCCCCCUGUGGAUGAAAUCUUCGAUAUUGCAAAUCCCUUUGAUACUGCAGCGUUCAAAAUGUUUAUACUUACUGUUGAGCAGAAUUUUGGAUGGUCCAAAAUGGGAAUUAUCGAUAGUGCUUCUUCUCUUCCAUAUCAGUAGGUUCAUUUUGAGAAAUGGUUGUUCACCUUAUGAAUGGCUGGCUAGCAAAGGUAUGAUAAUGGCAGUGCCUGAACAGCAGAAGCUGGGGGCAGUGUUUUGAUUUGUACCCAUGGUAUAUCAUUAUAGUUUGAAUUAAAUGUUUUAGCUAAAGAGCCUCGUAGUGCAAUUUCAAAUUUGGCAUUCCUAGAUCUCCCCUGACUCGUGGCCUAUAAAGAGUGCUGUUGCAAAUCCUGCUCUUCUUACCCAUUGUGAUGAAUUUGUCCAAUUCUUCCUGCCAUUAAAUAAACCACUUGUAAGUGAUCAAGGCAAAGUGGGGCUAUAACAGACCCUCCAAGUGUCCCUAUUUUCCAGGGGCAGUCCUGGAUUUACAGAAGCUGUCCCGGUUUCUGAUUUGAUGCUGGAAUGUCCUGUUUUCCUUAGGGCAUUCCUGUUUUCAUUGGAUAAAUGUUGGAGGGUAUGGAUGUCCCUGUUUCCAUUAGAGAAAUGUUGGAGGCUAUGCUAUAAAAGGAAGAAAGGUUUCAGUAAAAUGGACAUCUUUAUGGCCGCAUUUCUUCCCAACCAUACCAGGUUUCAUUUGUUCCAGCUGUUUAGGAAAAUAGCUUACCAUAACUGUGCUUACACAGCCACAUCCCAAAAGCUUCUAUAACAUGAAUGAUCAAACCACAAGUAUAUUUCCCUUGCAUGCAUCAAAAGGGCAAUAUGAGCAAUUUUGAGUAGUGGAUCCCUACACCUGCCAUGUUGUGAAAUUUGUCUUGUUCAAGUUUCAGCAGUUUUAAUGCCUAGCUCAGGUUACCUAACAUCAGUAGUGUGUAUUAUUGAAAGUUUACAAGCCCACAAUUAACUUGAGUCUGUCUGCGAGGCAGGGAAGGGAAGAUCUCCCAGGGUGGGAGGCUGGGAAAAGAAAGGGAAGCUCCUGUGUGGGAUAAUGAUUAAGAUCUACCUCUGAUAGAGGGCUAUCUCUAUAUUUUUUCUCCUUCCUUCCUUUCUCCUCUUUCUUCCUCUUCCUUUUUAUUUAGAUUAGUUUGGUUUUUAAUGCAUUGUAUAUUGAAAAGUUUUGAUAAAAAGUAUAUCCAAAAUAUAUAUUUUAAGGUUAAAAAAAAAGCCCUGGAUACUUUUUUAAAAAAACCCUUCUUAUGAAAUUACCCAUUUACAGAGAGUUAACUUCAGUGAUUGAUGAGAACCUCAAUUAGCAAGAGUUCUAAUCAUACAUGCCAAUAUUAUUUUGAAAAGUAAAACCAUUUUUGCAUUGGAUAAAAGCCCUGGACAUUUCACCUUCUUGCUGAUUUUAAUGCUUAAGCAAUCAUGCAAAAAUUAAUCCUCCCGCCCUUCAGCUGACAGCAUCUUUGAGAGUGGGAGGAUUUAGAUUGCAUGGGAAGAAAGAGUUUAAGAAUCCCUCCCAUAAAUGUGGUUGUUCACCCACCUUUGCAUGCAGGAUCUGAUGAAAUUUGGAGUGUUCUCUCCCCAGUGUUGCAUUAAAAUAAAAACAGACACCAGACGUUCCCCUUACAGCUUUCCUGCAGAACAUAUCAUUUGUGCCUGAUAUUACAGUACUUGUUUCCUAUUCAAGAUUUGCAUAUUCAGUAUUUGCUUAAGAGGUUGUAUGGGAAGCAAGACUCCUGGCGUUUGGACUUCCUGUUUUGCAGUGAACCCGGCAAACCGCCCUCUUGGGUGCUCCAGCGUCCGGGAGGGGUCCCAGGUGGAGAUUAAUGAGGGGUAAGGGGCAUGUCUCCCCUAACCUUUUGAGGGUAUCAAAACGGCACAACCCACAGUCUGUUAAUGCCUUUUUGUGUGUGUGUGAGCGGGGAUGGAAAUCUCCAUCUCCCAGAUGAAAAGGCGAGGGCGCUGGGCUCAUUGGCUCUGUCCAAGGACAGCCCCAGCAAGGUACCAUGGCAAGCUGUGGAAUACCCUUGAAUUCGGACAUAAUUGGCAAGUGAAGAGGCACCCCCCCCCCCCAAAAAAAGAUCUUGAUUUAUGGUGGAGGAGAAAACAUUGGGAAGGAUUUUUCCCUAACAAAUGAAAGGCGCUGAUUUAUGCUUUUCUUGAACGGUGGAAGGAGGAGAGGCAAUACUUUAAGUCAUGGUUUUUUCGGGAUCUGUGUUAUCUACCCUCCCCUAAAGCAAUGGAAUGCAAAGUUUUUGGGAAGAGUGGACUUUAAAGAUACCUCUUUGCAAUGGAUUUUUAUAUAUAUAUAACUAAGGGCUUUACCUGAAAGAAGAUGGAGAGUAACAACCUUGAGGGAAUUUUGAGGGAUUUUGACCACCCCUUGGAACUUCAUAUUAUAAAAUAAAAAUAGUAAAGAAGAAAAGAUUGGUAACAACUGGAUUGACUGUUAAGCACUCAGAAGAGAAUAAACUGUGGAGUUGGAUGUAAUGGAACUGAGGGUCAGCAGGAUGGACUUGCAGGAAGAUUAAUUAGUUUAUGGGGGAGGAUGGAGAGGAGAUAUGGAUUUUGUUGAGAUUACAUCAGCCCACCCGCUUGAAGCCUAAAGUUGGAAAGAAGAACAGUGAAAGGGACAGGAUGGACUACAGUGUAUACCAACUUGACAGCUUCUGAGACUUUCAGACAGAAAAGAAGAGAUAUGGAUUGCGUUUAUUUAUUAAUGAGCUGGUUGUAUGUAAAACUGAAGAUUAAAUUUGGUGAAAUGUGAAGGGUGGGUGACGCUGGGAGAUUAGCAGCAUUGGGGCGGGGGAGAGGAAUGUAUAUUAUACAUUUAUAUCAAAAAAUUCUAGGGGUUUUAUUUUUACCCUCUGCACGCUGCACCAUGAGGCUGAGUUGUUUAUUACUAGGGCCACAUGUCAGACAGCAAUGUUCAAGGCCAUGUUAAGGAGGAAUGUGUGUAUGUUGUCUGGGAGGAAGCAAUAUCUGUUUUUCUCAGGCAAAGUGUUACUCAAGAGGAAUCAGAAGGAAAUGUUUGAAAAUUGAUGAACGACUAUUACAGAUAGAUAGAAGAGGAUUUACUCUACUUGACUGUUUUGAGGACAGGUUAUAACAAUGUAUAAAAGCCAUAGCAGAAAUUGGUAAUUGAACAGGUGAUGUGUAGAGGUGAAGGGAUGAAUGUAUUUUGAAUUAUAGCUGGAAAAGUUAUUUUAUUGGGAGCGGCAACGGAGGAAGGAAAAUAGUGGGGAAAUCUGGGGUGGGUGGGAAAUCCACUUUUAAAUUUGUAUUGAAUUUGUAUUAACUUGGUGACAAUUUGUUAAAAAAUAUGGAAUAUCAAUAAAAAUAAUUGGCAAGAAAAGAAGACUCCUGGCGUUUGAAGCACUAGCUGUAGAGAGAGGGUUGGGGGUGGAUUCUGCCUGCUUGUUUUUCCUGGAGUAGAUGGUGUCAUAAUGAAGGCAUGAUUGUUCAGGUUGUGUUGCUCCGGCAUACUACCCAAGUGUUUAGCAACCCUUUGUCUCCUUUUUUUGCAUUUUAUACAUUGUCUUCCGCACAGCAGACUUCAUCAGUGGGUCCAGUCUGCUGUGUCAAAGGUCAUGUGAUCCUGAUAAUUCCAUGGGCUGAGAGUUCUUUGCUUUGAUGUGGAUUUUUUAUGAGAUGCCAGUGCCUGUGAUCGCACCCACAAUCCCCUGAAAUAACCACAUGGGUGUAUGUAACCCUAUGACAAUUACAAAAUCUUUAUCAGAUUUGGCUGCUUUGUUUGCUUCCCUUUCUGGCCAACUAUGGAAAUUGUUAAGUAACUGCAGAAGUUACAACUUGUAAUUUAAAAUGUCAUUUGUGCUUGCAAUUCUGGUCCCUAAAGCCGUUUGGAGACAAGCCAGCUGACUUCUUUUUGUUCUUCGCAAUUUGCAAUAUGUAAUUUUAAAGCUUUUUCACAUUGUUGGUUUCAGAACAUUUUGAAUCCUGUCCUGAGUCAUGCGGAGAGGGCAAAAAUAGAAACAAGUACAGGCAGUUUAUAUCAUUUUAGGUGAUACAGUGGAUCUUAGCCUGCGUGCUUUAAAUUCAUACGUAAUUGAAGGAGAAGAUCUUCUUUAAUAUUACCCUUCCAUUGUUUUGAGAAGAUAGUUGCCGUCACAGAUCUUGUUACAUUGACAUUAUCAGUGAUAUUAGUGAUAAUCAGUAUUAAUAUGGGCUUAUUUUAAAAGACUGCACUGUUCUUUGGCAAUCUCUGCUUAAGUCUGCAGCUGGUGUGAGCCAUGUGAACAGGUGUGAACUCACCUGUCUGCCAUCCAGGUGGUUGUGGAGCCCAAGCUCCUUAGCCUCAGGAAAUGAGCCCUUUCUGACUAGUGACGAAGCAUUCACCACUUGGUGAAUUUAUUUUGUUCAUUGCAUUUCCUCCCACAGGAGUCCAGGACUAUCAGUUCUGGAUGUAGCAAAUCACCAACCAAUUAAAAUGGUAGAAAACAGCACCAGCAGAGCAAAGGAAGAGAGGAACUGAUGACCAUUCAGCCUCGGUCACUCUCCCUGAAAGUCCUGGUCCAGAACACAUGGUUGUUUGAUGUAAAAACAAUGACAAUGUGGAGGGAAAAUGCAAAAGGGGUGCCAUCGUGGAGAAACUCUCCCGCCACCUACUGUCUGCAGCACAAACAAGCUGCUAGUUGAUCUCAAGGUGUUAGUUGUCCGGUAUUGGAGAAGUAGCCCUUUAAGUAUUUGGGAGGCCCCAAGCCAUUCAGGUCUCCAAAUAACAAAUAACAAUAGCAGCACCUUAUAUCCGGAAUUAAAAGAAAUAUUUAUUUAUUCCAUUAGUAUCCCAUUUUUCCUCCAAGGAGCUCAGGGUGGUGUAGUGGUUAAGAGCAGCAGACUCAUAAUCUGGGGAACCGGGUUCGCGUCUCUGCUCCUCCACAUGCAGCUGCUGGGUGACCUUGGGCUAGUCACACUUCUCUGAAGUCUCUCAGCCCCACUCACCUCACAGAGUGUUUGUUGUGGGGGAGGAAGGGAAAGGAGAAUGUUAGCCGCUUUGAGACUCCUUCGGGUAGUGAUAAAGCAGGAUAUCAAAUCCAAGCUCUUCUUCUUCUUCUUCAGGGUGGAGUGAAAACUUCUCCACCUCCUUGCUUUAUCCUCACAAGAACCCUGCAAGGUAGGCUAAGCAGAGAGACUGCAACUGGCCCAAGGUCACCCCCUGGCCCAGUCUCCACCCCCUGAGUAGAGAUUCAAACUCGGGUCUCUCAGGUUCUAGUCCAAGGACUCAGCUAUACAGCUGCAAAUAAAACAUUUUAAGUUCAAUAUACAAUGUGACGCUGGAUGGUGAGCCUUAUGGAAAAUUCAGAGUAUUUUUUAAAACACUUUUUUAAAAAAGCAUUUUCAAAACGGUUUUUAUAUGUGUCUAGAUUCCACCCAACAGUCUAACCCCUACACCAUACAGUCAUAUGAAAAUACGGUAGGAUUAAGUAAUUACCAGGUACAGUGGUACCUCGUGUUAAGGACUUAAUUAUUUCCGGAGGUCCUUUCUUAACCUGAAACUGUUCUUAACCUGAAGCACCACUUUAGCUAAUGGGGCCUCCCGCUGCUGCCGUGCUGCCGGAGCACAAUUUCUGUUCUCAUCCUGAAGCAAGGUUCUUAACCUGAGGUACUAUUUCUGGGUUAGCGGAGUCUGUAACCUGAAGCGUCUGUAACCUGAAGCAUAUGUAACCCGAGGUACCACUGUACUGCUAUAUCACUUUCUAUCCUAAUUUGUAAGACUUGACGAUAAUGAAGCUGAAAGCUGUUCAUUGAACACAAGGGCUAUACACAGCCACUAUUACAAGCCUUCGUACGUUAGAGAGACCACACUUAGACAGCAGGCACAGUGGGCUGGAUCAAGAUUAAGUUAUUUGAUAAUUUGGCCCCACCAAAAUCAGUGUGCAAAGUUAAUCAUAAACAACUUAGGUCCCACUGUUACCAGAGUAACUCAAGUCUGACUCCCACUCAGUAAGCCAAGAACUCUGGACAUUCUCAAGAAAUAUUUCUAAAAUUCUAUUCACUGUGCACUGAACAAGCUUAAGACUGAAAAACUGAAACCAGAUAUGAAGCUACCUCUACAAACUGAGGGUGGUUUAAGAAAUAAAGCUAAUUGUGACAAUCAAAUAAUGCCAUAUAAUCUAAGUGUGUCUCCUGGCUAACAGAUGCCUUCCAGAACUCCAGUUAGAAUUUGUGAACAGAAAAGAACAGUUGGACACUGUCAGUGCAGAUACUGAUGAAACACUGAACUAAUUUUUUUGCUUGCAUCCUAAAUUGUAAUGACAAGCUCUAAUCUGCCCAUCAUACUUUUCCUUAAGCAGAGAAUGCCUUUGAACAAUCAUAUGGUUACCAGCUCUUCAACUGUGGGGAUCCAAGUAGUUUAUAUGCAACUGUAGCAAAUAGCAACGAAAUUAGUGUUGACACAUACUCAUUGGACAGCUAGAAAGCUAGGUAGAUCAACAGCAGCUGCAACUUCCAGACCAUUUUCAAGGGUAACCUUACAUACUGAGCUAGAUGAACCAACAGGCUGACUCAGUAUACAGUAGCUUCCUAUGUUUCCAUGCAGUAAUCCAUUCAGUGGUUGUCUGUGCUCAUCUACAUUCUGUUGUCUGUGCAGUUCACAUCUUUUGACUCUGAAAUGUUUACACUGUUGGACAAAACUGGUCUCCCACUGGAAUAAAUGCUUCUAGGGUACUUUACAGUCCAUUAUUAGAGGUUACUUGUCCCCCUGAAACAGUAAGCUUUACUGAGAUAUUUAGAAUCCAUUGUUUGGUAACUCUUCAUUUUCCCCAGUGCAUUUGUGUUUCACCUAUUGAGCAGAGUUUGAAAUUCACCAGGCAGUAGGCAUAUUUUGCACCUGGCUGUCAGUCACUUGCGGUCAAGUGAAGAUGCCUGAGCACCAGAAUGGCACCUGACAUCUCCACCAUCUGGAGGUGCAGGCCUGGGGACCCUUGAAUCUUGACUGUUUUCACAUACUAGCAACACAUCCAGUAGAAUUCUAUCCCAUUAUUUUUUAUCUGGACAAUCAGAAUGAAUUUCAGGAAUCAAAAAGUCGUAUUGAAUAAUGUGACUUUCAAGCCGUCUGGUCCAAAAAUGGCAACUAGACAUUCCGUUUUGCCGACUAUAACCCUGGUUUAAGGAGCCAUUAAGGAGCCUAAGUUAUAUAUCUGGGUUUCUAACAUGGCUAUUGAGGUAGUCACACUUUAACAUAAAUGGAAACCAUGAUUCUUUUGUAUGCACUGUAUGUAUACGACCCAUGUAUGCAACCUUUGUCUCAGCAAUGUACACUUUUACUGAGCCAGACGUAACUACCAUGGACAUUAUUUUGAUCAGUUUGCAUUUAGCUGGGGGGGGGGGGGACCAACCUGAGUUUAAUUUGCUUGGCUUCAUCUGGCUCUCAGAUACGGUAUAUAUUUAGUUGUUUGGCUGUGAUGGGUGAAUUAAACUUUUGACCAGAUUCCAGUUCUGACCCAAAUAUUGAUUUAUAGAUGUGUUACACAUAAAAUACAAUUUUUAGGGGGCAUUUAUAUGCUCUCCUAUAAGCAGGUUCUCGGGGUAACCUAAGCAAGGUUAACAAGAUAAAUAUAUUUUACUUUAUUUGCAGGUGGAGAUUUACAUUUUACCUUUAUAUAUUCACCUAUGGAGCCAGACUCUUGAAAAAGGUAAGGCCCAUUUGAAUAAUGAAAUUAGUGUUAAUGUCCCAUUGUGCUUCUUAUUAUGUGUGUCUGAGAAAGGAUCUUCUAGGAGGUGAACCACAGCCUCUUCAUAUCAUGACGCAGGAUAAGGUGAUUUAGAAAUACAUUGCAGACAAUAGCUGGAGAGAAUUGUGAUAUGUGUGUAAGCUGCUGCUCACUCUUAUUUAUAAUGUGGAUGAAAAGCUUCUCUUUAUGUGUUUCGCUCCAUUGGGGGGGGGUUGUCCAGAGAACGCGGGUGGGAGACCUUAUUAGCACCAGGAUGCUCAAAUGAAGCAUCUCAUGAACUGGAGACAGGUUCCCAACUUAGAGUUUGUCACAUGUGACAAUCACAUUUGCAUAGAUUUAAUAGCUAAGCCACAACUGGCCGUCAAAAAAAUCAAAAAAUCAUAAAAAACAUUUCCAAACCUUAGAAAACAAGUGUGGGGUUUGGGUUGAUCAGCUUGUUUCUGAGCAUUCAUCACACUACUUUAUUUGGGAAGUAUGAAAAGCUUACAAUAUAUUGCUCAGUCUGGCAUACUUUAAACUUGCCUUCACUGGUCAUUCUAUGUUAAAUGUGCUCUUUUAUAUGCCACUAUGGAUCCCUGUAUAUUCCCCUGUAUAUUCAAAAUGAAUGGGAGAACCAGCUCUUGUUCGCCCUUUGCCUGUAAUCAGGCAUCAAGUUGCUCCUUUGGUAGCUUAUAUGGCGCUGUGUGUGUGUGUGUGUGUGUGUGUGUGUGUAUAAAAUUCAGGAACCAUUAUUUUCAGGAUUGAAAGCAGUCUGGGAAAGGAUGGCAUUUAUUUAAAGAGUAGAUUUUGUCUUGUUCAGAGGACGUAAACAAAACAUGAACAGUUUAGCUUUCAGAAUUUCUACUUAAGUGCUGCAGAUGUUUUUCUAUAAGCUUUAUUGUUUCUAGAUUUCCAGCUUGACAUAUAUAGCAGGCUGAAGAUAUUAAGAUUAAUUUUUCCCCACACUGAACGUACUGACUGUAACGUGCCCAUAUUUCACAGCUGUGGAAUUAAACAAGGAGCAUGAUACACAAACAUGAUUAUGCUGUUAUGUUACCACUCUGGAUCCCUUGUCAGUAUCCCAAGCUAUCAGAGAUUUUGUGAACAGAUGUUGAUUCCGAGUAGCAUUUGGCAAGAUCGCCCGCCCUGUGCAAUCUGCUGGAUCAUUGUUUGACCGAAUUAAUUGUGACGCUAAGCUUUGCAUACUUGUACAUUUGCCCAAAGCACAUAGUGCUAAAUGCAAAAGGUUUUGUUGUUUACUUUCCUGGCAGCAUUCUCAUUCUGUUCUGGUAAGGGUUGAUCUGUUAAUGGAACUUAAGUUUUUCUAAACUGAAAUCAGUGGCUUCACAGCUAAGGAUUUAACCAAGAGUAAGCCCCGCUGAACAAAGAACUUUCCUGGAGAGCCAGCGUUAACCUGCUACUCCUUAUUUAGAAUAUAUAUAUAUAGAGAGAGAGAGAGGCAGUUACGCACUUCUGAUUAUUCAAGUGUGAGCUAGAGUUGCCUAACUGAGCACAGCACAGGUGAAGCAGAAGGAAAAGUUUGUGGUGUCAGUACUAUGUCCUUUGCUUUGCUUUUGUGCUGCCCGCCUGACCCUGAAGCAGUUUGACUGGCAGCUACAGCAGCCCAACUGCAUACCAAGACCUAUAUGGGCCAGAUCAUGAAGUGCCAGACGAAAACACUGUGGAUCUUAUCUGUGUUCACCAUGUCCUCUCCAGCCCACUGUUUUUCUGAUGCUGCUCUUAAAUACUCCAUUUGGCAGUUAUAGUGGAUAACCUAGAUGGAUAAUUUCUCUAAUUAUGCUGGCAAGUCAUAUUGACGCAACUGAGUUGGAUCUCAGGUCAUCCAAGAGUGCCCGGAGCGGUACAGCAUCCACCUAUUUUGUUGCUUGCAAUAGGCCUUUGAACAUUGUAUCAGUUGUAGUACCACACUGUUAUCAGUGUGGUAUGAAAUCAUAUCAAAUCACAUUAAGGCAUACAGAUCUUGCAUCUUAAUUAACAUGUGAGCUAAUCCAGCAUCUCUCUCUCUUUGAACAAGGCUUUUAAGUGGAGAUCUUUCUCAGUCUGAAAUUAUAAUGUGCAUCACUAUCGUGAAUCGAUUCUGGAAGUGGGCUACUCUGCCAGCUCUAAGGAGCAAGGAAUUUCUGUGUUCAGGUAGCUUAAUAGUGCUGUAGAUCAGAGGUGAACACAAGACAGGAAUUGAAGAGAAGGCAAGGUGCGGGGUGGGGGCAGGGAGAGGUCAGGCAAGGAUGGCUAGCUGAAGUUGACAAGAUAGAAAAGAAUCCCUAGAGUUUUUCAGUUCUGUUAAUUAAUUCAGAUACUGCAAGAAACACUUUCGUAAGAUCAACUACAUGGUGGGAUUCUGUGAAACUAAGCACAGUCAUCUGAAGGAGUCCAGUGCAUGGAUUGGUGCUGUGAGCACCAGGUUUUAGGAAAGUUUCAGAAAUCAAGCUUGAUACUUUAUGCAUCUGUUGAAUCUUUCAGACAACAUAGCUCUGCAGGGAUCAGACUGAAAAAUCCAAAAGUCAGGCAAAGAUCAACCUGUUUGUAAUUGUUCAUUCUGUAAGAAAACGAACCCUUUUCUACUCAAGCCUUUCCUUAUUAAUUAAUAAAAUCUCUACACUGCCCUUCAUCUGAGCAGCACAGGGCAUUUUACAAUGUAAAGACACAAAACUACAUCACAUAGUAACAAAAACAAUACCCCCCCCCCCCCCCCAGUUUAAAAGACUACAUAGAUUGUUUAAUUAGCCAAAGGCAAGGGAGAGAAGGGGAAUGUUUUUGCCUGGCGCCUAAAGAUACUAAUGAAAUCUAAACUGUAUUUUUACCUCUUGUACCACAAAGAAAAGCAAAAAAUAUAAAAGCUUCAUCUCUUACACCAAAAUUACAUCUAAAAUUAAUUUUAACACAUUAGAUAAGAUAUUAGAAGGAAAGAAAAAAAGGACAGAAGCAAAAUUUUUAAGAGUCAGGACAGCGAUAAGACAAUAAAAAAGGAAGUGAGUUGUCAGGGCUGAAAUGUGAAUUGAACCCAGAGACCAAUCAGCAACCAAGGCAGCUGGGCCAGGAUUGGUAUUAUAUGCUAGGAUUGCCUUGUUCUACUCAGUAGUCUGGCUCCCACAUUGUGUAUUAGCUGCAGUUUCUAAACUACCUCCCACAUAUAACAGUUCAGUAUAACAUAUUUCAUUUAUCUAACCUGGAGCUUUCCAAAACAUGGACAAGAAGUUAGACUACCCCAUCUAGGUACAGCCACAGCUGGGCCAUCAGCUGAAGCCAGUGGAAGGCAUUCCAUACCACUGUGCCUCCAGAAACAGUAGCAGAUCCAGAAGUAUCCCCAGGCUAUUUCUUCAGAGGGAACAAGUAGAACCCUGCCACUCCUAUUUAGGGAACCAUGUACUAAGCGUGCCUUAGCCUUAUCUUGAUUAAGCUUCAUUAUAAAUAAUAUAAAGGUCCUUCCUGUAAUUUUGAAUUUGGGUGUAGCCAAAUUAGUAUGAUAGGUACAUGAUAUGUUCAGCAGAUAACUGGAAAAGGUAUUUUGCGGCAUCUUUGAAGAUUGCUUGGGCUAACAGAUACCUUGGAGGGUCCCUGCCCAGCAAGAUAGGAUUUUUGUAUGACUCAUUAGCUACAUAAGGUAACAGAGGGAACACAUGAAGUUGGGACUCAUCUCCUGUCAUCCCUAGAUGGGUGAAACCAUCGCUCCUCCACUGUUGCAUGGGCUAACUCUUGUAACUUAGUGGAAUUGAGACAUCUUUCAGCUUCAAACCUGCCUUCAUCUAUUCAUUUCACAGUGGUGUCAUCAAACUUUUUUGCAUACAUAUAUGCAUUUUUUAAAGUAAUUUAAUGUCCAAAAUUAGUUUCAGCACUUGUACAUUUGUACUUUGAGGCAAAGAAUGCAAGUGCUGCAUUUUAGAAUCUCUUGGCAAUGGUGUCCUUGACACAGGAUAAAUUCUUAGAAACCCUUUUUUUCUCUUUUUAGUUUCCAGGCACGUUACCAUGGUGCCCAAAGAGGCCAUUUUGAGAAAUUAGCAGGAAGACUUGUUACCAUUCUGUGCUUAAUGGAUGCUUUUUAUCUUGGCUCUUUUAAUAGUGACGUGUAUCCCGCCGAGUUAUUCACCUCAUUCAGUUGAUCACUUGGAGGGUUUCACUGAUUGUUGUAAAUACAUUUUAGAAACUCAUGAAAAUCAAUACAACAUAAUGAACUCCACACUCUUGCAAAGAAUAUCUAUUGUGCCGGUGGUACAAUCAGUCCAUAAGUAAGCCUUUGGAUGCAGCAGGGGAACUGUUUUGUUAAUUGCUUCUGCUGUAUUUAGGAUUCUGCAGCAUCAAAUUCAGAAAAUAUGCAUUUUUCUUUGAAAGAGUGUUUUUUGUUGGGGGGGCACUAGGGUGGGAUGAAGAAAAAAAUGAGAGCAAAAGCCAAGGUUGCAGGUUUGAUCCCCGUAUGGGACAGCUGCAUAUUCUUGCAUUGCAAGGGGUUGGACUACAUGGUCCUCAGGAUCCCUUCCAACCCAAUUCUAUGAUCCUAUGACUGAAGUCGGAAUUCGAGAUUCUGUGGACCACAUUACAUGUUUAUGAGAAGCUGCAAGAGGGAGUGUGAGCCAUGCUUUCUUCUUCCACCAAUAUGAGCCAGAUCCAAAAAAAGGGCUACAUUUACUAUGGUGGGGUGGAGAACCUGUGGCCCUCCAAAUGUUCUUGGAGCAAACUCCUGUUGUCAAUCACCACUGGAUGCACUGCUUGGGGUUGAUGGGAGCUAGAGUUGAUCAACAUCUGGAGGGCCACAAGUUCUCCAUCCCUGCCCUUUGGGGAUGUACAUGUUCAACUGAUGCAGGGCAGAAUAUAUAUAUCCCUGUGAUGUGAAUAUCUCUUCCCUUCAGCUAUAAUCUGGAGGUGAGAAUGAGAUGCUCUGGCUUCCAUUUGCUGCUUCUAGUGAAAGUCUGAAGUGGCCCUUAAUCUUGUCAAUUCUAGAUUCUGAGCAAGGAGAGAUUUCCAAUUAUUGUAAACCCUUGGAAAAUAACUGCCUUCUCCCAUAAAGGCUAGCUUUUGUUCCUGAACACUUAUGGGGAGGUCUGUAGACUUAUGCUUCAAAGGUUGAAGAAGUCUAUCUCAUGUUGGAUUUUUCUGAUAGAUGCACCAGCUUACUGCUCUUUAAAGUUUUUAUCCAAAUAUAUCAGUACUUUAUCAGAGGGAGGAUAAUGAUAGCUGAAUAAAUGUUUGGCAAUAUUAUGAAGAGUUAGAAAUAUGAUCUGUGACUCCCAAAUCCAUGCACACAUUCAGGUUUUAUGCUUGCCAUUUGCUUUUGCCAAUGUUGCAUUCUGUUUGGUUUGCCACACACUGCUUGGAAAAAGAGGUCUAAUCCAAGCAUGUCUUCUCCGACAUUAUACCAUCCCUGCACAUAAUUACACCACCACUUGCUUGGUUGUGACACAGAGAAGUACUUCAAAAUUUAUUGUGAUGGACAAAACGCUUCUGCCUAGUAAUUCACUUUUCUGUGUUGGGGAUUAACUUGAGUUUAGGGCUUGGGUGUCUAUAAACAUGCUUUUUAAACAUUCAACAGACCAGAUAGCUUUGCAGAGAGGAAUGUCAGAGUAGCACAAUCUCUGAUGCUUUUUUCUUUUGCAUGACAAAGGGAUGUUGCAAUGAGUAGUGAAUAUUCAUUUGAUUCAGCGGAAGAAGGAUCUCAUUACCUGCUUGCUUUGUGAGCAUCAGGAGAGGGAGGUUACUAUCAAGGAGAUUGUGGUUUGAGACCAGUUUUGCUAAAGAUUUUAGUAAGAUCCCCCCCCCCAAAAAAUGUUAUUCUAGUCUGUUGUAAAGUAUUUUAUCUCUGACUUUCUUUUGGGCUUCUGCAUUCUUGUCUCCUGCUACGAUUCCUCAGGCCACACCCUGCCAGAUUUUUACUUUCUUUUUUUCCAGUUGUCAAGUUUCCUCAGUAUGGCCUGAAAACAUUGGAAACUUCUAUCAAUGGAAGGGAUAAAUUAUACUUGGCCCUGCUUUAGAUAGAAAUAGGGGUAGCAGUUCAGUCCAGGACACCCUCCUUUCAUUGAUUGGAAUCCGCGGUGAUCCCAGUGUUCAUCACUCCCUCUUGUAUUGUAUGAUGAUGAUUUUGCAGACAUCAACAAGCUGUGUUUUAAGAGGCUAGUAUUACCCAAUUAUGCAAAGAUGACAAGGAAAUGGUGUUUAAGGGAAGAGAUUGUUAAAGUCCUUAACUUUGCUGAAGUGCCUUGGUGUAAUUUAUUUCUUUGAGAAACAAAAGAUAAUCUUAUAAAGUAAUUACAUUACAUUGGGCUGUCAUUGCCAAGAUGUCACAGAGAAAAAUUGGAGGUUAAUAUCAUCUAAGUAUAUUUAGAAGUGGAGAGCAAAUUCUGUCUUGAAAUGAGGCUGUGUUUCUUCUUAUUUAAUAUUCUACACAGAAUCUGGCAGAAUACUUCUGUUCAAUCUGUGGCGCUCCUGUAUAGCAUUGCAAAGUAUAACCAGUAGAGUCAUGCAUGCAUGUUGGCAAAUUGCAGAAACGUGUUAGCAGCCAACAAAUUUUAGAAAAUAAGAACUCUCCCAUUUUAGUAGGGAUUUCUAUGGAUAGUAGCCUCUUUAAGCAGUUCUAUGAAAUGUUAGAUACGUCCAAAUGGAUCCAGGUACACUUAGAGGAUAAAUUUGCAGAGGAAAUGGAAAGUCAGAAGAAAGAUAGCAAGAAACCACUGUAGCCCGAAACACAGUUAAGGAUUUCAUCAUGACACAGAAACCUCUCGGAAAACAGCAGACAAGUGGGCUCUGCAACACUAUGCUUGAGAAUUUAGUGUUCCUGUUCAGCGUUCAGUCAGCCAUUCCCUUUUCAGGAUUUUCCAUUUUGUUCUUCCUCCAUCCCCUGAGUUUCCCAUUUUCCUUCACAGGCAGCAUCCCAUGCCAACUAAGCCUGCUCAGCGGUAGGGAGCUUAGGGUUUUAUAUAUAUAUAUAUAUAUAUAUAUAUAUAUAUAUAUAUAUAUAUAUAUGUGUGUGUGUGUGUGUGUGUGUGUGUGUGUUCUUCUGGAAAUCCUGGGGUUCCCCCCAGGCCUUGUAUGUGUGGAUGGUGUCAUUUUGACUAUAUUGUAAUUAUUACCUGCCCUUCACCCUAAGGUUCCAGGGUGGGCUAAAACAACAUUAAUAUUAAAAUGCUAUACUACACAAUAUUUUAAAACAACAGUUUAAAACAACUUUAAACUACAGUAAUAAGGCAGGUCUUAAAAUGUACAUCUCAGGUGUCAAAAGCCAGGAAAAAGAGAUGUAGCUCUUCACCUGGCGGGUGAAGGAAGGAGAGAGAGAAUCUGCAGUACUCCCAUAGCACAUGCACCAAGUGGGCUUUACUUAGCAAGGAAGGUGGAGAGCUUAAAAGGUCCACUCCCCUUCCCCAGGGAGCAAUCCAGGACCUCCUAGUGACCUGGCUGUGGGUGCAAGGAUGCUGCCCACGUCAUAGGGACUCCCGGCUGCGUCACACCCCCCAGCUGACCAAUCAGGAUAGCCGGGGUGUGUGGCUGCUUGCUGUUGAAACUGUGAUGCAGCUAGGGGGCGACCUCCUUUUGCCUCCUCGCCGGAUCUCAUGUGAACUUGAUUUGGCCUGAGAGAUCUCAUGAGAGCAUCCCAAAGCUGAUGCACUGUUGGUGUCCCCACCCCACCCCCCGCAAAGUGGAGAGCUUAAAAGCUCUUUCCACACUGGACAAUCCCAAGCAAGGCCUGGCAUGAAAAUAGGUUUUCAAUUCUCCUUCUUGCUGAGGUUCAACUUGUGCAAUUUCAACCAGCCUGCCUUCAACCACGGGUGGUUGAAAUUGUGCAAGCUAAAUCGCAGAAGAUGUGACUGUACGUCGCUUUGAGAUUCUAUAGUAUUGUACCUGAUUUCUGUUUUGUUCAUUGCUGUGCAGUUCUUUUGGAUAGGAAGCAUUGAUAAGAAAUUUCAAAAUAAAAUGCUUAUGCCGCUUUCCGGCACAGUUGUGCCCAAAGCAUCUCACAUGUCGAAAUGAACCACGGUGAAGAUAAUUUUUAUAAGCACUAUAUAGCUGCUGCUUACAAAACAUAGCUGGUAAAUAGAUCAGUAGCAUUCUCCUAGCAACCACCCCUCCCUCCCAUUUUAGCACCAGUGCUUAAUUUUCCAGCAUCUAGAAAAAUGCCAAAUAAUAAAUUAACUUGGAACACACACCAUGAAGACACCUGUAUUUUUAAAAUAAUAUACAAGUUUUACAUUAUAAUGUUACAAACAGAGGAUGCAUGGUAAGAUAACUAAACUGUUCUCUUUUGAACUGUUUCUAAUAAACGAGAGCUUUUUGUUGAUACAGAGCUUUUUGAUAAUUGUUUUUCUCUCAGAUAAUGAACCAUGCUUCGUUUCUUUUUAACAAGUACCCCCUACUGUGCACUACAUGCAAAUAUGUGUGACUAAACCCCAGUGGCACCUCUUUCCCAUAAGAAAAAGCAAGUGUUUGUAUACAUUUAAAAAAAAGAAAGAAAGAAAAUGUAUCUCAUCAUCUGUUCAGGUUUGUAGUUUCUACAAGGGUCGAUAUACACAAUUGGUAAUUCAAUCCUUUCAUUUACAGUCUUGUCCCCCUAUAUUAUUAUAAGUUGCUGUUUUAUAUUUUGAUUGAUUUAUUGUAUUUCAUAAUACAUUUUUGUUGUAUUAAUAUGUUGUUUAUCACUUGCAGGGACGGGGACAUUUAGGCCAAAAAGUGAUGUAUAAUAUAACCACUCCUCUGGGUAGAGACAUGUCUGGACGGCAACAUGGGAAAAGGAAUGCUGAACCCUUUUCCCCUACCAAAUCCCCACACACGUAUUGUUUGCUACUUCCCCAGUAUAAAGUUCAAAAUGUGUGUUUACGCUGCCAGAUAUUCAAAACCAUGUGAGAGGGAAAAGUUUAUGGGGCGGGAGUUGGAAUGGAAAAGUAAGCAGGCAAGUAGUGUGUGAAGUUUUUUCUCCACUGGUUCUCCACUCAAAAUCACCCCAUUUGUGUGUAGUUUUUAGCCAGUUCCCCAGUUUCAAAUUAUAAUCUUGCUCUGAAGAAAAGGAUGGCAAAAGUUAACAUCAGAGCAGGGUUUCGGCUAAUUAGGGAGCUGUCCAACACACAAACCUCCUGAAGAAAAAUGUGAUGGCACAAGGGUGGCAUUCGGCAUGUGGCAAAUGUUUUAUUUAAAACAAAACAGAGACCCAGAUAUUUCUGGUCCAAAGGCACAUGGUACUUAAAAACUGCUAUGGGGCCAAGGAAUAUAUCCCCCCCCCCCCCAGGCAGAAGUUGCUCAUGUACAAAAGUUGUACUAACUUGAACAGCUGUCAUUGUUUCUGCUUCCUCUGGAGGAAAAAAUAAAGCUUGAAAAUGACUUGCCAAGAAGUCUUGCUGAAUUCUUCCUCCCUCCCUCCCUCCCUCCCUCCCUCCCUCCCUCCCUUCCUUCCUUCAGUUCAAAAAUUCUGAAAAGGGAUGCAGUGAAGCCUGACCAUCUACACUGUGGUGAAUACUUACAUGGCUAUUCAGCCUCAUUGGAAAGGCUCAGAAUCCAAACUUUUACUAGUCUUUAAACACAGACGCAUUAGAGAGAGAGAGCCGGUUUGGAACAUUAUGGCCCUGUAUAGGUGUUCCAGGAUGUUGUAAAGUGUAUGGAAGACACUGUUGUUUUCCCAGGUUUUGGCUGUUUUUCUUGAGCUGUCAUAUAACUGUUGAAUUCUUUUGAAGUACAUGACAUGGAUUUCUAAUGGUUUCCCUUCAUAAUUACAAAACUAUAAAUACUCACUUCCCUUGUGGGGCUAUGUGGCCUCUCACAUGCAGAAAUGUGGUGGUGGUGUAGAAACUGCAUGUACUUCUGAUUUAUUACUGGUAGCAUCUAAAAAAUUUGCUUUGGAAAAGGCAAGUUCAAAUGAAGCUCAAAUGUUGAGUCCAUGUUGAGAAGUGCUUCUCCCUGGUUUCGUUAUUUUUCUUUUAGCACACUGACCUUACUUUUCUAGUAGUAUUUAAAUUAUAACAGCAGAAUGUCUAGAAUAUGGAACUGUGGACAAAUGUGAACAAAGGGGGGCAGGAUUUUAUCUAAAUGCCAAGGUUGCGGUAGAAGAGGGGUGAACACUAAACUUGUGUUUAGAGAAGAGAGGUUGUGAUUAAGAUAUCUAUUCCAUACCUGUCCCCCUUUUAAACUCUUCUGUGGCCAGUAAUAAUAAUAAUUUUAUUAUUUAUACCUGGUCCAUCUGGCUGGGGUUCCCCAACCACUCCGGGCAGUUUAUAUAAAACAUAUUAAAAUACCAAACAUGAAAAACUUCCCAAUACAGGACUGCCUUCAGAUGUCUUCUAAAGUAAUGUAGUUCUUUAUCUGCUUGACAUGUGAAAGGAGGGUGCCUAUACCCAGAAGGCCUUCUGCCUGGUUCAGUGUAACUUCGCUUCUCGUAGUGAGGGAACCAGCAGAAAACCCUCGGAGUCUUUUAAAAAUUAUUAGAAAUGCAUUUCCAAAAGGUAGUUGAAACCAGCUUUGGAGCAACUUAUUUCUGUGCCUGCUAGUAAGUAGUCAAGUUUUACUUGCAUGUCAUAUUAUUGUGCUUAAAACAAACAAACAGCAACCAUUGGCCUCAGUCCCAGAGAAAUCACCUUGCAAAAGUAGAUCGAAGCAGACCCACACUGCGUGUUCCUAAAAUUCUAGCAAAUGUUUGUUCAUUCAGAGCUUUGGAAAAGGCAUUCCUAUAUAGUGAUAAAGCCUUUGUGCUGAGUGGGACUUCUGCCAGCAGAGCACUUAGAGGCAUUGGAACCUAAGGCUGCAUCCUAUGCACAGCUAGGACCCAUAUACCCCACUGACGUCAAUGGAUGCUGAGGCGGCGGUUGUCAAUUAAGCAGAUGAAGUACACACACAGGUUUUGCUAUUUGGUCAAAAUCUAUAAUUUGGUUCAUUUUAAUUGCAAAAAUUGUGAACCACUUAAUUUAGGGUUUAUAUUGAAAAUCUGUAAGGAGGUAAAUACCCACAAACCGAUGAAAGAUAACCUUGUAGGUUAUUUGCUUGUGCUGUAAUAUAAGAAUGACUGAAAAUUACAAGCAACUAUUAAAGUGGAAGACUUUAGAGAAGGGAAGCUAAAAUAGUUAUAAAGGAAGCGAGGGAGCCAUAGGUACUGCCAUUUGGAAACUAUUUAUUUGGAAAUUGGUAUCCUAAACAUUUUGAGCUGAUUUAUGUGCUCUUCCCAGUUCCAAACAAAAUAGUGCAUUCUGAGAGGAGCUUUUACCUGGAAGAUUAUAUAGAUCCUAAUUGCAAGGAAAGAGAACCACCUCUAAAUUCACCCAGUUUGCCCAGUAAGUCAUUGAUACCUGAGAGUUCUUGUGGAUUCCAUUACCCUGAGCUGCUUUUCCUGUGUUCUCCUGGAAACUUCAAAGGUGUUGGCAUUUGUCUGAACAUUAGGGCUUCAGGUACUGUAAAACUGCCAUCCUGGACUUCCUUGGGAAGAAUGGUGGGAUAUUAAUUUAAUACAUCUAUUAAAAAUAAUAAAAUCCUAAUUAGAUCUCUUCCAAGAUACAGGUUUUUCAAAAUAAAUUAACCACAUUCUGUUUUAAGAUAGCAAAACAUGAUACACAUGGGUCAGAAGCACUGAAUUAUACCCUAGGAAAGGAAACAUAAAAUCAGUAAAAAAAAAAAAUCAAUAGAGUAGAUUGUAGCAAAAUAAAAUACACAACUUGAUUGUGAAAAGAGAAUGAUCAGGGAGAGGGAGGAGAGGUGAAACACUCAUUUAAGGUUUGUUUUAAUGGAAUUGUAUGUUCCUCUUGCAUAUAACUGGCAAGGAAAAUAACUUACUAGAUAGCUACUGUUAACUUUUCACUGAGUGACUUGUCAACUUGGCAUUGCUUUUAUAUAAUUGUACAUUGCAUUGUGAUCUCAAAACACCUGCCUGUCGAUGAUGGUAUUCGUAUUGACUCAAGUUAACCUUACAAUUCCAGCUGAAUUCUGUAUUGCAUUGUUAGUGAAGAAGACAUUGGUGCAAUCGAUAUUAGUUGUCACUGACAAACCAGUUCUUUCCCAUCUUGUACUUGUUGCUUCUUGUUUCAUGCAGUCCAUCUCCCCUUCCCUGACAUCUCAUUCCCUAGCUGUUGAGCAAUUGUGUACUUCCCAUAACCAGCUCCUUCAUUCCAGCAUAAAUUAAGUUUGUGUAAAUUUAUGUGUAAUUUCAUUAUUCAGAAUGUCUCAUCAGAUAAGUUCUGCCAGUAUUCCACAUAAGGAUUGGGACUUGCAAAUGGCAUAUAAUAGUCAAACGGGUGUUGUAGAACACAUUCCUUUUCAGCUUACCGAAGCAGAGCAUGAUUUCAUAUUUUGCUAUAUUUGGCUGUGUUACCAGACUGUCUAUUCUUGCACAUUCAUGUUGAUAGAUUGUCCUAGUUUUUGGUUGCAGCAGAAUGUCUAGGCUGCUGACAUGGGGGACUUGAGCCUCAAAGUUAUUAAUAUUUCAAUCCUUUGCACAGAGUGAGAGACAGACUAAUAUGAAAAGAAUGUUUUUUCAAGCAUUGGGUUUGAGCAGUGUGCGUAAUAGGAAUGUCACGUGCUGUGUCUGUUACCCAUUAACUCUCCCCUUUCUGAGGCACAGUCCUGAUUUAUCACACUUUUCCCCUCCGUUUUUGUCCUGUCUGUAUUAAAUGUACCUGAUGUGGGGCCUGUUUGCUGCUGCUCCCAUCAUCUGCUACUCUCCAGGUGGUCCUUUGGUGGGAUUUGGGAGCCCAGAGAUCCAGCCCUAGUAGUGCUAUAGUGCAGCUCUCAAUGCAGCUUGAAGCAGAGCUUGGAUAGAGACCCUUUCCAAAACAUCACAUCCUUUGCCUUUGCUGAAUUCUUCAGUGUGCUUUCCUUUCACUUGCCUCUGUGCAAUACUGUAGUGACACCGGAUACUGCUGGAACAUGGCAGAGUGAAGCUGAGUGAGCCUUACCAAAAGGAAGGGAAAUGUCAAUAGGGAUUUUCAAAAUCCUGCCUCAGUUGUAUGCUCUAGGACAGGCAUGGCCAAACUUGGCCCUCCAGCUGUUUCGGGACUAGGGACUUUUAGCUAGGGAUGAUGGGAGUUGUAGUCCCAAAACAUCUGGAGGGCCAAGUUUGGCCAUGCCUGCUCUAGGACAUAGGAACAGUUCCUCCUGAAUAAAUGGGAUGGAAAUUAUUUCCUUGUCAAAAUUAGUCAGAUGCACGUUUCUGGGAAGACAGCUAUAGAACCGUGUUGGGAAAAGUUAGUAUUUUUCGCUCUGUAAGACGCACCAGACCAUAAGACACACCUAGUUUUUGGAAGUGGAAAACAAGAAAAAAAAUACUCUGAAUCCCAGAAGCCAGAAAAACUAGAAAAGCUGCACAGCGAUCCCUCUUGCUGUUCUGGCCUCUGGGAUAGCUGCGCGGCCUGCAUUCGCUUCAUAAGACACACACACAUUUCCUCUUACUUUUUAGGAGGGAAAAAGUGUGUCUUAUAGAGCGAAAAAUAGGGUAAGUAAGGAGUGCAUUUAAAACCUUAAUCCAAAAUAUAUACAGAUUACAAGCUCCUAAAUUGGGUAAGCUUUGGACUGCUGCAUUAUGGGGACUACGUCUACUUCCUUGUGUGCCCCCACAGCAAUUUAACAUAUGUCAACGAGAUGCAGGUGUCUGGCAAUUGGAAUGGGAUGAAGGAAGGAAACCACUUGAAAUUCUUGUAAUCAAGAAUACUUGUUUAAAUGCGCCAGUGGAAUGCAUAUAUAAUCCUCUGAUUAGCAUAAGGGAAACUUUCUAACAUAUAUGGGCUUGCUGAUAGAAAGUACGAACUUGAGAAAGAUAUGCUUGUAGUGCAUGAUGGAAAUUCAAAGAUGUUUUAAAAAUAUAAUCGGAGUUAAUAGAACUACAAAUUGACUCAAAAGAUUGGGAACUAUGGGUUAAGGCUCUUGGACUUAACUUCCAUGCCAUAUAAGCAGUAAACAUUCAUAUUAUGCUUGCAUACAACUUAGCAUCCAUGCACCCACAUUCUCUCUGGGUUUUUCAGACACAGUCCUCUUCCUCUGCAGAUUGGGGGAACCCAACAGCUCAGGACAAUGUGUGUGUGAGGAGGGACAGUGAGGGGCACGCUGACCCUCCGCUUUCCGUAUGUGUGUGUGUGUGUUAGUAAUGAUAGCCUGUGAUGCCAUGGAGGGGCAAUCUUUGUUGCUGGAGGGGGCAGAAGGAUAUUGGAGUGAUUGCAUUUUAUAUUGAGGUUUCAGCAAGUAGAAGGAGGAGGCGAAUAAUGAUGAAACAUGCUUAGGUUUGCCUUGAAGAAGAAGAAGAAGAAGAAGAAGAAGAAGAAGAGUUUGGAUUUGAUAUCCCGCCUUUCACUCCCUUUAAGGAGUCUCAAAGCGGCUAACAGUCUCCUUUCCCUUCCUCCCCCACAACAAACACUCUGUGAGGUGAGUGGGGCUGAGAGACUUCAAAGAAGUGUGACUGGCCCAAGGUCACCCAGCAGCUGCAUGUGGAGGAACGGAGACGCGAACCCGGUUCCCCAGAUUACGAGACGACCGCUCUUAACCACUACACCACACUGGCUCAUAUAGCUGGUUCAUUGUUUCAAAAUGGAUUACUAAUGUCCUUUUGAAUUUACAAGUGGAACGUGGCAAGUCUGAAAAUGUUGGUGUUCUGAUAAACCUGACUAGCUACUCCGCUAGUUUGACUUUUGGUCAAACAGGCAGAAGAUUGCCCUCUGCAGCUUUAAAACAAGACUUGCAGGAGACUGGUUAUCAGAAUUAAAAGUUCUGGAAUUUUAAAGUGUAUAUCUUGUUAAACCACUGAUAUAGCACCAACCUGACUGUUCCUGUAACCUGCAGUGGGUCAUAAAAUUCAAAAUCCUUUAUUGUGGAUUUUAUUAAGGUUUGUGUGAUGGGAUGAUGAGCUGCUUGUGCGUAAAAUCGUAUCCCCUCAGAGUUUGUUCAAGUCCACAAACCUCUGUCUGUGACAGAGCCCCUCAGACAUGGCUACUCUAGUCACUAGCAGAUUCCGACAGUGGUUGCUUUCGUAAUCGCUUCCAACAUAAAAGCUCCUUAACGGAAACACGUCUUCUGGAAUCUCUGCGUGACAGUUUCCGGCGAGGAGUGGGUGUUCUUACAGGAGGUCCUGAAACCUCUCCACUGUUUUCGCUGGAAGUGUCUCUGAGCCAUCCCUCCAGCUCAGCUCCUCUCCCCUGCUGGUUCCCUCAUCAGCUGCUGCGUCUCUCCCAACCUGUGUGAGCCCUUUCACCUCCCUGUUGGUUUCCUCUUCAGCUGCUGCGUCUCUCCCAACCUGUGUGAGCCCUUUCACCUCCCUUCCGUCCGAUGGCAGUUCCCUGACAUCCACCUCCCCUCCAGGACCCCCUUCACCCCUCUCGCCCCCUCCUCUACGGGCGGUGAGGAGGCAAAACCCGGAAUGAACUUCCUUCAUCUUCCGAUGUCUCGAACACUUCUCUCAACCUGUUGCGGUUCCUGGUCUCGAAGUACACCUCCUCCUCAGAGUCCAUCUCCCCUCCCCUUCCGAGUCCGGGAAUCCUUCCAACUCCUCCCCUUCAUCAGUGGUCCCAAAGUAUUCCCUCCGGAACCUCUCUACAGGCUGAGGUUUCCUUGGGAACCUUUGAUGGAACGUUUCUAUCAAUACCUCGUCAUUGAUAUCUUCAGCCAUUACCCAAGUGUUUUCUGACUCCGGUUCUCCUUCCCACGCUACCAAAUACUCCACCUGAUCCCCCUUCCACCUGGCGUCGAGGAUUUCUGCCACAUGGCUGCUGCAUUCUCUUUCUUCUACGACCGGUCCCCGAGUGGCCAGCCCUUCUCGUCCCCCUUCGUACGGUGACAGUAACGACCUGUGAAAUACUGGGUGCAGUUUCAUGUGGUUGGGUAACCGGAGCCUGAAAGCCACUGGGUUGACCUGUUGAAUGACCUCAAAGGGACCCAACCUCCUGGGUCUUAAUUUCUUACAACCUCCUUUGAACGGCAACCCUUGGGUUGACAGCCACACCCUAUCUCCCACCCUUAUGGUUUCACCUUCCCUUCGGUUCUUGUCUGCCUGCCUCUUGUAUUCUUCCUUCGCCCUUUCUAAGUUGAGUUGGAGCUGACGAUGGAUUGCUUCCAUUUCUUCCACAAAAUGCUCGGCUGCCGGGACGCUCCAUCUCUCCCCCUCUCCCCUGGGAAAGCCCUGGGAUGACACCCAUAAUUAGCCAAGAAGGGGCUCAUCCCUGUGGACACAUUCUCGGCAUUGUUGUAGGCAAAUUCCGCCAGCGCCAACUUUUCUACCCAGUCAUUCUCUCUGUCAUUGACAUAACACCUCAGGUAUUGCUGGAGGACACCGUUUGCUCUUUCCGCCUGCCCGUUGGUUUCAGGGUGCCGGGCAGUCGAAAAAUUGACCUCCACCUGCAGUAAGCUCAUGAGCUUCCUCCAGAACCUGGAAGUAAAUUGUUUUCCUCGGUCUGAGACCACCCUCAAUGGCACCCCGUGCAACCUAAAAAUGUUUUCUACAAAUAACUUCGCUGUCUCUUCCGCCGUGACUGCAUGCGAGCAAGCUACAAAGUGGCACAUCUUUGUUAGUAGGUCUACCACUACCAUGAUGGCUGUUUUCCUUUGGACUUCGGCAGAUCAGUCAUAAAAUCUAUCGACACUGCCUCCCAAGGUCGUUCUGGGGUUGGUAAGGGUUCUAAUAGCCCCGCCGGCGCCCGCCUUUCCCCUUUGGCUCGCUGGCAUUGCUCGCACCCUCUUACAUACUCACGUACAUCUUCCCUCACCUUAGGCCACCAAAAUUCCCUGGUGACCAACCACAUGGUUUUGUGUUGUCCAAAAUGCCCCGCCGUAGGGCUGUCGUGCAACUGCUUGAGUACCCUCCCCUUAACUCUCCUUCAGGGAUAUACAGUGCCCCUUUGUAAUACAAAGCUCCAUUUCUUUCCUCGAAACCCCUGGUUCCUCUCCAUCACCCCUAAGACCUCUGAGCUUAUUCUGGGCGUAUUCAUCAUUCUCUGUUUCCUCUACCAGUUCUCUUUGUCCCACCAAUGCCGCCCCACACACCCAGCGGUCUUCUGGAAUGACAUGUCUCUCUUCGGGUGCCCCUCCCCUCCAAAUAUUCAGGUUUGCGUGAGAGAGCGUCCGCCCUAAUGUUCUCUGGGCCUGGCACGUAACUAAUCUCAAAGUUAAAUUUGGAGAACUCCUGGGCCCAUCUCACUUGCCGUUGGUUGAGCACUCGUGCCGUCCUCCAAUACUCUAGGUUCUUGUGGUCAGUGCACACUUGCACCUUAUGUUGUGCGCCAAUUAGCAGGUGCCUCCAUCUCCGGAACGCCUCAUGAAUGGCUAGUAGUUCUCGGUCAUACACCGUGUAGUUCCUCUCGGAUUUGUUCAGCUUUCGCGAAAAAAGGCACACGGUCUCCACUCUGACCCCUUCUUGCCUGGCUGCAGAAGCACCGCCCCAAUCGCUCUGUCUGAUGCGUCAGUUUCCACUCUCAUCGGUUUUUGUAAAUCCACAUGCAGGAGUUGUUGUUCCGAGGCGAAGGCCCUUUUAGUUCCUCAAAUGCUCGCUCCGCCUCCUCAGUCCACACGAACUUCUUCUUACUGCUGAGACAGUCCGUAAUGGGCGCCGUCAGGUGGGCAAAGUUUCGGAUGAACUUACGAUAGAAGUUCCCAAAUCCUAGGAACCUCUGCACAUCCUUCUUUGUUUUGGGUGCUUUCCAUUCCAGCACAGCCUGGACCUUGCCGGGAUCCAUGGCCAAUCCCUUGUCUGACAGGCGAUACCCCAGGAAUUCCACCUCCUUGGUAUGAAACUGACACUUCUCCAGUUUCACCCACAGCUGGUUGGCUUGCAGCCUGCUCAACACUUCUCUGACGUCUCUCACAUGCUGCUCCUCAUUCUCAGAAUACACCAACACGUCGUCUAAAAAGGCCACACAAUUCUUGUAAAGCAAAGGCCCCAGGACGUGGUUCAUAAACGAUUGAAAGGUUGCGGAGCCUGCUUGGAGGCCGAAGGGCAUAACCAAAUAUUCAAAUGCCCCUAAAGGGGUGAACAUAGUGGUUUUCCAUUCAUCGCACUUCAUUAUUCGUUCGAGGUUGUAGGCCCCCCCUUAGGUCCAGCUUUGUAAAAUCUUUCCCUUCCGCACCCUUGUCAAAAUGUCGUCAAUCCUGGGCAUAGGGAAGGCUACUGGUUCUGACACUGCAUUUAAGGCCCUGAAGUCACACACCAGCCUCGGCUUGUUCGUGUUUUUCUUAUCCACAAAAACACUGGGCUGCCCCCACCGCCCUGGACUCUCUGAUGAACCCUCUCUUCAGGUUCUUGUCAAUGAACUCUCUUAACUCCUGCAUCUCUCUGUCUGACAUGGCGUACAGCUUGCCUACAGGGAGCUGUGCUCCAGGGAGUAAGUUGAUUUGACAGUCAAAGGGUCUAUGCGGGGUAGUUGGUCAGCUUCCCUUUCGCUGAAGACGUCACGGAGAUCUGCAUAUUGUCGUGGUACCUUCACGUUCUCUGUUACUUCAGUCCCUGCUAGGGUGGCUUGGACCCCUGCCAAACCCUUUCCCUCUUUGCAGUGUUCUAAGCAAUGUGCUGAACCAAAAGAAACCACUCUCUGAUGCCAGCCCACCAGCGGAUCAUGUAACGCUAGCCAGCUCAUCCCCAAUAUAAUGGGAGCUCCUCCCAAGGUGGCCACAUUAAAAGCUAUCAGUUCGGUGUGCCUUGCUACCUUCAUUAUCAUUGGGACGGUCUGCAAGCUGACUUCUCCACCCAACAGCUCCCUGCCAUCGAUCGUGGUCACCUGCAGGGGGCUGCUUAAAGGGAUUGUCUGUAUCUGGUGUUCAGCUGCAAACUCUUUGCUCAUGAAAUUGCAGGAGCUGCCUGAGUCCAACAGCGCCUUUAUCUUUAGAGGGUGUCCGUUUGGCAGCUCUAGCGUCACUUCUAUCACUAGGGCGGGUUUAGGAGGUUCUGGCGUGGGCACUCUCACUGCUCUUUGGCCUGGCUGCUGUGCCCUGACAGUGGCAGCCAGGCGUUGGCUUUUACUUGCUCCGGUAUAUUUUCCUCUCUUCCAUCCACAGCGCCUACCAUCCCUUGCCAUUCUUUCCUCUGGGGGCAGACUCUGGCAAAGUGACCUGGCUGUUGGCAGAGAUAGCAUUUCCGGGCGCCUUUUCCCUCCUUCUUUGCCCCCUCACUGGGCUUUGAAACUGCGCGCGCGCGCUGUUCCGAUUUCCAUCGGCUCUGCCGGUGGGAAAGUUGGCUCUGGAAUGUCUGGAAUGCGGAACUCCUUCCAACGUUCCCCUUUCCCUUCCCGCCUCUCCAAUGCUCUCGCCUCCUGGCGCGCUCCUAUGGCCAGCGCUGAUUUGGUCAGCUGGUCCAUAGACUCCGCCCUGGGCGCCCGGGAAAGUUCGUCUUUCACAGCCGAAGAAAGCCCUUCUUCAAAGAGCAUUUGAAUGGGUUCCGCCGAUAAGUCCCACCCCAAUCUGUGAACAAGCAUGGUGAACUCAGUCCAGUACUCACGGACAGAUCGGCUCCCCUGUUUGCAACCCAUUAACUGUCUGCGCACCACUCCCAUUUCAAUAUCGCUGGAAAACAUCAGAUCCAUGGCGCGAAAGAACUUCAUCGUGUCUUUUAAGACGUCACUAUUCGCUGCCAUCAGGGGUCUAACCCAGUCUCUCGCCCCCUUUUCAAGAUGCUCAAUCACGAAAGCCACUCGUGAUUCCUCGUCAGGGAAUUCAUCAAACUGCAGAUUGAGGGCAUAUUGCAUUUCUGUCCGAAAACCAUGAUAGUUUUGGGCUCCCCCAAACUUCUGCACCAAUCCUGGUACCUUUCUGGCGAACUGGGUGGCUUUCCCCUUUUGUCUGCAUCCUGAGCCCUCCUCUCCUCAAGCCUCGCCGUCUGCAUCGCUAGCUGGACCUCCAACAUCUGGUACCUUUCUUCCAGGCUUGGACCCGCUCCAGCUCCUGCUUCUCCGGUUCCGGCUGGGUUGCUCAUGAUACCUUCUCCUGCACAAGCUGCUUUCAAAGACUGUCGGAAUGCUGAGAUGGGAUGAUGAGCUGCUUGUGCGUAAAAUCGUAUCCCCUCAGAGUUUGUUCAAGUCCACAAACCUCUGUCUGUGACAGAGCCCCUCAGACAUGGCUACUCUAGUCACUAGCAGAUUCCGACAGUGGUUGCUUUCGUAAUCGCUUCCAACAUAAAAGCUCCUUAACGGAAACACGUCUUCUGGAAUCUCUGCGUGACAGUUUCCGGCGAGGAGUGGGUGUUCUUACAGGAGGUCCUGAAACCUCUCCACUGUUUUCGCUGGAAGUGUCUCUGAGCCAUCCCUCCAGCUCAGCUCCUCUCCCCCUGCUGGUUCCCUCAUCAGCUGCUGCGUCUCUCCCAACCUGUGUGAGCCCUUUCACCUCCCUGUUGGUUUCCUCUUCAGCUGCUGCGUCUCUCCCAACCUGUGUGAGCCCUUUCACCUCCCUUCCGUCCGAUGGCAGUUCCCUGACAGGUUUGGAAUGUUCAGAUUUUCUUAGGAAGUUUGACCUUUCUAGUGGCUUAGCUGUACGGGCAUCCUGCAUAGUAUAACAAUAAGUGGCUGAGCUGAGUCACUAAAAAUACAAUGUACAGUGGUACCUCUGGUUAAGUACUUAAUUCGUUCUGGAGGUCCGUUCUUAACCUGAAACUGUUCUUAACCUGAAGCACCACUUUAGCUAAUGGGGCCUCCUGCUGCCGCCGCGCCGCCAGAGCACGAUUUCUGUUCUCAUCCUGAAGCAAAGUUCUUAACCCAAGGUAUUAUUUCUGGGUUAGUGGAGUCUGUAACCUGAAGUGCAUGUAACCUGAAGCGUAUGUAACCCAAGGUACCACUGUACACACAGGAAAUAUAUUGACCGUAUAAAGUGUAAAACUACCCUUGUACUUGUUCCCUUCUCAUCCCAUGUAGGGAGUAGAAUUAUGGUAUGUUUUUUACUAUGUUAUGCAUUUGUGUUUUUGUGUUGUACACCGCCCCGUGAUCUUCAGAUUAAGGGCAAAAUAUAAAUUUAAUUCAGCAACACUUUUUCUUUUUAAAAAGACAUUGGGGAAAUACUGCAUGUGUACACUUUUCAAUGGCUGUAUCUUUUGAUUUGGGGUUUCAUUUGGAUGGUAGAAAUGUGAAGCCUCUGAUCCUCUAGCAAACUGGUGUUCUGGUUGGGUUUCAAAACUUCAGGAAUUUGUCAAGGACUGGUUACACCCCUCUUUUCAAGCAUGCAGUCUAAAGUAGUACAGUGGUACCUUGGGUUAAGAACUUAAUUCGUUCCGGAGGUCCGUUCUUAACCUGGAACUGUUCUUAACCUGAAGCACCACUUUAGCUAAUGGGGCCUUCUGCUGCCGCUGCAUGAUUUCUGUUCUCAUCCUGAAGCAAAGUUCUUAACCUGAGGUACUAUUUCUGGGUUAGCGGAGUCUGUACCCUGAAGCGUAUGUAACCUGAAAUGCCUGUAACCCAAGGUACCACUGUACAUUUGAACCACCUUGUGAUUGAUAUUUUAGAAUUUCUUCUUCUUUCUAGAAUGCAUACAUUUGCUAGAAGAGUACUGGUGAAAAAAAUAUAGUGGAAUGGAAUGCCUGUGCAGAGCUGCCACUAAGAACAAAGGGCAAGUCUUUGCAUGCCUUACAGCUCCUGCACCUGAAUGGGUCCAGUAAAUUGGAACGAAGUGUCAGACUUUUAACACUGUUUCUUCAUAUAAAUAUUUUUUAUCCUGUCAUUCCAGUGUCCAGGCACCACUUAGGGAAGCUGGAAAGAAAGCUGAAAUUGAUUUGGAUGUGGUGUGGGCUAUGCACUCUAAUUUUUAGCAGCUCCACUUGAAUAAAAUUAUUGUCAUUUUGAAAAUGUCAAGAGACCAAGAGGUUGGAUCAACCCUUUUAUGCACAUGGCUUAUGUAUUCCACCUUAUCAAACAUACAAAUAACCUUGGUAAAAAUAACAGCGCCGAAAAAUAGAGACUAAUGCCGUAGCUGGAGCAACCCCAGAGCUUUGUUGCCUUUCUGCAAAAGGUGUUGAAUUCAAAAUGAGGGGUGGAAUUUUAAGCAGUUUUGCCACACACACACACACACACACACACACACACAAUUAAACCUGACCUUUAUUUGGCACACACUAGAUAAAAGCAUUUCUUUGAGCUAUAUAUGUAGCUAUUAAUGUUCUGGGGCUUCUAGACGCUUGAGCUUAAUUAGCCCCUCUUCCUAAAGAUAAUGAGACAAGACAAUGGAUGCAAAAUGUUCCUUGGCAGCUGGGUAAUGUACACACUUUCCCCAUUAUUGGUAUGUUGAAAAAUUCUUCACCAUACUUUCAAACGCAGGAGAAUGUUUAGGAGGGUUGCUUUAAAAAAACACCACACAAAUCUGCAAUCAAGAGGGGAUAGACGUGCAUCAGGAUUCUUGGCAGACAUUGGCAUAAGAGAAAGUUUGAGAGAAUAAAAUGGCUUUGUAGAUGACUAUAAUCUAUCCAACCAAGAUCUUGUCAGGGGUCAGCAAGGCUUACCUUGCCUGGGCUGGUUUAUUACCGCAGAGCCCCCAAUGUGGGCCAGAUUGCGGGUGCGCAUGAGCGCGCACACCUGCGAUUUUCGGCGGCGCAGAAGCGAGUCCCUGUGCCACGCUGUGCCGGUUUAGUGCAGUGCACGGGGACUCGCCGAGUGGGCGGCUUGUGGGCCGGUAAAACGACCCCCAUGGGCCUCUUGUCGCCCAUGGGCCUUAGGUUGCAACCCCUGAUCUACUGCAGUGGCAUUAAACUGAAGUGUUUUGUGUAGACAGGCUGGACAGGCUGCCUUCAUCCUUGUAAAGGUAAAGGUUAAGGGACCCCUGACCAUUAGAUCCAGUCGCAGACGACUCUGGGAUUGUGGCGCUCAUCUCACUUUAUUGGCCGAGGGAGCCGGCGUACAGCUUCCGGGUCAUGUGGCCAGCAUGACUAAGCCGCUUCUGGCGAACCAGAGCAGCGCAUGGAAGCGCCGUUUACCUUCCCACUGGAGCGGUUCCUAUUUAUCUACUUGCACUUUGACGUGCUUUCGAACUGCUAGGUUGGCAGGAGCAGGGACCGGGCAACGGGAGCUCACCCCGUCCCGGGGAUUCAAACCACCGACCUUCUGAUCGGCAAGUCCUAGGCUCUGUGGUUUAACCCACAGCGCCACCCGCGUCCCACCCUUCAUCCUUGUAUGCGCUGCUAAAUAAGGUACAGUCAUACUUUGGUUGUUGAACGCCCUCGUAUGUUUUGGCUCCCGAAUGCUGCACCCUAGAAGUGAUUGUUCUGGUUUGCGAACAUUCUUUGGGAACCCGAACGUCCAACGGGGCUUCUGCGGCUUCAGCUAUGUCCUUGAUUGGAUGGGCUGCAUCUCUUUUUGCCACUCAAGAGACUGGAGCCUGUAGUUUUGUUUUGGUUCCGUGCAUAAUAAUAUUUGUUAAUUAUUUUUCAUGUGCAGGUGCAGUGUAUCUUAGGAGAAAUAGUUAUUUGGCUUUACUGGCUUCUCUCUGCUACGAAUCUGUUCACUUCUCUUCCUUCUAGGGUUAUUUCUCUCAAAAGCUGGUAGUGCUUGCUAUAGAUUGAGCUUUCUUCUGUUUUGCUUGCUAUUGAGCUUUCUUCUAUUUCCUUAGCACGCCUUGCUUUCCUACUUCCUGUUUCAUGUACUUUGUGCAGAGCCCAAAUGAGCCUGCUCUUUUAGUUUCUCAUUUUAGCUCAGUUUCCUUCAGGUCUCUUUCUUCUGCAUGCAAGCUUUUUCAUCUUUCUCAUAUCUUUUUUUUUUAAGAGUUACCUUUACCUUUUUUCUGCCUCCUAUCGUAUGUCCCUUCUCACUUCGUUUCUAAGGCUAUUGCAUGUGUAGUCUUUCAACCGUAUGCCUGUGGUUUUUCCUCCACAUCUGCCUUGGGUUUCAUUCUAAAGAGAUCCUUAGUUUUCUCAAGUUUAUUGAAAACUACGGUUGGUCAACAGCUUGAUAAAGAUUUCUUUGUUACAAGGUGAUUCCGGUGUUUGCGGCAUUCCUGCAUUUCCAUAAAUAUGUUAUUAGGGUGGAUAUGUGCACACCUCUAGGCAACACGUAAUUUCCCUUCACUUGUUAUUUGGCAGCUGAAUAUGUAAAGCAGCUUCCUGGGAAACCGUAAAUGUUAGGUGGCAAAUAUUUUGUAGAUGCAGUGUUUGAUCUGCAGAGACUUUAUCUACACAUGAGACACUCCUCGUCCCUGCCUUUGUUUAAGGUGUAUCCUGAGAAAUCCAGUGUAGACUAAGAACGUGCACCAUUUUGUUUCAUUUUGUUUAGAACUACAGUCGUACUUUGUUUUUCGAACACUUUAGUUUUCGAAUGUUUUGGCUCCUGAAUGCAGUAAACCCGGAAGUGACUGUUCUGGUUUGUGAACUAUUUUUGGAAGCCGAACGUCCGUCGGGGCUUUCGCGGCUUCUGAUUGGCUGCAGGAGCUUCCUGCAGCCAAUCAGAAUCCGCGCUUUGGUUUCCGAACAUUUUGGAAGUCGAACGGACUUCCGGAAUGGAUUCCGUUUGACCUCCAAGGUACUAGUCAGUGAGCCCAAACAGUUAUUGGCUUUUCAAAUGUCUACCUAGCUAGCCAUUUUUGACUUUCUGUGGAAGAGUUCCCAGUUACUGACAUUUUAAUUUGUGCUUCCAUUCUCAAAACAAAUCAUUUUAAAAUGAUUGUUGCAAUUUUGGUUAAGUAAGUAUGUGUCAAAAUAUUCUCAAGCAAUAGCAGCACACCCCUUGUUUUUCUUUGCUAAUGUAGUGAUUGUCAUUUAGGAAGCAAAAAUGGGACAAUAUGUAUCUUAUCUGUAGCUUGAUUAGAAUCAGAUUAUUGUUUUCAGGAUGCUACUAAUUGUAGAGAGCUUUCAUGAAUGAUCAGUUUCAAAAUAAUAUGAAUAACUUCGUUUCUGUAAAUGCAAUGGAAGUAAUUGUGAGGCUGUGCAAAACGCUCGUCUAAAUUCUUUGUGGAGGGAAAUGUAAAGCUACCACCAACUCUAGUUGCAUUUCUGUAACAUUUCCCAACAUUUAAACUUGUUUGCUUCUCUUCUCUCCCCCCCCCUUUUUUUUCUUUAAAGAGUCCCUGGGUGUGGAACACUCGGCUAUGCUGGACUGGAUACCCAUAUCAGGUAAUGGGUAUUGCAUGGAAAUGAGUAUAAAAUAGACCAUGAUGCUGUUAAUCUGGAUGGUGGACAGAUGGAAGGGAAGGAGAAGUGGAGGAGAAGGAAAACACUCUUCUUUUUCUUCUCCACUCAUUGCUGCUACUUCUUACACGCUGCCAAUGAGGAGGGAAGAUAAGGAGGAAUGCUGGGGGGAGGGGGGCAAAGACAGGUGGGAGAAGCUACAGCUUCUGCUCUAGAAAGGCAUUCAGGGCUUGUCAUCAUCAUCAUCAUUUCCUCUUCCUUGGAGGCAGAUUUUUCCAGUCCCUGUUUCUGAGCCUGGUUCUAAAGAACUUCACCAGCAUCACUAAUUAACAAGGCUUUAGGAUAAAGCUAUGAAACACUGAACUCUGCAUUUUUUCAACUGAGGGGGCAAACUGGCAAACUGAGGGGGUGUCUGUGUGUGGAAUGCAACAACAUAAAGAGGACAUGCCUGAAGAGAACCCUGAACAGAAGCAUUAAUGUUAAGAGGUGAUGCCACAGUGGAACAUUUUGUUGUAGGUUCCACUUGUGUAAGCAGAUUAUAGACUGAAAGGCAAACCAUACUGAAAGGUAUUGGAAUGAACCCAACCUUUUAGGGUACAAAAAAUAAUCUGAACAUGCAGGGUGGGAGAAGGGGCUUUCUAUUAUUUAAAAAAAAUAAAUGUUGGACAGUUUUCAAGGUACUGUAAUGAGCAUAGACGUUGGCACUUUAUCCAUUUGCAAGGGUGAUGUGAAAUACAUUUGCUGCACAGCACAGCAUUUAAAUCCCCGUUAGCUGGUAGGGGACAAAUUUGGGUUAUCCAAAUCAUAAAUAAAUAAAACUCUGCUUCAGUGUCAGCACUAAGGCAAAUACAUCCCUUUAAUUAGCACAUUAUGCGGAGAAUAAUUUAUAUAGAGGUUUUAAGGUGAUGGCUGUUGAAAUUAGAAUCGGAAAGGACCCAAAGUCUGACUAGGCCAGCUGCUUUGGUGAAAGGUAGGUUCACCUACCCAUUUCCCCACAGCGUGCCAUAAAUAGAAAACGACAAGUGUUGCACGUGCCAGCCAGCCACAUAAGUCAAAGUUUCCAGCCAAAAAGGUUUGUGCAAAGCAUUUGAAUGCAUACAGGAGGCCCUAAUUUCCAGAAUUAGGCAGAGUCACAGCUCUUCCCUUUAUCAAAAAGGCUUGCCCUGCAUCAUAUUCAUAAUACGUCAAUGCUAGCCUGGUUCAUGUGUCACAUUAAAUCAUAGUUAAAAUAAAUUAUGGGUGAAUGUGAACGAGCGGCAUACUACUGCAAACUCCUGAAAUUGUGCUCAUAUUAUUAUCAAGUUUUUAAUGUUUGGUGUUUUAUUAUGUUUUUAUAUGUGCUGGAAGCCGCCCAGAGUGGGGCGGGGUAUUAUUAUUACGAUUACGAUUACGAUUACUAUUAUUAUGGACCGCCUUCAUUCCUGCCGUGCUGGUGGGAAGCAAACUACAGUCUGGCUUUUUGUCAUUCAAACCAGGGCUUUUGUGGUUUGUUUGGAGAAAAAAACACACCAUAAGCCUUGGAGGAGGGAAGCCCUCACAAUUUGAUCAAUGGGCAUGCAGCUCAUUCAGAUUACGCAAUAGUUUAUUUCAGCUAUGGUUUAGUGUUUGCAGACCAGGCCAGAACAAGGAAGCAAUGUGAGCCGCGUAGAGGAAGAAAAGGAUAAGUGUUGGUAAGGUGGUGUUUUUUCUCUCCGUAAGUUUUUUAAUGCGGGACAGGAACUCGCUAGAAAUCUUACCAGAUAGGAAAUAUUCUAUAAGUGGCCUGAGGUUGCCAUUCAAGUGAGGAUCUGAAGGUUUUUAACUUCUCUGUUUUAAUCUCUUUAUUUAUAUCCCCUUCUUUCAGCCGCUGAUGCCUGAAAUUCAUUACUACUACAUACUUCAGCUGUCGUACUAUUGGUCCUUAAUGUUUUCUCAGUUCAUUGACAUCAAAAGAAAGGUAAGAGCAAUCUGUGGGUUUUAAGGAGCAACCGUUUUUAAAGAAGGCUGUGAAAGUACGCUUUGGUGAACGCUUGUACAUUGAAUUAGCAACAACCUGUUUCUAGCUGUGAACUCCUGUCAAAGUUAAAUGCAGUGAUGGCAGCGGUGGAUAACAACUGCAUUUUGGGGCAGCAACAUUUCCUGACAUUUGCAAACCAGCUUGAAUGGUUUUUAACAUCUCCAAUGCUGUGUGGCAAUAUUGGCCACUGUUCAUACAGGUAACUCCCCAUAUACGUGGGGGCCACUUUCCAAAGGCACCGCACAUUUAAGUGACAUUGUGUACAUUUGAAACGACAUUGGGAAAGCCUGCAAACAUCCUCUAAACCCUGGAAACCCUUUACAAAACCAGCAGCACUCACCAGACUCCAAACUCCGUCUGGAGGGGCCGUGGGAUUCAACUAACGAGUCCCAUCAACUGAAAAUGUUUUUGAAUAAACAAACGUCACUGGUGCUUAGAGAUGGUGGAUGCACAUCUGGAGAGCAGAAGAAUAAGCAUUUUCAUCAUCCAUUUUAUUAACUCAAUUAUCGAAUGAAUGUAGUUAAUUCAAAUAAUUUGGGUUGGCUUCUGCUCAGUCACAUAAAUGCUCUGAGCAGUCAAAGCAUUUAAGACAAUUUAUUAGAUCAUUGUGCAAACAUACGGUGAUUACAGAAACUACAGUUUACUAGCAAACUACAAUCUGCUAGCAAACUCCAGCCUCUCCAAAAAGCUUUGGAAGAAUUCUGUACCAGAACAUAUGGAGAGGGAUUCAAUAUCACACUGUUCUGAUCAUGCCAUCCCCCUGCUUCUCCCAUGAUGUGCUGUUUUAGGGGUUUCUGCCAACCUUCCAGUAGCCACUUUGGGGGAGCGUAGAGGGCAUGCAGAGAGAAGAGGAAGGAAGAUCCAUUGUGCAAACAGAAGUCCUUUUCGCGGGAGAUCCAGCUUCUUGGCCUUCUGGGCCAGUUUGGUAGCCAGAAGGAAUAUUCUUUGUAGAGGGGAAAGAUGUGUUGGAUCAUGUCUGGCAAUGGUGUGAUCCUAGAAUGAGAGUGAAAUCUACCACAGAGAUGUGCUUACCCUGCUCUUUGCCCUAAUAGCAAUAGCUAAUAGCAAUUCGUCCUAUAGGGCGAAAAAUACGGUAAAUUCCAGUAGAUUAUCCCUGCCUGACUGAAGAUUAAUGAGCAAUAUCUGCAGUCCAGCAUGUAUUAUCAGCUCAGCAUUCCGCGAAAAUAAUGUGACUAGGUAGAUGAACUUUUUUCACCAGUUCACAGUGGCACACUUUGCGUUUUGAUGUAUGCGCAAGAGUUGGGGGGUGCAGCGGUUGUUUUUAUAUUGUUUGUUUUACACAUUCCUACAUUGUAUUUAUGGAAGACAGAAACAGUCAUGUGGGGAGUGUGGUCUCCUAAGAAGCUUAUAGCUGCCCCAGAAUGUCAUUACUUUAACAUCAGUCAAAUUUAUGUAUGUGUUUGCUGAGUUUUGGUCAGAUGACAGAUGGUAUUUUGAGAGAGAGAGAGAGAGAGAGAGAAAGAUGCUGUUUUGAGGUCAGUUUAAAGGAUUUUAGAAAAUGGCUACCUCAAUUAAAUGGUUUAUUUGCAUUUUUGAGAGGGACGGAAUGUGUUGGAUUCAUGUGAAAUGCAGCCAUGUAGUUUUAGCAAAGGCCCUGGCAGUUUCUAGAUGUUACUAUACUUGAAAAUGCUGUGAUCAUAUACAUCACAAGGGAAGUCCUAGAAACAGAUGCCCUCCUGCUGCUGCUAAGUUCUGCCUUGCUACUUCAAGUUACCAGCAAAUAAAGAAUUUUGGGGUGUUGGUAUGGUAUUAAACUACUUUGAUCCUUUUACAACUUCAGGCUCUAUCAUAAUUCUUCGAACUUCCACAAACAUCAGCUUACAUAGAAAAAAGCAGCAUGUAAAUAUUGCAAUAUCACAAUGAGCCUGUUGCUAGAAUGGGCUGUAUUUUACUCCCCCUUUGAAGUAAGACAGGCUUCAACCUUGUGCACCUUUGGUAGGAUUCUAAAAAAAAAAAUGUGGGCACUGUCAAAUCUCUGUUCGGAAAACUGUUCUAAUUUUUUUUUUUUUACUAUUGUGCGCUACUGCGAUAUUUGAGUAUGCUGGACAGUCUGUAAAUAUUUCAGUCCAAAAAACUAAACUGUAGAGCAUCAGGACUCAGAAGGUGCUGUGUGAAUUUCAGCCUAAAACCCCAGAGAGCGACUGCCAUUCUUUGCAGACAAUAGUAAGAUAGAUGGAUUAAUGGCCUAACUCUGCGCAAGGCCGUUUCCUGUGCCCCUGAUAAGUUCCUGACUGCAUUCUAAUCUUCUCUCAUAAAAUAUAUGUGCAGAGUUUGUAUAUCUGGUAUUUAUUUCAUUUUAUAUAUCUGUAAGAAUAAAUGUUUAAAAAGCCAAAUUAAUUUGUGAACAAAUGUUGUAACUCCGUUUAUCUCUCCACCUCAGGACUUUAGCAUCAUGUUUACCCAUCACAUCAUAGCAGUCAUUUUGAUAACCCUCUCCUACACAGUCAAUUUCAUCCGAGUGGGAGCCCUAACUUUGUGUCUUCAUGAUGUGGUGGACAGCGUGCUGGAGGUGAGAGUAAGAGAGAGAAAUUUAGCCAUAAUAAAUCUUCAUGUCUUCAAAACAUUUCUUCCAGAGCAAACAGCGUUUUAAAGUAGUAGGCUACAGCCCAGUGUUUCCCAGACUUGGGUCUCCAGCUGUUUUUGGACUACAACUCCCAUCAUCCCUAGCUAGCAAGAACAGCAGUCAGGGAUGAUGGAAAUUGUAGUCUAAAAAACAGCUGGUGCUGGGGACCCAAAUUUUGGAAACACUGCUAAAGCCCAUGAAAGCUUCUAGCUGUUGAAAUUUGUCUCAGAGGUGGCUCAGUGCUGCUUUUCUUAAGCACCGUGAGCACAGUGAAACAUUCUUUUGAGUAAAAUGCUUUCAGUUGGGCUGUACUUGUCAAACAUGGCUAUUCAGUGAGUUCUUGAAAAAAACCAUAUAGGAUUUGGGAGUCCAUAGAAUCUCCACAUUUUAACUGACUACGGCAAUGCUUUUUCAUACUAUGUAGUUGCUGAAUCAUAGCAAAGGUCUAUAUAACUAGCAUCACUUUUAUUCUGGGAGACCUGGGUGUAUAUAUAAAGCCUGUUGCAGACAAGGGUUAUAUUUCCCCUGAAAGGGCAGGUGCGCAGUGCAGAGACAUUAUUUGCGCCUUGGGUAUACAGGCAGCAGUGAAGACUUCCUUUCAUCAGCUUUGAAUGAUUUACCUGCUGUUGCCUCCUCUCUUGAAGACACACCUGGCCUCAGUUAUUCGUGUCCUAGUUAGUCCAAAAUGUGGCAGCCAGACUAGGGUUCAAAGAUUGGAGCUUAUUAGUCUAGCCAUGUUCCUCAUCUUCAUUGUUGCCUGUUUGUUUCUGGGAUCAAUUUAAAGUGCUGGUUUUAGCCUUCAGAGCCCUUAAGGACUUGGGGCCAGGCUACCUCCAGAACUGCCUGUUCCCACAUGAGCCUGCAUGGCACUUAAGGUGAGCUGCAGAGCUCUUGCUUUCUGUCCCCUGUACACAUGAGAUGUGACAGGCAAGUCUAUGGAAUACCUAAUCGCUUUUAAUGUGAGUUCUCAAAAAUCUGUUUCUGCUGUGUUCUGCAGCACAGUCCUAUUCAUGCCAUGUUUGGUAAGAAGGUUAUCUCAUAUUGCUUGAUGGAAUUUAUUCCAAUGUAUAUAGAAUUGCACCCUUAACGUCUGUCUUUUUUAUUGCUGCUUUUAGUAUUGUUUGAAUUUUUAUUUGCCCUAGGUUUUUCUGAUUUUUAAAAAACACACAGAAAAGAAGGCUAAAAUGUUGGCUUUUGGGGUUUUUUUUUUAACUCUCCUGUACUGAGACCAUGAGUAGUAAACCAUGAUUACCACUUUUGGUUGGUCUGGAGAGAGCUAAACUGCAAGCCUGUGUUUGGGUGGCUCAUGAAGCCAAGCAAUGACUUGGCUCAACAAAACAACCAGGGAGAACAAGGCAGCCAUAAUCUCCUCUCCCGGAACCUGCACAAUUGUGUGAUUACACUAAGCCAUGGUUUGGCUUAGUGUGAUAUGCAAAUGAGGCCGCUGUGUGAAGCAUCGUCAGUAGAAGAGGUAAGGGCACUAAAGAGUUCACACUGAUAUGCUAUGCAUCAUUUGAAUAUUAAUUGUCCGGUACUGUGUGCAAUAAUUAUUUUAGACGUAACUUUAUUAAGGAGAUAACCCGUGUUCCUUCCUCGUUAUAGGCAGCCAAAAUGGCAAACUACUGCAAGUGUCAAAAGUUGUGUGAUUUCCUCUUCCUCUCGUUUGCUGUCAUUUUCAUGAUUACAAGGCUUGGAUUGUAUCCUUUAUGGUGAGUAAAUCUGCUGCUUCCAUGGAACUACAGGGGUUUUAAGUCUGGUAGAUAGAGCACAUCCUGCCUCUAGGGCAGCAUUUCCCAAGGUGGCCGAUGCCGCCCCCUGGGGGAUGCUGGAACAAUCAAGGGGGAGGCGGUAGUAGCCUCAGGUGCAAUGGAGCUCGUUGGAUAAAAAUAAGGGGGCAGUGGAAGCAUAAAGAAAGAAGAUAAGAAAAUAUUGGGAAGCCAUUUGCACAUGUUUCAUCUGUUGUGGAAUGAUGCGUACUGGCAGGUCAGGCGUCGUUGGGUCUCCCUUGGAUCCCACUUUCCCAGGCUUGGGUAAACCCUUUUUGGCUUCACCCAGGCUUGGAAACUGGGUCACAGUUUGCCUGCCUAUUUACAACAGCAUCUUUACUGUGUUGUGGGGCAUAGGUAGAAACAUAGAUACAUAAAAGAAUGCAAAUUUGUGACUACAUCCUUCUGCUUGUUCACUUAAAGAAGGUGGAUUUCAGGGAGGGCACUGAGUAUCUCUCCCCCCCCCCCCCAAAAAAGGGAGUGUUAGGCCAAAUGAGUUGGGGAACUGCCGCUCUAGGGCCUCUUGCCUGUCAUUCUCAAAGGCUAUGGUUGCUUUUCUUAUGUACUGCUGCUUCUCAUACCGAAUUAGUUUGGCAGGACCACUAAAGAAUCAGCUUAUCUCAUAGUGGAACCCACGGAAUAUGAUAUAAUGUGAUCUGAGUCUGUAGACAACUAAACUGUGCAUUUCGUGUUGUGCACCAUAAAUAAAGUUCAAGUACAAUAAGCCUGCAAUUUACACAUGGGGUCAGUUCCUGGGAACUACACACAAACACGUAAUGCAAGGAAAACCUGUAAGAAGCCAUUAAAAAAUUUUUUUAACAACCCAGCAUUGUCAAGGAGGGGGUCGCUUUCCCGAGUCCUCUCUCCAAGCUACUAAUCAAUCAAUGCUGCCAACCAUCCAGCCCAAUCACAUGCUCCCACUUUGGGGGCUAUUUGUUACCACCUACAGCAAUACUUCCUCACAGGAUCACUCCUGCCGCUGUUGCCUCUUCAAACAUCUCUCUCUGAGGUGUCCGUAAUCCCAUAGUGUCAUCCAGGGUAUGUUUUAUGGAGAGAUCGUAGUCAUAAAUUGUCAGGCGCUGAUGUGGUUGCUCGAGAGCAAACAGGCAAGACUCCAACCUGCCUUUUCCAGGCUUUAUUCUUAGUGCAAACUAUUUACAGUGAAGAGCGUCGUAAGUUCAUGUCCGGCUCAAUCGCUAGCAGAAUCUGGGAGUGGGCAGUCCUUGUACCCCCCCCCCCAGCAUAACAGUCGCGUGACCCCCAGCCUUCUCCUCCCCUCCUUGCACCGAAACCUACUGUGCAGAGUGGGCGCUGGCAAAAGGGUACUUCCCCCCUCUCCGGUUUGCUCAGCCUCGGCGUUGAGGCUCUCCCUAGCAUCCACUGGUCCCACCACCUCCUCUCCACUGGAGGUGGGGUUUUCCUCCUCGCCGGAGGAGGAGCUGCUUCGCAAGAUUCUUGGAGGUUCCCUAUAACACAACUGCCCUUUCGCCUCUGAGCUGAUGGCAGUUCCCUGACAUAAAUCAUAUUGUUCAUGUGCUUAAUUGCACGGAAGAGUUCGGAAUAUUUUUACAGGUCCCUGCUUGCUGCCUCGUGCUCAACAUCACCAUCUUAUUUACUGUCGCUUUCUGCGCAUGAUUUCACCAGCUCCUCAAGCUCUUCAUCUGUCAGUGUUUGUGCAGGAUCCUCAGUUAACUCUUCCGCUCUUCCUGGAGAAGGUCCCCAAAGCCCCUACAGGACAAACAAAAUCGGGUUGAAACAACCCUGUUUUGAUUAAGUCAUCACAGUUGCAUUGCUAAUCCGGUCCAUGUGAACAGAGCACCACAAAAGGUGGUUUGGGGGGCAUUCAGCUGACCAGCUGGCUCUGCAGCAGCAGCAUGGAACAAUAGAGCACAAAUUUCAUGUAAUCAUUAUCAAUUCUGUGGCUUUGGCCUAGUUGAAUGGUAUCAGGAAGAUGGAUUUAAUAAAUAAGCCAGGAAAUCUGUACAAUAGUUACCUCCACUGCUUUUUGGUAGUGUUAGUUUAUUCACGUGCAUCCUUGCACAUUUGCAUGAAUUUUAAAAAACCUUCUUUUAAUGGUUUGGUAGGAAGAUAUUGCAAAAAUCUGCUUGUUUACAUAUGACCUCCCCCUGUAGAGGCAGGUUUUCUUUUCUUUUUUUCCUUGUGCAAUUCCAAAGGAGCUUCCUGCAGCCAAUCGGAAGCGUCGCUUUGGUUUACGAACGUUUUGGAAGUCGAACAGACUUCCGGAAUAGAUUCCGUUCGACUUCCAAGGUACGACUGUACUAAUUUUUAAAGAGUAUGGGGAAACUAAGGAAGCACCAUUAAUUAUUUUUCUGGGCUAAAUUUAAGUAAGUCUAGUAUCCAGUGUCUGGGGUGGUUUAAAAAUGCAUUUUAAAUUAAUGCAAAAAGAUGGCUAAAUAUACCCCUUAGUUUUCAGCAGAUAAGAAUUAAUAGAACCCUGUCCAAUAUGUGAAAUUCAGAGGUGGUCAUUACUUUAAAUUUCUGUGGAGAAUGCUAAAACAGAAGGCACCACCAUUUUAAUGAUUAAUGCUUCAAAUUGUAUACGUUGUGCAGUUGCUAAGGACGUUCCCAUUUUGUCACCUCACCUUUCUCCUUUGUUUAAAAGCCAUCUUUCUGGGAAAUUCUCUUUUGGCUUGUUUAGGAAUAAAUACUGGCAUAUCAACCCAAAAGAAAUUUUUAUUGCAGGCUGUUAUAAUAGCCCCUGUGAGCAGGUUAGUGGCAUAUAAAUUUUACAAAUACCUAUUCAGAUGCAUAGUCCAGCUGGAUAAUUAAGCUUAAACUAAUUUAUCUCAUACUGAAAAAUGAUGAAAGGAUGCAUUUGUCAGUUAGCUUUCUUUUGUGGCAUACAUUUUGCAAGUACUUGUGUCAAAUACUUUCAGACUUGCUGCAAGAACAGAGAAGUGAACCCGAAAGCCAGUGCGUGUGUGCGCUUUAGUUUUAGAUUGCUGUAGUUGACUUAACACUUCUGCGUGUUUUUGCAGAAGAGAACAGAGAAAUGUCAUCAGUAAUACGCAAGUGCACUGACCAUUGAGAGCGAAGAAUCCAUAGCAAUGUGCAGUUAAUGGCUUGUGUAGUUACUGCAGCGGUAAAAGUUUAGUAAGUUUUCUUCUAGCUCAGUCAAGGAGUGCACAGAUAACUUACGUAGGAAAUGUUAAAUACUUUAAGCUGGAAGACUCUUCGUGUUUUCCUAUUGCUGUUUUCUAACUUUCAUCAGCCACUCUCCAUUCCCAUUGUGGCAUAUUUGUGAGUCUGAAUUAUAUUGGCCUGCCUCCUGCCCCCACCACUACUAGGCCAUACUUCUGGACUGUCUAGCUCCAUUGCUAACCUCAUCCACACAUGUGCAGGUGUAUCCCUGUUUCAAGGCUAUGAAUGAUGAACUCUUUUGUCUUAGCUAAGAGAAAUAGGCAGGUCAGGAAAGGCUCUGCUCUCCAACUGAUAAUCUGCUUCUUCUCUGUCUAGUUGACAGUAUGGAUGUUUAUGUGGGAUUGUUUUAGUGAUAUUUUUGAAACCUGGUUUUUAUACUUCAGAAGCCACUUGGAAGUCUGUUUUUUGCAUUAAGCGGUGUAUAAAUUAAGUAAUAAUACUAACAGAUUCUCAUCAACUUAGAAUGGAAUAAUGCCAACUUUUUCUAAAUGCACAGGUUUUUUUAUUGGAACUGGUCUUAACUCCUCUGUAGCCAUAACAGGGUUCCUAUAGGUCAGUAUUUCCCAAGUCGUGAGUUGCAAACCACUUGGAUUAGGACAAUGGGAAACUGAUUCAAAUCCCUGCCAAGCCAUGGGCUUUGUUAGAUAACUGUGGUCAAGUCCUACCCUUCAAUUUGUUUGUAUACCACCCACUGUUACUUGAUGUUUCUGCAUUUCAGGUCCUAGCUACUUUCUCACAUUUUUUGGGCUUCUUUGUUCUGUGAACUACCCAAGGAACAUCCAAAAACCAGUAAAUGAAUACAUUUUCCUCCCUCCAAAUUAAGCACUGAGAAGAUUCUUCAGAGCCUUUUGUCUGAUUAACUUGAGUGUUGUUUUUUACCAUGAGUCUCAUUCUCCAUCUUUCAUCUGAAGUUAUCUUGGCACCUUUACUUUAGUUGCCUCUGGCCUCAGUUGUCAACCAUCCCAAGUGUGAGGCUUAAACCCAGCCAUACUGAUUAUGUUAGUUUUCCACCACAAACUUUGCAGAACAGCACGGCAUUCCAAGUUAAUGUAUGUCAGAGGAUUCACUGACACAAGCCCAAUGCCAUAUAGACAGUUGACGUUAACUUGCUAAACAUGCCAUCUAGUGGUUAAAUUCAGUCUGCUACAUCUGUGAUUCAGCCAAGAGUCUUGUAUAUCAAUAAAUACCAAUUUAUUAUGACAUAAGCUUUCGUGGAAUUAUAAAUCUAUUGGUCUUUAAGAUGCCACAAAGCUCUCUGUUAUAUUUGCUGCAAAAGCCCCUGUAGAAAAUAUUAAUUCAGUGAGCUAUCAUCCAUGUUAGUCCCCCCCCCCCUUUAGUCAAACUUACUAAAUGUUUACUGCAGAACCUAUGAGAGCCAGGUGUGUCUUUAUCAUUGAACAACAAUGAUUUAUUACAAAAAAGAUAAGCAUUUCAUUUUAUAUAGUGUAUUUAAAUUUCCUUUAAAACUAAGUAAUCAAAUGCUUAUAACAGUAUUAGUAGCAUAGCUCAGGGUCAUAACAUGGAUCAAUUCAUUAUCACAUGGAUCAAUCUAAGUGUCUUGGAGUGUCAGCAGCACUAGUAAUCUUUGUCUAGCUACCUAAACUAGUUUCUGUUAUGAUUCAGUCAACUGGAAUAAUAGUCAAAAGCAUCAAAUCAGAGUGGUGGUUUAUUCAUUAGGUAAGAAUGCAGAGUGGGGGUGGGAGAGAAGAAUGUAAUAUGAAACACACACAUUUCAUUAACCAGUUCACCAAUAUAUACAUCUAUGUCUCUCCCACCUCACAAAAAGUUGGAAGAUUAUAAAACAAUAGGGUUGCUAGUAAUCAUUCAUUUUUCUAUUAGAUAACUUGAUAUCAGUUGAGCCCUAGAAUAGCUUGUACAAUCUUCAAUAUGCUGAUGUUCUGUUAAUUAUUGAUUAGUCCAUUUGGGGAUUCAACGGGUCAUAUAUCAUUCACACCAAAAUGAGAUUACGGGAACUGAUCAGUAGUACUUCAAGUCACAUGAUAUGCUAGUGUUGAUGCAGGGCUUUUAAUAUGCAGGAACCAGUCCAAUGGAAACAGUACUGGUAAGCAUUUUAGAUGAAUACAUUAGUUCAUCCAGAUUGAAUGUCCAGGGUUGAUAAUUCAUAGGUGAAACAACGAAUAAAUAAGCAGAGAUGGCUAAGGUGAGUGUCUUGUUUGGGAAGACUGCCUUGGAAGCCUCACCUUGAGUUCCAUCAUAGAAGAAAGGAGGAACAUAAAUAAAAUACAAUGGGAGUCACUGGGAAAGCAAAGCAAUGUGUAGACUUGCCUCCCGUGAAACAGGGUUUCUCAAAUUUCAGGGCUCAUUUUGACCCAUUGAUGAGCUUAUAAAGGUGUCAUUGACACUGACCCAAAUUCUUAGGAAUGUAAAUGUAAUAAAGUCAAGAAAUAAUAUGCAGUCAACACUUAUCAGUCAUUAGUAACCAUUACUAGGAAUCAUAACAUGUAAGGAGUAAGGAAGUAAAACGAGUGAAAAUAAUAGCAUUCUAAUGAGAAUUACAGCUUUUAACAAGCAUAUGAAUAAGUCGGGGCAGCAGGUGGGGUUGUAGCUCAAUAAAAGCUUGAAGUUUUCCAGAUGACAGCUUCCUUUUAUAUCUUUGUGGGAGGUGUUGGAAUUAUUACUUUGAUGCUAUAAAAAUAAUUGUUUAAAAAGUGAAACUCUGCACCUGUAUACAGUUUCUUUUAGCAACGAAACAGCGUGGUCUGAGAGUACUGUUGUUUUGUGGAGGCAUCUUAUUAAAUACAGAGGCUCCUCAUUGGCAAAGGAAGCGCAUGCCUUUUAUUUCUGAAACUCAUAGUUCCUAAUUAUUCCCCCCACCCCCCAGUCUCACAAACCUAUUUUAAAUCCCAGGCCCUUUUUGACCCCCUAUUGACCCCAAGGUCUUUAUUCACCUCAUGCACAGUUCCACUGACCCCAGGAGGUCAGUAUCAACCACUUUGGGAAGCCAUGAUGCAGGUGUAUUGAUUUUUAAGCAUUCCAGACCUUGUUCAUAUUGGAGAUCAUUGAUAAUGUGGAUGGGCUCGCUUGAGUGACCAGUUUUCAUGCUCUGUUAUUACAUUCAUAAUGACUCCAGUAGGGGUGGGAAGCAUUGUUGAGAAAUGAACCAUCUCUCUCUUGUUUUAUAUUGACUUGCCAUUUUCUCUUUUCUCCAGGGUAUUGAACACAGCAAUAUUUGAACUGCCCGAAGCAGUUGGUGGCUUUCCUUCCUUGACGAUCUUUAUCAUUUUACUUCUGGUACUUCAAGUUCUCCACUGUUUUUGGUCCUAUCUAAUAGUAAAGGCAGCCUAUAAAGCAAUUUUGAAAGGCAAGGUAAGGAAAAAAAACAAAAACUGUCUUCUGCUUUCUAGUGUGUAAUUUUUUCCCCAACUAGCACAGUUCCCUCAAGUCACUUGACUUUAUCAAUCUAUGGCAAAAACUUGUCGCUCCCUUCCAGAAGACACAUCAGGUCUUGAAACUGUAUGUUUAAUAUUGACUGUCUGAGCAUUCAGUUGAAUUGAGCAUGGGCUGCUGAUUCAGGGCAGCUGUUCCACUUAGGCUUACCUUGGAACUUGUUUACUGUAACCAGAGAAGCUGUUUGCUAUACUUCUCAAGGCCACAAACACAUGAUAUUGGCAGGAAAUUUGCAUCUUCCACUUCAAAUGUAAACUUGUCCGGAAGCUGCUAUCAGUUCCAGUUCACUGGCAAACACAUUUAUAUGAUCUAUGCACUUGCAAACAUGGGUUUGCUUGCUUCCAUACAUUGCAUUUUUUCUAAAGGGUUUCGUAAAGGUAAAGGGACCCCUGACCGUUAGGGUUGCAGCGCUCAUCUCGCUUUACUGGCCGAGGGAGCCAACGUACAGCUUCCGGGUCAUGUGGCCAGCAUGUUUACCUUCCUGCUAGAGCAGUUCCUAUUUAUCUACUUGCACUUUGACGUGCUUUCGAACUGCUAGGUUGGCAGGAGCAGGGACUGAGCAACGGGAGCUCACCCUGUCGCGGGGAUUUGAACUGCCGACCUUCCGAUCGGCAAGCCCUAGGCUCUGUGGUUUAGACCACAGCACCAACCGCGUCCCUACCCAUAGGUACACCUUAAAACUGCAAUGUGCAAAGCAGCCCUGAGCUUUCACGCUAGGCCUCUGGAAUUCAGAGCUUCCUCUGCAACCCCAUAGUAUUGCAGUGUAGUCUGUAUAGACAGUAACAGGGUGCUACUAUGUCAGAGAAUGUGGCUUCUAUGGAGUUGAGCCUUCAGUGAUUCUGGUAGUUCUCUGUCUGUUCUCUCAGAACUGCAUUUUGUUCUCUUCCGUCCUAGCAGAAGUCACUUGUUUAACACCAAACAAUAUGUGUCUUCUUUCUUAACCUUCUUAAUUAUUUUCUUUCUGCUGCCUUUGAAGGCUGGGAAGUGGAACCCUUUGCAUGUAAGUUUCCCUGAGGGAAAAUGAACACACAUGCCACGCAAACAUCAUCAUCAUUAUUAUUAUUGCAUCUUCUCUCCUUGUUUCUUCAGUGGUUGUCUUUCUGCACAGCCACUCUGCUUAAAAUGCACGCUGGUUGAGGGCUUCCAAGCCCAAAGGUAUUGAGCAUGUUCUCAGGAGUGAAAGAGAGAUAUGUAUCAGUCACACUUCUUUGAAGUCUCUCAGCCCCACUCACCUCACAGAGUGUUUGUUGUGGGGGAGGAAGGGAAAGGAGAUUGUUAGCCGCUUUGAGACUCCUGAAGGGGAGUGAAAGGCGGGAUAUCAAAUCCACCUCCCUGCACCUCCACUUCCUUUCUCUACCUCCUCACAUCCUGCUUCCAAGACCAGAAGUGAGCUGGGCUGGAAGAAGAAAGGCUUGAACUGAUAGCGUACAGGGAGAUAAGAUGGGUGCGGGGGGGAGGUGAUUUAGGUUCCCUCCCCCUUUUUCACACCCGUUUUUUUUUGUUUUGUUUUUGCAGGCGAAGGAUGACCGAAGUGACAUUGAGUCUAGUUCAGACGAAGAGCCCACCACAGCUCCUCAUUCAAAGACCUCCCACAGCUCAGCCACCACCAAUGGGACGAGCGGAACAAACGGAACAAACGGGUAUCUCACUGGGGGCAACUCCGCAGAGGAACACUAAUCCCUGGAUUAAACACGGAUACACGAACAAGACGAACUGUUUGCUACUGGAAGUCAAUCGGUUGUGAAUGCUGGGUUUUGUUUUUCGUUUCGUUUUGUCUUUUCUUCCUUCCCUUAUUCCUUUUGUUUCUCAACAUCAGAGAAAAACAAAACACAUGGAGUAUUUAAAGCUUCUGAUAGCGUACUGCUGUGUUUCCUGUUUGUGAAUGACAGCGCCACACCAUGUUCUUUAUGUAGGCAUGCUGCAUGUAUAUAGAUAUAUAUACAUGACCAGAUGGGAGCAGUACUUUCUUCUGUAGGCUUUGAUGAUUAUUUAUUUUAGAUCUUAUUUGGGGGUGACUUGUGGAUGAAAGGGAGCAAGAUUCUCUUUCAGACUUCACAUCAGGGCCAGGGACUGCCAAGUUUUAAGGUACGUUUCCGUGCUUCAUUUCUCUAGCCCGGUAUCUAGCAUUACGACAAAACUUUAUAAAAGUUCCUCUUUAGUUCUAGGUUGAUUUUGUUUUAAUUUGCUGUUUUUGUGCUGAAGGAUGCUGACUUUAGAAACUCCCACUACAAACACAGUGGUCACUCCCCUCACCCUAGAGAGGAGUUAAAAAAUGGUGCAUUAGUAUUUCUAAACCGCCUGUAAUGGAGCCAGUCCAUAUGAAACUGUAGUUAUUGUAAGAUGGGAUUUUAGCUGUCUUUUACAAGAUUGGUGGCAAAUUAGAUCAGAGCUCACUGUUUGUGCAAAUGCCCAAACUGUUUACAUCAGGUAAGAACAACUCAAGUCUUACAGAUGAGUCCUGCCUUGCAGUUUUAACCUCCAGUUUGAUUUUUAAAAAUUUCUGGAGAUGCCUUUUGUUUAGUUUCAGAAGAAAGAUGCUUACUUGAGUGCAUAGUCAUGUAUACAAAAGUUGGACUUGGAUCAUAUUUAGAACCAGCAUCAAGAAGAAUAGAGGCAGAAAAGAAUUGCUUACUGGGAGUAAAGUAGAUACAAGACAUUGGGAAGAUAUCUGCAUGGUGCAUUGGCAGCCUGUGUCUGGACUGUACCACUGCAUACAGCAAUUGGGGACUAAGUUGACUGAAUACUUUUGCCAUACAAAUAUAUUCCAUGUGCAUAGAAACUAGAAGUCAUGGGAUAGGUUGAGGAUGUUCAAGCUUAAAGCCGUUCUCCUGUCAGUCAGGGAAUUGUUUUAUAUCACGUUGCAUUAAAUCACGUGUGCCACCCCUUUUGCACUGAAGUGGUACAGUCCAGACACAGUUCUACUUCCUCGCAUACUUCUUGUGAAAAUUAGGCCUUAUUGCUCAGAUGGGAAACCUGUUGCUCUCUGAAUAUCGUUGGACAUCAUCCCUGACCUUUGCCAGCUCUGGCUGGGGCCGAUGGAGUCCAACAACAUCUAGAGGUUUUCCAUCCCUGUUCUACUGCCUGAGGUUUCUUUUAAGUGCCUGCUAGAAAGCUUUUGCCCACACUUAAAAUAAAUAUUAGGCAGUUCAUUCGGGAUUCAACGAGGACACAGUCCAUCAACCCUUGUAAGUAACCCUGCUUGGUAUGAGGUUGUGUUCUUGGUAGAUUGUGUGGCCAGGUGGCUCUGAUUUUAAGAGAAGAGAGUGCCCUGGUUCUUCCCACUUCCUCAACUUACUUGUGAGAGGACAGUUUACUUAAUACUGGUCCUGUGCCACACCACAGAAGAGUCCCCAAGGGAACUUGGAUGGUUGUACGAGUCUCAUAGCAGUCUUUUCUCUCUUUCUUAGCCCACAACACUUGCAACUAUUGGCGCCAUUGAGCGCAACCCAGGAACAUGGAAAACUGAUGGCUAGAUGUACCCCAGUGUGAAUCAGCAACAAGCAUCCAAGGCUCUUUUUAAUUACUAGAGAAAUACAGCUGGCAGUGAUUGUAAGCCUGUUGAUUUCCUGCUAAAGAUUUACCUGUAGCUAUUGAUAUGUUCUUAAAGGAAAUCAGCAGGAAUAACAAGAGUUAGAUCCUUCCCCCCACUCUUCAUCUCCCUGCAGUAGAGGUUUCCUUGUUUUCCAUAAGAUCCUUAGAUAAAGCGACCUUUCUUUCACAUUAUUUCUGUGCUUAGUAAAGCCAGUUUCGGCAAAGAAGACAACUUCUCUUUUCUGUGUGCCAUUUUUGUUUUCUGUUGGUGUUGGGCACAGAGGUAACAUGUAUGCCAAAGAACUACAUGCAGGGAAAGAUGGAAAGAAGCAAUAAGCAAUUGCUUGGAAUCAUAAGAGCCCUGUCUCCCAUCAGAAAUUAUUUUGAGCCAUAAAUCCUUUUUGCACAUCUCCUGCAACCAAAUCACCCUUAACAUUUGCUCAAGCCAUACAGUAUUUAUUAUACUCUGGCUUUAUUCCAUACAUGAGAGAAUGGAAAGGUGAUUCUUCUUUGCAGAGGAAAGGUUAUUUUUCAUCACAAUUCAUGCGGCCAUUUUUUAAGCCAACCCAACAGAACAUGUUUUUGGUUGAUAGCUGUUCCCUAGUGGGUUGAGGUGUGCUGGAUUGGUCUCGUGAAUCUUGACGCAACAAGUUAGAUUCCAUAUCUGUGUUAUGUUCAUUCAUGUUGUGUGUGUUGAUAUUUCAACAGUGUCACUUCAGCCCAUCAGGGCCCAGUGGAAAAAUCAGUUUCUCUGCAAAAUACAAAAAAAAAAAGGUUAUGCGACAUGUGCCAACAUGCAAAACACAAAUUAAGGGUGCCCAUAAAGUGAAUGUAGUAAAAGUAACUCGAGAGCUGAAGAACAGGAAGUAUAUUAGAGUGGAGGGAUAUAAAACAAUAUCAGAACCGCUAUGGAUAUUGGAUAUUAGUUGCCACUAGAAUCUCUCUUUCCAUGCUGUCAUUUAAGAGUCAUUGUGGGUUGGCUCUAAAGUUUCUCAUAACUAAUAAUCCGGUGCAUCUCAGUUUUGAGUCCUCUAUGCAGCAUAGAACUUGAAUAAAGAGAAUCUGCAUGGGCACUGGAUGUGAAGCGCUGACAUAGUAAGGCAAAAUAGUUUAUAUUCAGUUUUUUGGUUAGUUUUACAACAAACACAGAUUGGGAGUCUGGGACUUUCAAAAUGCUCUAUGGCAUUGCUUAGGCAGGAGUUUUGGACAGAUGUCUGGUUUUCCCAGAAUGUGGAAGCAUUGCUUUUGGAGGGAAUGUAGAACCAACAGCUGCCAUCAUUAGCUUCUAUAAACUCACACUGUUGUGGUGAAAUGCACGGUAAUCAGGUUAAGGGGAGGAAAGCUCCUGAACCUUGCCUCAGGCAACCAGGAAACUGUUACAAAGCACGCUGUGAAGUUAGCUGGGUUACAAAAUGGCUUCAUUACGGCUCAAUCUUAAACACCAAGGAUAUAGACGCUUUGAUGCUGUCGAUGCAAAGAGGGCUUCCCCAUUCACUUAAAUGGAUUGAAAUUAGGGAGAAUACGCUUUGUAGGCCCGUAAGUUCAAUGUGAGCCUCUCACUAUGGCGUAUGCCAAGUGCCACUGGAUCCAGGAAGAAAGAAAACAUGUAAUCAAUCACAGGAAGCCCUUCUAGAAACAAACCGGUAUUCAGUUUCCUGGAUUAGUAUUAUCAAAAUUAUCUUGUGUAAACAAGCUCUUGUUAGGAAAAAAAAAAAAGCUCUUUGGUUUGGUCUCUUUUAGCAGUAGAGUAAAAGAUGCAGUGACCGAAAUGUGUAGCGUAGCGACAAAAAUGAAGAAAAAACGGUGUGUGGAAGUUAGUAGCCAUUAGCUAGACUGAACUUUUUUAUUAGCCAGCUCUUGGGGUAGUGGAGUAAGAUCUAUUGUUGUGUGCAUUUCCUCAGUUAAGUAUUGGCAUGGAACACACUUUUUAAAAAAACAAAAACAAAAAAGUGUGUUUUUAUGUAUAUUUUUAAAGUGGGACAAAUGAGUCUGAAGACCAGGUAUCUUCAACAUAUAUAUCCACUUGAGGAUGGAAGUGUGGGGUUUAAUUUGCACUCUCCAUGCCGACUGUAGAGUGCCAGAUUUUUAAAAUGCCAAAAAGAAAUAUACACGUAUGCUCGUUGCCAUUUUUGAAUUUGUUCAACACAUGACUUCAUUUCUUGUGCAGUUACUUUCCAUUCUCCCACCCACCCACCCACCCCUUUGUGUAUGUUUAUAUCCGAGGCCUGGUUCACAGAAGACCCAGCAUGUAGGCCCCAAAUCUGGCAGGAUGCGGGUUCGGCCUGGGAUUCACUCAUGCUUUCCCUCCCUCUGCGUGCAGAACCUUGAAUGUGAUCUUGGGCCUGUGCGCAUUAUCUGUGCAUCCUUUUUUUUUGGCUGCACACUUCAGUGGGGUUUGCAUAGAUGCCGGCAUGUCUAAACCCUAGCUCCUAUACCAAGAAUUGCCAAGAGUGGUAUCUUUGAGAUGCUUCAGGACUACAUUUCCCAUCAUCCCUGAUGACUGGCCGUGCUGGGCUGAAGGGAACAGGGAAUGCAGCAACAUCUGUAGGGCAACAUGCCAGCUAUCCCUGCUGUAUACAAGGGAGAGAAAGGAACAUGAGUCCCAAGCUCACCCCCUGUACCCUGCCACUUCCAUGGUCUACGUGCCAGUACCCUCUGUGAACCAGCCCAGAGUUUGUUUAUGGGGGAGAUAUUGCAGAUGGGUUGCUAAACGAGAGGAAACGGUGUGCAAAGAAAUCUUAGCUUCCCUUAGGAAGCAUUUGCACGGCACAUUCUCCCCCUUUCCUGCUGUCAUUCAGUGAAGCUGUUUUCUUCCUUAACAGCUGGCAUGUUGUAACUUGCAAGGAACUAAUGAGCAUAUAAACCCUGAAAGCCUAGCUUUGGGACUGUAGGGAAAGGAGGGUAAUUGCCAAUCUUCACACAUAAUCAAAAAAGUGACAAUAUCAAGCCAUGGAGUGAUCAUGGGGGUUCUUUUAUCAAUUAAUGCACCUUUCCUUUCAAGUCAUUCUGCUACUGGAACCGAGCGUGUUGCAACAAACAAAUAAAAUUAUUGUGUGUGCCUGCGUGCGUGCGUGCAUAGGUGUGAGCGUGCUGUAUUUUGCAAUAAACUAUGGGCAGAUAGUUGUGUAACCCAAUGCCAGCUUGUUUUGAAUGUCUUUACAUUGUACAUAUGAAGGCAUAGGUUACACGGUAUUCUGGUGGUUCAGGUCGACGUUCUUCUUCUGCCAUUCCCUUUUGCAGUGUAUGGUAGAGGGUUCUGAAUAUAGGGCUAUACAAGUCCAUAUUUCUCAUCUCCCCAAACUCAUACACUAUUAAUUUUGGCUUUCUGUAAUUCUCACAAAUGAGAAGAAGAUGGGAUUUCUUUAUUUGCUCCCUCCUCCCAAUUGUUUUUUUUUUAUUUUUGUUUAAAGGCUUUCUGGUGUUAUAUUUCCUCCUGUAUUCAUUACUGAAUCCUCUUGUCAAAUAAUAAAAUUACAACAGUUCUGUAGGCCACUGUGAGAAUGACCAAAAUACUCAAAACCCACAGUGUUUAAUAAAUGGAGUUGCCUUGAAAUCACAAAUCAAAACUUCAAAAAUCCUCUGAUUGCACUUAGGCAUGACUUGAGUGUGAUUUGGUUUGUUUGGAUUCUACUGGGACGUUGCUAAAAACUGCCCAUAUUUUUUAGCUUCUCCUUUUAAAAAUAGUUCUCUUGGUAUUUAUUUGUUUAUUUAUUGAAAAGUUACUUAGCACAUUUUUCCUUACAAGGAAGUUCCAGUUGUAAUGACAGAGAAACUGAAGCAACUGAUCUACUUGUAUAAAGUUAUACACUUAGGAAAUAGCCUCCACUUACUUUAAUGGAGGGCAGGAGGCGGUACGUGUAUUUUGAUAGUAUUUAUUUUGGCCUUAAUUUUAGCCUAGGGCUUUAGUGAUGUGUAGGUUGACUAGGACCACUGGUAAUGAGAAUCAUCUCAAAGAAGAACGGUACACGCUGGUUUGAUACACAAGAGGGUGUUUUUCUAUCUCCCUGCAAAUUUCUAAAUACUGAAAACAGUAGCCACAUUUGUGUGCUCUGCAUGGUUGUUACUUUCAGCAGGUCAGGUCAGGACAAAAUGGUGCAAUUUUCCACCUGUGUUUUCAAGACAAUCCAACAGUUUGAGGAACUCUUUGAACUAUAACUUACUGGUAUAUUUCACUGUCAGAAAUACAGCACUGUGUUUUAGCCUUGGAUUUUGCUUCUGGGUUUCUUUUCUUUCCCCCCCUUUUAAAUAUGAAAAAUUAAAAUUCUUCCUGGAAUAUUUGGAUCCAAUCAAUAUUGUGAAUUUUGAUUUGAAAACACUUUCAUAAUAAACACUAAAGUAUUAGGCCU